Messenger RNA from Podarcis lilfordi (Lilford's wall lizard), 91176 nucleotides. NCBI's taxonomy places the organism in Eukaryota, Metazoa, Chordata, Lepidosauria, Squamata, Lacertidae. The record is from the annotation of a GenBank genome assembly.
UGCGGGGGAGAAGGACGGCUGCAGGAGCCAAUGGGCGGCCGCGCCGCUUCCUGCUUGGCUGGCCCCGCCCUCGCACCUGCCAGCUGGGCGACUUUACAUAACAGCGGCGGGCGCAGCGUAAGAGUUUGCGCUGCGUUAGGACGGGCCACGUCCCUUCAGCUCCCUGUUCUGCCCUGCCUUUGACUCGUCAGUUCCAGGUAACCCCGGCCAGAAACGGAAGACAUUUACCUGGGAGUAAGCCACCUACGUGUAAUUCAGCAGGACUUGUUUCUGAGUAGGCAUUGUUAGGCCUGCGCUGUUAAGAGGUGAUGCACCUGCAAUCUGAUCUUGAAGCAUGUUUACUCAGAAGUAAGCCCUACUUGGGAUGCGGGUGGCGCUGUGGGUUAAACCACAGAGCCUAGGACUUGCCGAUCAGAAGGUCGGCGGUUUGAAUCCCCGCGACGGGGUGAGCUCCCGUUGCUCGGUCCCUGCUCCUGCCAACCUAGCAGUUCAAAAGCACACCAGUGCAAGUAGAUAAAUAGGUACCGCUCCGGCGGGAAGGUAAACUGCAUUUCCGUGCGCUGCUCUGGUUCGCCAGAAGCGGCUUAGUCCUGCUGGCCACAUGACCCGGAAGCUGUACGCCAGCUCCCUCGGCCAGUAAAGCGAGAUGAGUGCCGCAACCCCAGAGUCAGUCACGACUGGCCCUGAUGGUCAGGGGUCCCUUUACCUUUAAGUCCUACUUACUCAGAAAUAAACUUGAGUUCGGUGGGAUUUGCUUCCUACUAAGUGCCUUAAGUAGCUGUGCUGGCUUCUCCUUAAUAAUCCCCCAGGAAGCAGUGUGAAAGGGGGAAGGCAAAAGCCAGAAGGUUUCAAGGGCUGCAAUCCCAACUACAGGGAGUAAAUUCACAUUCAAACUUCUGUUAAAACGUGAUUGUGAGAUUCAGCUGCGUUGCUGGACUGAUCUAGCGGGAGUUCAGAUGAGAAACUUUGCAUUUCAGGGGUUGGAAGGGAAGCAGGGACAAGAUUAGGAGCGCAAUCCUAGGUAUGUUUACCCAAAAGUAAAGGCCCCUUAAGUGCUCAAGGACAUAUUGUAAUGUACUCACAGUCAUGCUUAAAGCAGCAGUCAUAAACACACACAAGAGGGAGGGAAUGAGCCCCAUAGGAGACAAUGGGGCUUACUAAGGGCAACCAAAAUGAACAAAGGGUUGGAGCAGCUUCCCUAGGAGGAAAAGUUGUAACAUUUGGGACUUUUUAGACUGGAGAAAAGAAAAGUAGGAGAGCUAUGAUAGACUUGUAUGCAAUUAUGCAACCUGUGGGGGGAAAUGUGAUAGACGCCAUUAGAACUUGGGGACAGAAGAUGAAUGUUGGAAGAUCCAGGAAAGAUAAAAUAAAGUACUUCUUCACAGGCCACAUAGUUAAAAUAUUGAAUUUGCUCCUGCAAGAAGUAGUCACGGCCACCAAUUUGGACGGCUUCAAAAGACAACUUGAUGGGAGGAUAAAGCUAUCAGUGACUCCCAGCCAUAAUGGCUGUGUUCUGCGUCCAGGGUGUGAGGCAGGAUGCCUCUGGAUGCCAGUUGCUGGGAAUCAGAAGUUGAGAGAGGGCCAUUGCUCUCAGGUCCUGCCUGAGGCUUCCCAGAGGCACCUGAGGGGCCAUUGAGAGCAGACAGGUGGAUGAGAUGGGUCUUUGGCCUCUUCUUCUGUAUAAGCAUGCACUGUAAGUGCGCAUGAAAUUGUAGCCUUUGCUAUCUUUUGUGUGCUUUCCGUGGAAGGAAGUGGCAGAGAGGGCAAUAGCUUUCCCCUCUUCUAACUCUGCCUAUGGGUGUCUAGUUACAAUCUUUGUGAGACCACCCUAAAUUCUCUGUAUUUAAACAACAACAACCAGGAAGUUCUAUGUGCAAUUCUGUGUGCACAUGUCACCAGAUGGGUAAGGUUGGUCCUAUAGGGCAGGUAAUUUCAGUGAUUUUAGGUCAUUGUGUAUAUGGAUGACCGCUUUAAAAAAAACAGCUGUGCUGUGAGAGACCUUUGUUUCAAUUAGUGCUAUACUGUAGUCCAAAACAUCCAACUGCUGGCUUCUGUAUUUUUAAAGGAAGAGCAGCAAUUGGUACAACCUGAGAGAUUUUUUUUUAGCACAUCCUAACAUUGAAGCCUGCAGAAUGUCCCCUCCAUUUCAUCUUUGGACUUUUUCACCGUAUCUGCACCAGUUAAGGAAUUUUUAAUUCUCCAAUUCCCCCCACCCACCCCCAACCUGUCUUAUUCCUGACCCAAGGUGGCAACCCAACAUGAGCCCUUAGUAUAUAAUCUGGAAGAUAUCAUUACUAAUUAGUUUUUCUGGGACAAAUUUUCAUAUACAUUAAAAAAGUUUACUUGCCUAUAUCUGUGUGAUUUAAACAACAAUCUUAGGAACAUUAUCUUAUGAAAUGAGUUCUAGAGGGUAGCCAUGUAAGUCUAUUAACAAAAAAGAGAGUCUCGUGGCAUCUGAAAGCCCAGUAGAUUUAUUGUAGCAUACGUUUUCGUGCAUCUGAUGAAUGGGUACAAUUCCACAAAUGCUUACACUGCAAUAAAUCAUAUUAGAGGUACCACACACCAUGUUCCUAUUCUUUAGAGGAAAAUAGCUACUCAAGGCUAUUGUUUUUGUGUGUGGGUGUAUUCUCCAAUGCGAAAUUGACUCAGUUAAUAGCGGGUUCAUACUUGACUGCCCACAUAUCACUGCUUUAUUAGUUCUGUGAUGCUUUCCCAGUGUUAAUGCAUUAUUGCUGUCGAGAGAUACUCUUGUAGUAUAGUGCAACAAAAACGGGACAAAAAGUAAACAGGACUGUUUGUGGUCUAACACUUUAGAGGAUUUCAGCAGCCAGUUACAGGAAGACAUGCAUUGGUUGGAAAGGAAGCAGUAUUUCUGCCCCAAAAUGGUUGUCGCUAGAAACAGCACUGAAAGUGGGAUUGUGUAUGAUUGCCCUGAUACCACCAUGAAUGCAAAUCAUCAUAAAGGUAAAGGUAAAGGUACCCCUGCCAGUCAUGUCCGAUUCUGGGGUUGUGCGCCCAUCUCGCUUAAGAGGCCGGGGGCCAGCGCUGUCCGGAGACACUUCCGGGUCACGUGGCCAGCAUGACGAAGCUGCUCUGGCGAGCCAGCACCAGCGCAGCACAUGGAAACGCCGUUUACCUUCCCGCUAUAAAGCGGUACCUAUUUAUCUACUUGCACUUAGGGGUGCUUUCGAACUGCUAGGUGGGCAGGAGCUGGGACCGAAAGAUGGGAGCUCACCCCGCCGCGGGGAUUCAAACCGCCGACCAUAUGAUCGGCAAGUCCUAGGCGCUGAGGUUUUACCCACAGUGCCACCCGCGUCCCACGCAAAUCAUCAUGAAUGCACACGAAAAAGGAUGUCUGGCGGGACUCUCAGUUUGGGACGGCAGCAAAUCUGCAUAGCUGCUCUAGAGGCAUUUCAAAAGCAGUAGUAGCCUUCAAUGUAGCUGGUCAAUAUAUAGUCCAAAAAAGGCCAGAUUCUCCUGAAUGGUUGUCAGUAGCCCUGAGUUCCAUUAAUCACUUUUGUGGAUGUAGCUGAAUAUGAAUGCCAUUUGAGUAGGAUCAGGAGGUACUGGGUACAUAUGCUGGUUUACAUCACAUCCAAGUAGUAAAAAGCAUUUUAUUUUAUUUUUUCCAUUUCCUACCCAUGUAAACUGCUGCUUUUAGGCUAUCAUCCCACAAAAGAAGCAUAAUAUAAAAGAGUUCACUGUUAAGAUUGGCCAGGGUCUUUAAAAAAUGUACAUGUUAAAAUAGAUGCAGUUGAUAUCAGAUAGAAGUGGGAUUAAUGUGAGAUUGGUAAAAGCCUUCCUUAUAUAAGAAUAAUGUAAUUUAGUGAGCAGGGGAAGAUGAAAAGAGAAUGUUCUUAUUCUGCAGGUGAUGGAACUACAGCAAAUGCAAAUAAGUGGCCUGGAGAGAGGAUUUGGCACUUGGCAACAGAACUCGGAAGUAAUUGCCUUCCUAUAACUUGCAAAACUGCACACAGGCUUGGUAUGUGGCUUCAUCUUUGAGAAGCUGUACGUUUUACAUACUUUGUCUUUCACAGGACAGGAUGAAGCUCCUGAUCAUUUAUUUCCUGGCAGCUGGUUUGAUGGGUCUUGGUGUGCAAGUUGCUGCACAGAGAGAGGAGUGCGUCUUUGAGAGGCUGAAUGAGAAGGAUGCCCAGUUUUGUAGGUGAGCUCAUUAUUCCCUCACAUUUCCCAUAGAAACACAGCCCAAGGGAUCAUUUUAUUUCAUCAUGGCCCCUGACAAUGUGAUAAGCAGUUUAUUUGAAUAUCAGAGUGGUGCAUGGUAAUAACAGUUUCAUAUUUUGCACAAUGGGUGCAGCCAGAAUUUAUGUUAGGGGGUAGGCUUUAUGCUGGGGGGGGGGGGCAGAACCUCAGUUAGUUAAGUAUAUUUAUUUAUUAAUUUACUGCCCACUGCACCCCCCCCGGCUACAUCCAUGUUUGCACACAUUGUGCCAGAACAUUUCUGGUAGAUGUGAUGUAACAGUUUUUGGGUAGGAGAAGGUCUGCAUGUGCUUAACUCUUCUAUUGAAACAAACUGGAAUUAGUUGUACUUAACUUUGGCUGCAUCUUGCUUCUUAUUCUGGAAUUUUAGAGUGUUGUAGGGAGGUGAGCUGAGGAGUCCUGAGGGCCAGCAGGGUGUGGUUGGUUGGUUGGUUGGUUUUUUGCAUUUAGCCCAUGGGCCUGAGGGUCCCCUGCCCUGAUUUAUAGCAGGAAUGUUGUAAUCAUGCUACUCACACCUUCUGACUUUGAGUUCUCCAUCACUACUGUACUAAGCUAUUAAAAAAAGUUCCAUUGUAAAUUCCUUUCUGUACAGAAAUGAUUUUAUAAGAAUCAUGUAAUCUUUGAGAAGUCCUUGGCCACAUCACAUCAUUUUGCGUUAAGUUUUGCCUACAAUAAGAAAGCCUCUACUAUUUAGGCCCUUCUUGGUGGCCAUCAGGGGCACUUUGGGGAAUGAGUUACUUUGCGCAUGAAAGGGGAAAGGGAGGAAGAGAGCUUUCAGUGAUGUGGAGCAGAUUGCAAAGAGACGGAUGAAUUAACCUGGAAAAAUAAAUAAUAAGAGAGUCAAAUAUGGGAUUGUAAGGAUGCUUGAAUAGACGUAAUCUAAAGAAUGAAAAGAACCUAUUAGCUACACUUUAAUUACUUUAAUAGUGUGUACAAGGAAAGGUGCAUUUUCAAUAUGGACAUGUGAAGUGAUUAUUGUACGAUGUGUUCCUGGUUGUGGUGACAGAACUCAGGUGUGCAAACUUAUUCUGUAUUAGUUUAUCCAAUGCAAGCUUUCUUUUGGGGGCAAGGUGAAUAUAUUUAAAAUUUAUACUUUUCAUAGAAUGCUGCUGAUCAUCAACUCACUUCUUGUUUGGAGUCUUUUGUAAGAUCUCACUCCAGUUUUAUGUUGCUUACAGAGGAGAUUUAGAAGUUUUGUAUCCAGAUCUGGGAGAUGUUGGCUGUACAUUUAUUCCAAAGUGCAACCAGUACCGUCAACAGAUCAGCACGGAAUGGACCAGCCCAAAUAUCAGAUACCACCAGGCAGAUGAGGUAAGGCAGCAAUGGUGUCAUUUUGUGAAAACGUUUUUGUUCAUGUCAGAGAUAUUUUGAAUACAGACCUGUCAUCAAAUCACAUAUCAUAUUAAUAUUUUUUUGUAAUAGUGUUUAAUAUCAGAAAAGCCUGCAGCCCAGGGAUUGUUUCAUGAAAUCCUGUUUGUACUAUCACAAGGUGGUGACAUGAAUAAAAAUUCAGUGCAUGAUCAGGAAAAUCCAGGUUCAAAUGUUCAGGUUGCUUUCAGCAUGUCAGUAGGAGGGAUUUAAUCAUAUACUGGGAAUUUAGGUUUGUGCAAUUAAAGGAUGUUAAAGUGCUCUCUUGCAAUAAAUCCACUUAAAAAAAACUUUUUGUGGUUAGGAAACCAAUGGGAAAAUGCACCAAAAAUGUGAGAUAAUUGACAAGAAGAUUUAUAACUUCCAUGCAAGCAAAUCAGGAUUCUGUGUUCAUUAUUGUAUAACCCCCUGCAACAAAUCAGAACAAAUGCUCAGUUAAGAGCGGACAUUGCAUAAGCUCCAUGUAAACCAUGUACAAUAAGCAGGUCAUUUGGAAGAGCCCCCCCCCCCAGACAUGAGCUCCCUGGGUGAGAGCCAGUCACUGUCCCUCAGCUUGAUCUCCCUCACAGGACUGUUGUGAGAAUAACUGGACACUGAGUACUAUGUGCUCAUUAGAGGAAGGGUAUGAUAAAAAGGAAUAAACAGCCGGGUAAGUUAAAACAAUUGGUACACAAGCAGCACUAAAGUGCAUCAGACACAAAUGACCCUGGAACUCUUUUAGCAACAGCAUUCUGGGAGCCCCUCUUGCGGCACUUUGGCAUCAUUCCUGCACGGUUGAUUCCUAGGCACAUCCUCUUCUAGAGGAGCUCUGCUAGUUGCUUCUUUCUUCUUUUCUGGUUUUACAAGGAUGCAGGCGAAAGGGAGGGAUCACACUGGCAGAAAUGUUUGUUUAGAAGAAGCAUGCACAGAUCCUUCAAAAAGCAUGAAAGUGUCACUUUCUUGAGAUAGUGGGAGAGGUAUUGGCUAUAUUCUAUACUGGACAUGCUAUUAUUUGGUAUAAAUUCACAUCCCUCAUCCUUAGCAUUUCCUUUGUUGCCUCCCAGACCCUGGAACUUGCAUGGUGAGCCAUAUGGUGCAAGUGACAUCUAGUGGCCCCAUAAUAUAUUGCUUUUAAAUGUAUAAUUUCUCUGUACUGUAUAUCUUUAUUAGUCUGGGAUAAAGAAUUUCAUUAUCAAAUUUCCUACAGGGUCUGGGGCACAAUUUAUGUGGAAGUCCUUUUGCUGUUCUCACACAGUGCCAGUCCAUUUCAGUGGAGCUUGCAAAGAACAGCUUCCACGAACUGCAUUGGCACUGUUGUACUUCAGUCACACAAUUCUCAAUCUGACUGGGUUGCGCCAGCCACUCUGAGCAGCUACCAGCAUACACAAAAAACAUAAUAAAACAUUAAAAAUGGCCUUCAUAUGUCUUCUAAAGGUUGUAUAGUUACUUAUCUCCUUGACAUCUGAAGGGAGGGCGUUCCACAGUGUGGGAUGAAGAAACAGAGGGGAUGCUCAUCAAAUUUGUAGAAGACGCAAACUGGGAGGGGUAGCUAAUACCCAGAAGACACAACCAAGAUUCAAGGUGACCUUAACAGAUUAGAGAACUAGAUAAAGCUAACAAAAUGCAUUUUAAUAGGGACAAAUAUAAAGUUUUACACAUGAUUGGCAUCCAUCCAUCUCGAGAGACAACAGAGUGUGCCUCAGGGGGUGAAGUCAAAAUGUUGUGUAACCUCUCUGGGGUGCAAGCCUGGGCAGCGUGCAUGGAGGUCCUUGCUGUUCUUGUCCGAAGGAAAGCAGAGCAAGACGUUUGGCAUCAGCUUGGUUGCAGGAGUUGCUGGAAGGAGGCGUACAAGAUGCCAUCCAAGCAUUUUAGGGACUCCACUCUGGAUACUACAAGGCAGUGGAGGUUGAGGAUCAGAGUUUUCCUUCUCCGAGAUGGGCUCCCUUCCCAGGUUAGACAUCUGCCCCUCACUUCCCUCUACAGAACGUGCUGAAACCGUUGGACCCACUCUUGGCCUUGGCUGCUCAAUUGGCCAGAGCCUGUCUUCACAUGCAGGGGAAGUCCCUAAGUCACCAAGGGUUUGAGACCCAUUGGCUCCCCUCACCUGGUUUAGCUGGUUUGGCUGGGCCAGGGAGGUGAUCAGUGUUUGUUUACAAGAGGGAAUGGUCCCUGCCUGCUUGAAGGAGGCAGCAGUAAAACCACUCCUUAAGAAAUUGUCCCUGGAUUCAGAAAACCUAGCUAACUACCAGUCAGUUACUAAUCUCCCUGUUCUGGGCAAGGUUCUGGAGCGAGUGGUCGUAGACCAGAUCCAGGCGCUUUUGGAAGAAACUGAUUUUUUGGAUCCAUUUCAAUCCGGGUUUAGGUCCAAUACUGUCACAGAAACUGCUUUGGUUGUCCUGUAUGAUGACCUCUGUCAAGAGAGAGACAAGGGAAACAUGUCCCUGUUAAUUCUUCUCCCCCUCUCAGAGUCUUUUGAUACCAUCGACCAUGGUAUCCUUCUGGAGCAACUCUCCAAACUAGGGGUGGGUGGCACUGCUUUGCGGUGGUUCCCUUAUUAUUAUUAUUAUUAUUAUUAAUAUUAAUAUUUUAUUUAUGAUGUUCAAUUGUAUACAUUUCAAAAAAUUUACAAUCAUUUUAACAUUUCGGAACUUUCAGAACCGCUUUGCGGUGGUUCCCUUAUUAAUAAUAAUAAUAAUAAUAAUAAUAAUAAUAAUAAUAUUUUCUACAUAUCUAAAUUAACUUAAUUUGCUCAUUUAUUCAUCUACUUUAAAUAUAAAGUGGAAGCUCGGGUUGUGAACGUGAUCCGUGCGGGAUGCACGUUCGCAACCCACAGCAUUCGCAACCCGCGUCUGCGCACUUGCGGGUUGUGAUUCGGUGCUUCUGUGCAUGCGCAAGGCACGAUUUAGCGCUUCUGCGCAUGCGCGACCGCUGAAACCUGGAAGUAACCCAUUCCGGUACUUCUGGGUUUCCGCGGUCCGCAACCCGAAAAAACGCAACCUGAAGCGGCUGUAACCCGAGGUAUGACUGUACACUCUUACAAAACUGCAGGUUAUUACAGUUUAUUUGUAAAUAUUCAAUAAACCAUUUCCAUUCUUUUAUAAAAAAAAUUGUUAUCUUAAUUUCUUACUUUUCUGGUAAGUUUUGCCAUUUCUGCAUAUUCUGUAAGUUUUUGUAUCCAUUCUUCUUUUGCUGGGACUUCUGCUUCUUUCCAUUUUUUGGGCAAGUAACAUUCUUGCCACUGUGGUUGCAUGCAUGAAUAAAUUCCUUUACCGUUUGAGUAGUUCUGUCCCUAUAACUCCCCAAAGUAAAGCUUCCGGGUUUUUGUUUUUUACAAGCAUUAUUUUAAACAUCUUUUUCAAUUAAUUAUGUAUAAUUUCCCAGUAAGCUUUAACUUAACUACAAGACCCCCACAUAUGAUAAAAAGAUCCUUCUUUCUCUUUACAUUUCCAGCACUUAUUUGAUUUGGAUUUAUACAUUUUUGCCCUUUUACUUGGUGUUAGGUACCAUCAAUACAUCAUUUUCAUAUCAUUUCCUCUUGGACCAUAACAUGCUGUAGAUUUUAUAACCAUAUUCCACAAUCGUUCCCAUGCUUCCAUAUCUAUAUUAUGACCAAUAUCUAUUGCCCAGUGUACGAUUGAGAAUUUUACUUGCUCAUCCUUUGCCUCCCGUUCUUUUGGUAAAGGGGGAAGAAUUGUUUUGUAAGAAAAUGAUUGACUUAGGGGAGGCAGGAUUCAAAUACGCUUCCUAACACUUUUGCUGCUUGUUCUCUACUCUCUCCCACCCCCCCGUCAACCCCUUUAAAUACAUUCACAUAUGGCAAAUGGGAUAGGAUUGAGGAUGCUGUGGCAGAAGUUAUUACUACUACUACUAAUUAUUAUUAAAUUUAAUUUAUAUGCCACUUAUAUGACAAAAUGCCUUCUAACUGGUUUACAUAUAUAUAAUACAUAUACGUAUAUAAAAUACAUAAUUAAAAUACAGUACACAAUAACAAUUUGAUCAGAACCUUGUAAAUUUUAAUUAAGAAUGUUUUAACAAAACAAACCAUUUAAAAGCAUGAUGCUUAAAACACUUUAAGAAAAAAACACCCCUGUUAAAACAAUGAAACCAAAAGUUCAUAUUCAGGUGAAUGCUUGCCUAGACAGAGGUGUCUGCAUGAGCCAUCAGAACGUCCAUACUGACUGAUGGACCUUCUCAGCCAGUGAAAAAUCCUUCCCCUGUGUUAUCACAAGCAAAUACUCAUCAGACUGUGGCAAAAGGAACUGGCUUUCAUUUGCAGAUUGUCCUGCCCUUACUGAAAAAUUUAGUGGAAGAUGGAUUUUGAGGUAACCUGGUCCAGAGUUAUUUAUGACUUUGUAUGGAAUUAGCAGGACCUUAAAACUGGCUUGGUGGUUACUAGGGAGUCAGUGCAGAGCCCAGCCCCGGUGUGAUAUGUGCUGGAUUAGGAGCACCAAGCGCCAACUGGGCUGUGGCAUUCUUCACUAGCUGUAGCCUCCAGACAUUGCAGUUGUCUAGACGUGAGGUGGCCAGAUUAGCCCUGGCCUGGAAAGGGUGCAGUUGACACUCAAGCUGAAGCUGUUUGCCUCAGAAGCUACCUAGGCAUCCAUGGACAAACCUCCGCAGGCCUGCUGAAGUCACCCAGAACCUGUUCAGGGAUUCACCAACACUAUGGUUAAGACCACCUCGGCCAGUUGAGGACAUUGGGCAACAGGGUAUGCAGUAGUCCAGCAGCAUCACCAAUCCGUCCUGCAGAUCCAGGCACAGAUGCAGGCCUUCAAGGUCCACUGCAGAGAGAAGGGGUGUUUUUUGGCAAGCCAAAUGGAUAUUUUAUGGAUCAUAGCAACGUACCCCCUUCAGCCUCCCAGCAUUGGUUACUGCUGCAUUGAGUACCCGGGGGGGGGGGGGCGGGCUAGAGCUGAGUCAAAUCUCUUCACCCCUGGAGGUUCAGUUAUACAAGCUCCUUCAUCCAUAAGUCAAAGCAUACAUAAAUGUGGGCUCAUUAUGCACUGGCAUAAAGACCUGGCACUGAACUCCAGUAAAACCAAGUUAGAGUUUCAGUCGGCACCAAGUCACCAGUUCCCUGCCAGGUAGGAUCAGGAGAGGGAACAGCCUGAGGCCAUUGUCCCCUUCGAUCUCCCAUGACCAUACCAUACCUUCCCCUCCCAGAGAUACCAUGUUGCAGCUGAUGCUCAUACUCCCCUCUGCAGCUGCACCGGGCUCACUCCAGCAUAUUCCACUGCUUUCACCUUUGCUGACACUGCGGUUAUCUGGACAAUUAUUUGUCCAUGCAGCCAGGAGCAGCUUAUCUCAGCUCUCAGCAAAGCAGCUGCUCCCACCACUAUUCUCCCUCUCACCAAGAGGCUUAUGUUGAGCCCACACGCCACACUCUUGUCACUCCUGUCCAGUGUUCGAAAUUAGCUGGGCGCCAGUUAUGUUUUGCGACUGGCAACUGGCCUUUUGCGACUGGAUGGAGAUUUCCAGGAGCCACCCUUGGUGCCUAGCAUCUCUGCCUGCCUGGCUGCAGUCAGCAGGUCUGCCGGGCAUAGCGGCAGCAAAAGACAUGUGUCUUGUUCUGCAGCUCCACCCCCGCCAAACACCUGAUUUUCCCAGCAAGCAGCACAGCAGCAAAAAAUGCACCUUUUUUGCUGCUUCACUACCCUGCAGACUCUGAUUUUCAUGACAGCAUUUUUCCCCCGUGAGGCUGCCUGGUCUGGUAACGGGGCAGGGGGGGGGAAGGGGGGGGGAAGGAGCCUAGACAUUUUGUUUGGGCAGCCACAAGCUAGGUCCCAGGAGCCACAUGGCUCCUAGCAUUCCUAUCCCGUCUCCCACUCAGGAAUGACCCAUUCUCCCAAGUACAGAUAGGUAGCCGUGUUGGUCUGCCAUAGUCAAAAUGAAAAAAAAUCCUUCCAGUAAGGUGCUACUGGAAGGAUUUUUUUUCCAUUCUCCCAAGAAUCACUUUCCUGUCUUUGGGAGCAUGCUCAGGGAUUGAAGUGGUGUAGAUAUGGCAUAAGCGUGCUCUUCCCUUGUGUUCCUCAUGUCCCACCCCUAACUUAGCCACAUUUCAGCCAUUCUACUGGUGUCUGUUUGCCAGAAUAGUGGCUGUGUAUUUGGGAUUCCAUUGUCACCUCAGAUCUUCCAUGGAAUCCUGUGGCAGGUAGAUCUCCAGAUGACAACUCUGCCUUAAAUUACAUACUUGCUAAAUUAUUCAUUAUUUAUUUCCUUCCAUUUAUGAAUCACUUCCUGCAAAACAUCUUGAAGCAAUAGAACAAUAAACACAUACGAAGCAACUUACACACAGUGUACGGUAGUCUUUAUGGGAGUAUAUUGUAUUUAAAUAUGGAGUAUCAGAGUUUUUAGGGGGUUGACCAGACUGGGAUAGCUGGGAUAGCAGGCUUGUUGGUUUUUGAAUGUCUGAUGUAGAUUUUUUCAAUUUCGUUGUUUUGUAUGGGACAAUGACAAUAAAGAUUAUUGUAUCGUAUAAAGACAAUUAAAAUAAUUUCUUACACAAGUUCAAACCCAGUAAGACAUAGAUUGCAUGUCACAAAUGAUGUACCUACUUGAAAUUACAAAUUUACUAAUCUAAUUACAGAUUAUAUAUUCAAUUACAUCUUGCCCGCUUGCCAGGAUUAAGGUGUUUUAUGAACAUUCACAUCUUGUUUAUUAUAAGUAAUAAGAUGUGAAGGUCAAACGCGUCCAUAAAGUAAGACCUGUGACCACUGCUUGGUCAGAGUUCACUUAAGCUAAGUAAUAUUUGGGCUGGAUGUCUUUGAAUUGGAGCAUUUCACACCUUCACAUUUUCACAGCACUUUGAGGCACUUCACAUAAACACGAUUUCAAGUAUGCAUGGUAUCUUCCUGUUUAGAUCAAAUCUUCUGUAGCUGAAGAUGCUGGGAAUAUAUGGAAGACGUAUCAGCGGCAGACAUCACUGCUGACAGCAAGCAGGUGGACUUGUUUAUUCUCACACAAGUUUGAAAUGCUUAUUUUAUGAUGGAAAGACCACUAGAUGGUACUGUUACCCUUGACAUUUCUUCAGGGAAAUUAUAAAUUGAAAUGGAAUUUCCCACAGGUUUCAUGCAAAAGUUAACUUCAGCCGAGUGGGCAGAAUUUCUGUUGAGUUCUGCUGCCACCUCCCUCUAAGAGGGUCACCUUCUGGUUGCCUCACCUCAAAAAGAAUACUGUUGUACAGUGGGAAGAGGUUCAGAAAAGAGUAACCAAAAUGAACAAGGGGGUGGAGCAAGUCCCCCGUGAGGAAAGAUCACAACAUUUGGGCCUUUAUAGUUUAGAGAACAUGCGAGCAAGAGGCGACUUUAUAGAAGAGUAUAAAAUUAUGUGUGGCAUGAAGAAAGCGGAUAGAGAAAAGUUUCUCCCUCACUCACUUCAUCACUCUCUGAUGAAGCUGAAUGUUGGAGGAUUGGGAGAGACAAAAUAAAGUACUUCUUCACACAGCACAGUAGUUCAACUAUGGAAUUUACUCCCAGAGGAAGUAGUAAUGGCUGCCAGCUGGGAUGGGUUGAAAAGAGGAUUGGGCUGAUCCAUGGAGGAUAAGACUAUCCGUGGCUGCUAGCCAAGAAGGCUAGGCUCUGACUUCAUGGUCGGAAGCAGUCGUGUUCUGAAUGCCAGUUGCCGGUGCCCGUGGGUCCCAUGGGCAUCUGGUGAGAACAGGAUUCUGGAAUAAAUGGGCCCCUGACCUCAUCCAGCAGAGCUGUUCUUAUGUUCUUAAUAUCUCCUGUACCUUCUGCAGCAAGCCAGCGUCUCAGGAUUUCAGUUAGAAGAUAUCAAGCCCAAAUGUUAUGUAACUUACAUAAACUCUGGCUAAGCAAUAGCCCAGAGGGCACAGCCUUUUAUACAUGGGUUAAUCUGAUAGUCACAUUUCAUUGAUCUUAUUAUUUAUUUAUUUUAUAAUGUAUACCACUUAAUAUAAUAAAAUGCCUAAAAACUACAUCAUUCAAUAAAAAUUCCUAAAAACUGGAUAAAAACAUAACGCUGUUGUCUGUCACAAAUAAAACUGCGCAGUUUACAAAGCAAAAACUAAAUUUAAGAGGCCAGGAAUCCAUGGGGACACAUUUCAUUUUAAAAGAGGUGUUUCAGGGCAUAACUGGUACCGCCUCAUAAGUUACCCAAGGGAGGGCACUCCAAAGGAUGGGUGCGAUGACCAAGAAGAACUGCUUCUGUGUUGUUGCCAAGUGACAAUCUGCUGAUUGGACUCAAUCUGCUGGACUCAAGGGAAGUGGCCCUUUGGCAGACUUUAAGGGGAUGGGCAACUCGUGGUCGACAAGUGGAAUGAGUUCUGCAUUCUGCUGCCAGGAUAUAUGAGCUAGUCAGGAAAGGGGGAAAGGGACAAUAAAAGGAUGGCUAGUGAGGCUAACUGGGAUGCUACUGGCAGGGCUGGCCUGUCAGGCAAAAUAAGAAAGGUUCCCAUAGGUUGCCAGAGGCCAAACCACUGGGGCAGUGGAGUGGCAUGCAGCCAUUGUUGCUGGCACAGUCCCUGGUAGGUGGGCACUGGCAGAGUUAUCAGGGGGGCUCUGGAGCCAUUUCCCUGCCAUGUCUACUUGUGUGUAUUUCCCCUCCCAGAUGAGCACACAUUGGAUAACAGCAUAAUGUGAAUAUAGGAUUCCUUCUUCUACGUAUGUAAAGGCAAUAAUUAGCAUCUGUUCUAAUUACUUUGCGUAUAGGUUAAGAAAGAAUUUUAGUAGUCAGUUAAUGGUUAACCUCAUAGUUGUUGAUGCUGCUUAAAAUUAAUGGUCCUAAAAAUAACUGUUCAGAAAUCAUUCUGAACCUCCACUCAGGCUGCAGGAAGGUUGUUGAUGUUAAACCUGUGAAAGAAGACAAUGAGAUUUAUUAGAUGGUGGUGGGGAAUUUCACAACAAGGUUCAAUUUGCUUGAGGAUGGAACUGCAAAAAGAAAAGAAAAAGGCACUGUAAGAGCAUUUAUUGAGUUACUUCGAAUGAGCUAAGAUGGGAAGAGAGGUACCUCUCUCCUGAAAUAAGAUACUUGGAAUCUUGUAGUCUGUUUUCAUAAAAUAACAGUUUUGAGCUGUUGUGGUCCUUAGAAUGUGAAACUGAGGUUUCAAAAUCUUACAAAAAGACAGCAGUUUUUAAUAGACCUUAUUGUCAAUCUGUGUUUUCACUCAAAUGCCCUCCAUUGAUGUAGAUUUCUUGUUUUUUGUCUGACAUUCCAUUCAAUAGAAAUCUCUUUAAGUGCAGGCAGCCAGGCAGCCAGCAGGGGGCGCUAUGUGGGUGGUAUAUCUGUGAGUUUGCCUGUCUAAAUCCUACAUGUGGCUCAUUUACUAGACUUCUCCCAAAUAGCUUGGUAGAUUUCCAAACAAGUCUCUUUUGAGUGAGGAUGAAUAGCACACAAUGUGCUAAGGUUUGCAGCAUGUGGUAUUUUUUAUUAUUUUAAAUUAGGCAAUGGAAGAAGUGCACUGCGAUGAGAAGCAGAAAGCUGGCUUUGAGAUUCCAUGUUCCCUGUCUUUGUUUUUGAUUUUGUUUGAAUACACACACACACACACACAUUUUAACCUUUGAAUGCCAUGGGAUGUUUCUGAAGUUGGAGGAGCCCCCGUAAUGCCUCCUUCAUCCAAAGGACUGUCUGCAGGUGAGAUAAUGGCUGGAAUCUGAGCAUAGUAGCACACGAGAGUCCACAUGCAUGUUGAGUUGAACUGUACAGUGCAGGAUCCUGUGUGUGUUUUUCUGUGUGCGUAAAUGGACAUCUGUUAUCUGGAAUGCAGCAAAAACUGCCCAGUACUGAACAUGCUCCCAUACUGUCAGAGGCAUAAUGUUAGAUUUAAUUGGAAAGUUUUUGCAACAGUCUUUGAGAUAUUUCUAUGGGAAGAUGUUAGAAAGGGAGAAGGAGCUUAGGAGUUUUACUGCAGUUGUAUAUCUUUAAAAGGGUGUUGGAGUUUUAGCAGUCAAAGGGAAGGAUCUUCUGUCUGAAAUCAGGGAUUCCAGCCAGUUGGCAGCCAGACCAGAAGUCGUGCUGAAGCGAGACAUAUGCUUUUAGCUCUGUGGAACCUUCUUGAGAAGGUGACCCUCUGGACUGAGCUUGCUUGGACAUCAGGUUCCCCCCCGUCAGGUCGCAUAUGGAUUUGAAGCAUAAUCUCUGCACUGAAACACCAACAGAAAGCAUAGUUGAAGGUGUUGCUUCUGGGAUCUAAAGACCUGCUUCAUUCAAAGCUUCAGUGAAAAUCCUAUUUGCAUUUCAAAAAUCUAAAGUGCCAUUGUAUUUAUUCUCUUUAAAAUAUUAAAAAGACAUUUUCUUCCAGCCAUUGCAGAUGGUGUUCACAUCCUAUGGUAGAUAUUAGCAACUGUCAGCCUGUGGGCCAAAUUCAUCCCCAUAGGAGUAUUUUUUGGAGCUGUGCUCCUAUGGUAGAGUGCCUGCUUUUUGUAUAUGAGCUUCCAGGUCCAAUAUUUGGCAUUCCAGAUAAAAGGCAGUCGUGCUGGGGAAGCUGCUGCUUAUUGGAGUAGAUGGACUAAAUGGACUUGGCAUGUGGAAGCUUCAUAUAUUCCGUUGUCUGAACCUUAGUUUGUUAAUUCAGAAUUGUGGAGUCUGAGUAGCAAAGAGCUGUGUUGGCAGUUCACUGGGGAGUACAUUACACAGCCCCUUCAGUAAAAUUAGUUGUUGAACAAUUUUGGGCAGAGGGAAAUACAAAGCAGUAAGUAAUGGAGUAAGUAAUGAUAAAUACAGUAUUUCAGAAGAAGAGGAAGAGUUGGGUUGAACUCCAUUGCGGGCUACAUCUACAAGCAGAGCAACAGAAUUAUACUUCUGCAGUCAUAAUGCACAUGAAAGUUAUAGAGACUGGGAGAUAAUUUAAUUUUCCCCAAGUUCAAAAUACAUCACUUUGUCUGCUAAGAAAAUGUGAGAUCCUGAGAAUUGUUCUGUAUGUGGAGAUUGUUCACUGACUAGUUAUCCAGUAAUGUCUCAGGAGGAAAUUAUUAACUCUGUACCAAGGGAGAGGAACAAAAAAAGUGGGGAAAGCAAUUUAAGUAUUUUAAGACUCUUGUAACAGUUGGUAGGAGAGAGACCUGAGAGAACUUCAGUCAGUUUACUGCCUAUGAUCCUUUGUGGUCAUGCAGUCCUUUUUCUCUUGGCAAUAAUCAGCUAGAAACAGAAGUUUGCCAUCAUUGAGUAACUUAGCUGCAAAUAAUUUUGUUUGGGUGAUUUUUCUCCUAGUUCUGCCAUUUGAAGAAUGAGCUCUGCAGAGAGUAAUUGACCUACAGUCCCUUUUACUGGAAACAGAAUUAACACCUGCAUCCACGAUGACUGUCCUUUACACAUUUAUUCCAUUCAGUUUCAAGAGGAAUAUUUUCUAUUUGUAAACCAAGGAAAAGUUGAGCAGAAAGCAGCAUCUCUCCAGUUGACUGGGAGUGUCCCUGUCCGAAAAUGUGGAAAAGGCUACAAUGACUAGCAAACUUUCUAGUUUUGCUUAAUUGAAACCUGGAUUUGCUAUUGCUUCUUCUAAUAGCAUCCAGAUGCUCCCAUGUCUGUGGGAAGGGAAGCAAACUGGAAUUGCCCUCAUACAAAGUAGGGAUUUCAGUGGACCCCUCAGGUAUACAGAAAAAUAUAUGUUUGUAAAAUUAAAAACAAAAGAAGAAAAAUCCAAAAUGGCCCUUAAUAUCAUGUAAGGGAACAAUCCAAGGGAAACCUUGGUCAGUGGUAUCCAGCGAAGCAGUUCUGCUAGUUCAAGUACUUUUAUCUGUCCAGUGGAACUUCCCUGCCCUCUCACCUCCCUCUGUGGCUCAAGGAGGACAAUGAGCAAGUCCAGAGCAGAGUAUCAAUGGGGUGGGGGGGUGUAUUGGCCAGCUAAAUUACCCUGUAAAGGUUUGUCAGAGCUCAACCCCUUAAUCUGCUCUGGGGGUCCUCCCUCCCAACCCUCCAGAGAAGUUUUAUGGCACAUGCAGGGAGCUGAGAGGACAGGGAAGUUCCAUUGCACAAGCAGCUAAAAGCAGAACCUCCAAGUCUCCCUGUUUUCCAGGGAUGCCCCUGAUUUAGAGAAGCUGUCUUGGUUUCUGAUUUGAUGCUGGAAUGUCCUGCUUUUCCUUAGGACGUCCCUAUUUUCAUUGGAGAAAUGUUGGGUGUAUGGAGUUAUCUGACCCCCCAAGCCGUCUGAAGGCAUUCCUGUACAAUAUAGGGAAGGUUUUUUAAUGUUUAAUAGUAAAAUUACCAUUAUGGAAUGGGACGUCCCUACGUUCAUCAGAGAAAUGUUGGAGGGUAUGCUAAAAGUCCUUGCAGCAGCAGAACUGUUCAGUUGAAUACUGACCACGGUUUCCCCUGGAUUGUUCUCUUAACUUGGUGAUUAGUUUUAUAAUUUGUUUAUGAAAGUGUAAGAAGAAAACACAAAUUAUCAUGUGUAUUAUCUUCCUUGAUUUUUUUUCUUUCUCAGUGAUCAAAGUAUGAUGCAAUAAGUGCAGUUUUUCUCUUGGGAUUUACAUAUUUCAAUUCAGGAGAGAAUGAGUCCAAAAGCCACAUUCAUGGCUGAGGUAACAUUUGAAUUGGAAACUUCUCAUAUUCUUAGUAACUGCACUGAGAGAAAGAGAGGUAUAGUAGUUAAGGCAUAGUAUAGUAGUUAAAAGCAUUGAACCAGAAUCAUAUCCACAUCAUACAUUUAAAGCGCACCACCUUAACAGCCAUGGCUUCUUCCAAAGAGUUGUGGGAACUGUGGUUUGUUAAAGCUGCUGAGAGUUGCUAGGAGACCCCCUCACAGAGCUACAGCUUAUUGCACCGUGGGCAGACUACAGUUCCCAGGGUUGUUUGGGGGGAGGAGGAGCCACGAGUGUGAAGGUGGUCUCAGAGUGUGCGAAAUGUAUGGCCUGGGUGGGAACCUAGGGUUGGGGAGGCAAAGCUCACGUUCCCCCUCAGGCAUGAAAUUCACCCUGUGACCCUGGGUCAGUCACUUUCUCUCAGUCCAGCCUUCAGGGUUGGAUGGUAUGAGCGUAAGAAGGACGGGGGAAAGAACUGUGUGUUCUGCCUUGAGCUCCGUGGGAGAAGAGGGGAUAUAAGUGUAAUAAAGAUGGAAAUAGAAACACUAGCUCAACUCUCCCUUGUUCAUGUUACGAGAAAACAGUAAAGAGCAAUCUUCUUCCUACUAUUUUACAGUAGUAGUCCCCUUUAUUUGCUCAACCCUUGGGGAGGCACGGCGCUCUACAGCUGUGCAAGAAUGGCCUCUCUAACCCUGUCCUGACUGCACAGACAGCUGCCCUCCAGGGUUUUAGGCAGGGAUCCCUCCCGGAGAUGCUGCGGUUGCUCCUGGAGCUUUUGCAUGCAAAACAGAAGCUGUGCAACUGAGCUAUGGCCCUUGUGUGUUAAAUGUUAUUGUGCUAAUUAGAGUAGUGGCUGAAAGGUGACUAUAACAAUUAAGUGGAUGGGUCUGUCUGCUCUCAUUUUCGGUUUGAUGUAUUAGUGCAAUAAGAACUAUGAUGUACACACUUCUGUAGUCCUGGGAUUCAGCUGUACAGCUGCAAAUAAAACAUUUUAAGUGUGUUUUAAGUGCAAUAUAGAAUGUGACACUAGAUGGCAAUGGUGAGCCUUAUGGAAAAUUCAAUGUAUUUUAAAAAACGCUUUUUUUAAAAAAAAAGCAUUUUCAGAAUGUUUUUUUAUAUGUUUGUGGAUUCUACCCUGGUCACAAAACUUGCUAAACAGAAAUACCAGAGUAAACUUGUAUCCAAUGUUGUCAUGCAGAUUUGAAUGGAAAAUGAGUAUGGCAUAGUAUUAAUUCUGUAUAGGCGAGACCACUUCAGGAGGCAUUAUCAGGUACAGAUUAGAUUGUUUUCUUUAUUGGCAUAUCUGCAGUUAUUUAAACUACAGCAUCUUCUCCUUUAAGUAUAAGUGACAUGGCCUGAUUUCUAGACUUUGUGUGAAUCACCAUUAAAUUGGCCUACAAUAUUUUUUGAAACACAAUUAGAGUUACUCCAUGAGAGAGAGAAAAUAUUACAAAUAUGCCUCUUGCAUGAUUGAUCCAUGUCAUCACUUUUUGGUGGUAAGCUUUUGCAGCAUAGCUAUAGUCCUCUAAUAUCCUGUCAGCGUUUGAUCAGCUAUUGAGAUGUCUAAAGCUUAUGAGAAGCUGGAGGCAUCACUGUGGUUUCCAAGAGCAGAGAACAUCCGCUUCUCGAAAUGGUUCUCCUCCUGCCAGGUAUGCUUCCUUCCAUGGUGGGCACACAGUUGUUCAGUAGGAAGUUCGGGUUAGGCUAGGAACAUCUGGAUAGAUGGGAAAUGCUCCCUCCUUGUCUUGCAGACACCUCAAUAUUGCUUUGCUCAACCAAAAAUAAAUUGGAAAAGAAAAUUGGACAUUGCAUCAAUUUGGAGCAAGUUUAUAAAUUCUACAGCUAAGCAAUCCCAAUAGAAAAUGAUAGAUCGGCAGCAAACGUGCAGUCCUUGUGGUGAUGUAUAGUCGCAUUAGCUGAAAUGCCGUAUUACAUGAUUCUGCUUUAUUACCAGUGUUGGUGGCAGACAGAAAAACAGAUUACACUUGAGAUCAAAUCGAUAGGAACUUUAUUUACUGGCCUUUUAAAAACAUAUUUCGGCACUUUAUAAAAACAUACGGUAGAUGCUAUUGAUAGAGCUUGUCUGCUUGUUAAAAAGCAAUUUACCCACAGCGAUGUUUUUAAGCUGCAAUUUAUGGCAUUACCUUUUACCUACUCUUCCACAUUUCUCUUUUUAUCAUUGCAUUUGACGACUUCCUCAGAGGGCUCUGUGGACUCUGGCCCUGUUCACUUAGGUCAGUAGCGUCUUCUUCCCGGGAUAUGUUUGGUUUCUCUUUUGCCUCACUGUUGUAAUUAGAAGAAAGGUACCACGUAUUAAGUGGUUGCAUGUAUGUAUUUGGCAUUCCCCCCAGUUAGCUGCACAAUAACCAUGUGAAGCACCACAUACACUAGGAAAAGAAACCCAAGUUUUGGAAUUGGAACAUUUGUGCUACUUUAAGCAAGGAUUAAUUCAUUGCGGGAACGUCAUUUGAACAGUUAACAAUUUGCUGUCCAGCGUAAAAAAGAAUAUUCAAUUCCUCCCUCAGCAGCCCCAACUGCUUUUUCUCUAGUGGGUGCUACUUCUAUUCUUGGAGCUCCAGCAGAAGAAAAACAGCUGGAGGACAAGGCAGGAAGAAAACUCAGACAAGAAACUCUUCCAACAACCUUAACAUGAUUUAAAUCAUAUUCCCACCACUGUUUUAAAGGGAUUCAGCUACAAUCCAUUUCUGACACACAUGUCUGAAGCUGUCCCAUUUAUUUUUGCUUUCAGUAUCUCAAAAGAAAUUGAUAAAAUAAAUACUUUGAUCUCAUUAAUGACUGCAUUCACCUGUAACCAUGUACUAAACUUUUUGGCUUGUUCUGGUUUCUUGUGCAUGGGAAACCAUGAUAAAGCAGAAAGUCUGGCUUGUUGUUAGGUGUGAACACAACCAUUGAGGGCUCCUUCCAGGUUUUGUCUAACAAUGUGUUUAGCCUUCAAAGGAUUCAAGUGGGAUACUUCCAGAGCUAGACAAGCUUUUCCUGGAUUUAAUUUCAUAUUCUUUCAGUACAGAAAACAGCAACUAACAAAUGGUAUGUAAAUUAUGUGCAUGGACCUAUUUUUCAAACCCAGGGAGAUAUUAAAAGGAACAGUAUAUGUGUAUGAAAGUAUGUAUGUCUGUACAGUAUGUAUGUAUGUAUUUAUUUGACUGACUGAUUGAUUCCUGUGCUGUUCUGUAUCACAUGUGAUCCCAGAGUGGGUUCCAAAUAUAAUAUACAUUCCAAAUAUGCUUAUACAAUGUUGCAGUGUUGGCAUCUGCCUGUCCUGAGAAACAACAGAACAUGCCUCCAUGGAUUAAGUCAAACCUCUGGAGGGUCAUAGUGCUUGCUGUGGCUGCAGAGACUGGUAACUCAUAACUGCUGCCUCCAUGUUGUUUUUUACCUCCCUGGGGCACAAGUUUGGGCAGUGUGACUUGCAAAAAUUGGAACAAUUCAAAGAAGCAGUGACUGAUCCAAGGUCACCCAGUGAAUUUGGGCCAGUCACCACCUCUCUGUCUAACCUACUUCACAGGGUUGUUGUGCGGACUGAAUGAGGAGGAGUGAGAACCUUGAGCUCCCUGGAGAGACUAAAGGUGGAAUAUAAAUGUUAUGCAUACAUACAUACAUACAUACAUACAUACCUACCCAGUACCAAUACCCAACACACUACCAAACAAAAUACAAUGGAGGCAGGCAUAACCUCAAUUUUAUGUGAACCUCAUAUAAAAAUAUGUCCCCAAGAGGAGUAAAGUGUACCAUAAGAAAACAAAUUUUACUAGCCUGUGCAAGAUGGUUAAAGACAGGGCCUGGCAAACUUUAUGGGGCAAAUUAUUACACAGUUUGUAGUUUUAUUCAUGUUAAUUAUUUCCUUAUAAUUUCUCUCUAUUUGUGUCAUACUGUGGCCUGAAUGAAUUGGGAUAGUUGAGUGUAAAUGGUCAUAACUUAUUCCAGAAAUUUGAACUGGAAGAUUUUUCAGAAUUAAAAUAAUCUUGCUGCUGGAUUCUGUGGCCUUUCUGAAUGAAAUCUCAGUAUCUUCUGUGCUACCUCUUUUUAAAACAAACAUAAUUUAUGCUUGUUCUAUGGAGAAGAAUGGAAUUACCUGAGAUUUUAAUAGCCAACAGUGAAGUACUUUGCAUUUCCCAGAUAAAUGGCACAUAAAGAAUUGUGUUGGUGCAAGCAGAGCUGAGCAGCUUGUGCCUCUUAUGAUAAGUACCUCCUUUCAUGAACAAUCUUGGCAGAAAUGUCACUUCAUAUCCACAUUAUUACCUACACGCUGACCAGACACUUAACUACCCCAGACAAACACAUUCCACCCCUCCAGGCAGGAUAGGCGGAAGGAGAGAUGUGAAAGACCUAUUAGGUCAUGCACAGCCCGUUUCUCCAGUUCUUAAGCGUGCAUUUAGGAAAGAGAUUUGUGCCUCUCAAAGCUUGAAGGAUGUUGAUGGUUUUUACUUUGAUCCCUGCAAACAGUAUACAGUAAUCAAAGCUUAAGCCGCCUUGGAUGAAAUAAUUGCUUAACAAUCAUAUAAAAACAAAAUGAUUCAACAAAUGACAAUUAGGACUUGUGAUAUACAGAACAGAUGCAUUCAGCGUACCAUAUUUAAUGUGCUAAUUCAAGAUUGACAGCACAAUAAUAGAAGAGAACAGCUACUCAGCCUAUAAUUCUAAACUAAAUGUGAGGCUGUCCACAGAACUCAAAUCCCAACAGGCUGUAAAAUUAGAGGUAACAUGGCACAAGGGUCAAAAAGACUCAUUAACAGGUUGGCUGUGAAUUUUAGGGGGUGGGAAAUUUCUAAUGCUUGAAUUUGUCUAAGCUAUGUCUUUGUAACUUCUAAGUCCAAAAAUACCUUGUGAGUAUCUAUACUGAUGAAAACACUGAGUGGAGAGUGAUUUCUCCUCACUCAAAUGCAUCUUAGCAACAGCAACUGUCUUUAACACCCCAUUACUAGAGGAGGAAUUUGCCGAUCCAGUGCAAAAGCUUCCACAACUUGGUGUCAGGAAACCAAGGCAAAUCGGUUAAUGUUACUUGAAAGGAUUAGAUAGAUUAAUGAGACAACAGAGUUAAGAACCACAUGAAAUUAAGACUGAUAUGCACAGGAAACCCUAAUUGGCAUUCCCCAUGGGUGUUGGAGAGUCCCCAGCCCCUAAAUGCUAUUGAUGGGUGAUGGGUGCCCCUGUAGCUCUGUCUUUGACAAUUAAAGCAAAAUGGCUUGUGCCUGUCUCUAUUCAGGCGAAGUAGGAGAAAGGAACAUUUGCUAAACUGGCAGACUGCCAAUCUAUUUUGAACCUUGUCGCCAGUGUCACUUUGUAGAACAACCAAGAGUUGAUGAGCUAUUUGCAUGAAGAAAAUAUAUACCCGGGAAUACUGUCUAAAUGCUUCCUUAUAUCAUUGCCACUCACAUCACAUUGGCAUUUGCAAAAAGAUCUCUCCAUCUUGAUCAGGUAUAUCGCAUCAUCCGUUUACUGCCUGCCAGUCCUACCUUGCCCAGGAUCCGCUGUGUUAAUUGAAGGAACACUUCACCAUAAUAAAGUGGAUGCAGAGUUAUAGGGCAAUGCCUGCCCAGUCGCCAGUAUUCCCUUUCAAGGCAACAACGUUGGAGAGAUUAGUGGCCAAACAGCUUCAGAUGUUUUUGGAGAUAAUUGAUCAUUUAGACUUACUCCAUCCUUGUUUCAGACGUGGGUUGGGGACAGAAGCAGCAUUGGUUACUCUUGCUGAUGAUGUUCUUUGCCCAAUUUGAUUUUUCUGGAUCCAGCAGCUUUGGAUACCAUCAACUGUGGUACCUUGUCCUUUGCCUCCAGAAUCACUGCACUGAUUCUGCAAGAUGGGCUUCAGAGAAACAGUGAUACUGGGGCUGGCCCAAUGCACUUUGCUGCUGCAGGCAAAGGACAAGGUGCCCCUGCCCACAUUCCACAUACAAAAGCACAUUUUUCUUCUUUUUAAGUAGACUGUUAAUUUCACUGGUUGAGGGAGGCAGUCAUUCCCACAUGGUUAUCUGCCGCAGACGUGUGAGACCCACCCAGACGCUUGGUGCCUUGCAGCAGAGUAGACUCUGAGGGUAGAAAUGGGACUUGUGGGGCAAAUACAGCCCCUGUGCUACAAAUGGUGUGUAUGUAGGGAGGGCUUAUAAAAGGCUUUUGCAUGGGCGGAAGCAAACCCAGAAAUUAGUAAAUAGGAUUACGAAGGGAAGCUGCGGAGCAAUAGUAUUCUUGUGGCUAGAUACCAGAGAUUGGGCUUGGUAUAGUCAGGGCCGUCUUAAGCAUAUGCAGCACUAGGGUGCAAAGAUCCCUCCGGCGCCCCCGCCCCCUGUUUCCCAGAGUUGUUGACCUUUUUAGGAAAGGCUCCCCAGAGUUCUUGACUUUUUUGGGGGGGGGGGGAGCUGAUACCACGCUUACACAUUAUCUCUAACAAGCCCUUAGAACAAAAUAAAAUGAAAAGGCAGAAGAAAAUCUAAUGAAGUCCUCAAUUCCAAAGCAAGACUCAUUCAAGACUCAGCAGUUCUUCUAAUUCAUCCACAUGAUUCAAAUCACAUAGCAAAAAGUUAAAGCAAUCACCAGUUUGUUGUUCUUUAAAUAAAUUAAUAAAGACACAGACAUUGAAGUUCCUGGUCAAUUUGUGUUUAGUACAAAGCUGACGUUUUCAAAUAUUGUGGGGUGUGGGGGUGGGUGUAAAGCAGUGACAUCCUGAACCUAAAAAGGACCCAAAACUUGGGUCACAAAGGCUGCAGCCCUAACUGCACUUUGUUGUUGUUUAGUCAUGUCCGACUCUUCGUGACCCCCUGGACCAGAGCACGCCAGGCACUCCUGUCUUCCACUGCCUCCCUCAGUUUGGUCAAGCUCAUGCUGGUAGCUUUGAGAACACGGUUCAACCAUCUCGUCCUCCAUCGUCCCCUUCUCCUUGUGCCCUCCAUCUUUCCCAGCAUCAGGGUCUUUUCCAGGGAGUCUUCUCUUCUCAUGAGGUGUAACUGCACUUAGCUGAGAGUAAGCCCUGCUGACUCUAAUAGGACCUUACUUCUGAGUAGACAGUAGGACUGCAGCAAGAAACACAGUUGGGAAUUAGAGCUUUCUGUUUUAAGUCUCAACCAGAGGAAAAUGUAAUACAGUGGUACCUCGGGUUAAGAACUUAAUUCGUUCUGGAGGUCUGUUCUUAAUCUGAAACUGUUCUUAACCUGAAGCACCACUUUAGCUAAUGGGGCCUCUCGCUGCUGCCGUGCCACCGGAGCACGAUUUCUGUUCUCAUCCUGAAGCAAAGUUCUUAACCUGAGGUACUAUUUCUGGGUUAGCGGAGUCUGUGACCUGAAGCAUCUGUAACCUGAAGCGUCUGUAACCCGUGGUACCACUGUAUUGGAGAUUAGGGAGAAAGGAAUAUGAAAAAUUGGGGGGAGGGGGCUGACGAGAGACCAAAAACCUCAGGUAGCAAGACAAGGCACACUUUCUGGGGAGCAAGUCUCACACACAAUUGCUUGGGGCGAGGACUGCAAAGGGACCAUAGUUGGGUUGUGCAUGUGUGUUUCUUUUUCAGAAAAACUUAGAAUUGGAAGGGACCCUGCGGGUCAUCUAGCCCAACCCCCUGCAAUGCUUUUUAGCUUGCAUUGAUCUCAAAAACCUUCAGUGCCUUUUUUUUUAGUUGGAUAGGCAAUUAACAGGCUUGUUUCACAAAUAAAGGAGAAGGAGGGUUGCUGGCUUGGUUUGGUUUGCCUUUGUUCUAGUUUCUAGCAUGUGCUUAGUACGUAGUUUCAGGCUGUGAGUCGCCCUGAUAUCUGUGGGGGGAGGGCAGUAGUAGUAGUACUAGUAGUAGUAGUAGUGAUGAUGAUGAUGAUGAUGAUGAUGAUGUUUUUCACAGGGCUCGGAGUGAGUGGGUGAUGGUCAGCUGCUGGAAUGAAUGGGGUUGGUGCUACAACCUUGCUUUACAACCCCUAGGGACCUUGUUGGGGGGGGCGGAGAAGGAGCCCACCCCCGAAGAAGAAGAAGAAGAGCGAAGGGAGGAGGCUUUCCUUCCCCAGGAUAGAGUUGCCUGUAACAUUCAACACAGGGCACGAUUCCAGGGGGAGAGAGAAACCAGGGCAGCAGCUGCUGCUACUCAUGGCUUGGGCUAGAUGUGGCUGCAAACCCACUGCGGAGGCUCAGCGGCCGGCUAGAGGAGGAAGAAAGGGGGCAAGUCAGGGGCUCCUCUCUUCUUCUUCUUCUUCCUUCCUCCUCUUCCUCGUGCUCUGCUUCCCCCUUGCCAUUGCCCGCCUCCCUCUUCCCACAUGGCGGGUGGGCAAAAGAGAGAGAGAGAAAGCGAGCACUGCACACCAUCCAGCCAUAUAGUUGGUGGAGUGCAGCUUCCAUCCUAAGCCUCUGCAGGGAUCACUCUCCUCCCGCGGAGGCUUGGGAGGUAAGCUGCACGCCCGCCAGCCAUGUGGUUGGUGAGGCGCAGCUGGUGGGUACAGCGAAAGGGGAGGCCGCCGGCAAAGCUGUGCAGCUCCCCCACUCGCUAGGGCGCCCCUGAGAGGCCAGCGCCCUGGCGCAACGAACCACUAAGCCCUAUGGGAAAGACGGCUCUGAGUAUAGUGUCUAUGUCUUAAUGACCCUGACCUUGAGCAGUAGUGUAGCCCAAGUGGAAUAAAAGGCCUCAAGUGAGCUCCAAGUGACCUCAGAGCAAGUUGUUUUCGUGGAGCUAUUCAAGAUCCUGCAACUUUGGGGAGUCCAUUGCAUCCUGUGGAUUCCAGCUCAUGGUCAGCAUAGAAUGCGUUAGCUGUGUGAUGGGGACUUAAUGGAGUACCCCUGACUGGCUUUCAUGGGAAGGGGAUCUCUUUUGGUGGCUAUGUUUACUGGUAGAAACAAGGAAUCAUUCUGAUAGUAGCAACACAUUGCUUCUUUCCAUCCUUUGCUCAGGUGGAUUUGGAAGCAGUUUGUGAUGGUUUUGUCUGAUGACUGGUGACAGCAGAAGCCUGAUAGGUUUGGAAAAUGUAUUUUGGGUUUCUGGAAUCCUGUGUAGCAUGCUAGAAUUCCUUGGCAGCGGAAUUGAUGCAAACAGGGUUCCAAGAAAGUAGAAGGUUUGCAAAUAACUGAGGUUCCAUCCCAUGGGGCUUGAUAUGAGUGCCACAAACACAGCAGGCCUUCUGAGGUUCACGCCCCCUCAAGACACCUGCACCCUCCUACACCUUGGAACAAUAUGCCGCAAUCUGCUUGUAUACACUCACUAGGGGUGAAAGGAAACUCCAUUGCUAUCCCUUCCCCACCCCCACCCCAGUUGUACAGUGGCCAAGUUCUUUAAUUACUUCAUUUCAGUAAUUUCUGCAACACAUACAUAAAAGAUGUACAUGAGAUAUGAGUGGAGCACAAGCAGACACCAGUAGGGGGUUUCAUUCCCCUCCCCCAGGAAGUUUCUACAAUAAAAUUGCUGUAUAUUGUUCUUCCAAGAGGUGGGAGACGGUUGAGUUCUAAAGUGACAUGGGCCUCAAAAGCCCCAUUGUGGGUGUGGAACUCACAGUUCACCUGGUUUUGUCCAAGUUUGCUCAAACAUAGACAUCUUUAUUCUGUUGCAGUAGAUGGUGGAGUAUGGAAGAGACUGCACUUUACAAGAUCAUUGUAUCCAACAAUUAGGUUGAGAGGUGACCAACUCCAUCUGAAUCCAGGAUCUAUUCAGAUAUACUUUUGGUGCUGGCUGCUCAGAGUUACUGCUUUCAGCAAUGAAUAAACUAGAUUCCACAGAAAUCACUAGCAUUACAGUUUUUACCAGUGCUAUUUUUCUAGAAAAAGAGGUGCCAGAACUCACCAUGAACACCUCCCCCAUUCUCUUAGAAUGGCAAUGGCGCCCACCUGGGAGGUGCUGGAACUGAGUUCUGGCAAGUUCCGGCUGAAAAGAAGCCCUGAUUUUAACACUUGGGGGGCAUCAAGUGCCUAUGAUAGAAGAUCUGCAGCUGAUGGAAAACCUUACAGCAGCAGAAGUCGAGUUAAUAAUGAAGAAAUAAAAUGUGUAUGUCUUGUCUGUGAGUAGCAGUGGGGGAUAAAUUCAAUUCAGUUUUUAUUUAAAGGCGAAAUUCACACUUCUCCUGUUUUUGUGAUGCAGUUCUCCAUCCAGGUAAUGUGUGCAAAAAUGCAUGUAUUACGUUAAGUGUUCCUAAAAUUCACAUAUUAGUGAAAAUAACACACAAAAUGCAUUAUAUUGCAGAAAUCUGCUUGAAAAAUAUGUAUAUUAAUCAAAACUGCAUAUAAAAUGUGUUUAUUAGGAGAAAUCCGCACUAAAUGCUAGUUUUCAUGAGGUUUUUCCUAAAUUGGAAAUUGCUGCAGAAAUGUGGAAAACUGAAUUUAUGAUUGCAAAAAUGAGAUACUGAAAGAGCCUCAAGUGACAGAGUCAUCCAUCCUUUCUUCAUGACCCUGUUCCGCAAGUGGUCUGGAGGGUGGCAACACGAGAACAGGCCUUUUCUGUGGUGGCUCCUCAUUUGUGGAAUGCUCUUCCCAGGGAGGCUCACCUGGUGCUUUCAUUGCAUAUCUUUAGGCUCUAGGGGAAGAAGAAGUAAUCUCUUUAACCAGGGCUUGGGUUGAUUAGCAUUCUAUGUACUUUUAAAUAUGUUUAUGGUAGUAGUAGUAGUAGUAAUAAUAAUAAUAAUAAUAAUAAUAAUAAUAAUAAUUUAUUAUUUGUACCCCGCCCAUCUGGCUGGGUUUCCCCAGCCACUCUGGGCGGCUUCCAUAGAAACCAAAAAUACACUAAAAUAUCACACAUUAAAAACUUCCCUGAACAGGGCUGCCUUAAGGUGGGGGGGGGGUUAUUGGUUUAUUUUUGGUUUUGACUAUGUAUUUUCUUUUCUCAUUUUUUAUUUUUAUGUACUGAUCUUCAGAUGAAGGGCAGUACACAAAUAAAUAAAUAAAAUAACAUCCCAUUUUGUGAGGUUGAACCUGAUUGGGCAUCCUACUGCCGGAAAAGGGGAGGGUCAUCUCUGACUGAGCGCUGAGUGUCCGUCCCAAUGAGACAGAAGUGCUGGCAGAGAAGGGGGCCAGGAGUGCAGCAGGCUGCUGUGUGGCGAACCCUUUUCCUGCAGCCUUCUGUGCCCUUCCUCCUCCUCCCCUGCUUCCUGUUUGCCUUCUUACAAUCCUUUGACAGAAAUGAGUAACUCUGCUAAAUUAGGGGGAUCCUCCUUUGUUGCCAAGCAGCCUGCGAAAGUCCUGGGGUUUUCUAGCUCCUCUCCAGCUGCCACUGUGAUGGAUUUUCUGUUUUACUGGGGGUGGAGUGAAGAGGAGGAUCUCAAUUAGACAGUGUGGGGUGGGAGGUGGAGGGGGGGGAGAGGAGAUUAUUUUGGAGAUGUAUUCCCUGCCUACAAAUUGCAGUUUUGAAUGUGACAAGUUAUAAAACACUUGAGUCAUCUUUCUCUCUUUCACCUCCACUGCAAGAGGUGAGACUGCUAAUUCCCCCCUUCUUCCCCCUCUUUGACUUUCUGCAGCCCACACUUGGGUAUCUCUGUUUAUGUAAGCUGCUCAGGUUCUGCUGAGCCACUGAGAGAAGCUGCUGUCAGUUCCGAGGAAAGCCCACGUCUGCCCACACAGGAACUCCCAGGCAGGGUUGUGUAACAAGAGGGAGGAGGGGCAGGCAAGCAGCCCUGGCGCUGGAGCAGGCUGGCCUUCGCUUGCUUAGAGCUCCUGCUGCUGGUGGAAUGCACGUUUCCUUCUUCUCUGUAGAGUAUAAAUUUUAAUAGAGUUGCAUAUUCAGCUGCCAGGGGGAGAAAGCAGCCCAGCAUGCUUGGUGGUUGGUUUAUGUAGCAGUUGAAGACACGCAGGCUGCUACAACCCCUUAUUCACAAAAUGACCAAGGCAGGUCGUUUUCCUGAUUUAGGUGUGCAGGUAACAAAAUAACUUGCCUAAAGUCAAUCAACUUACCGCCUCAGUCAAUUCUUAAUAAAAGUUUCAAGCAGAUUGCUUCCACAUUAAGGCUUCCCCGCCCCCAGAAAUUAAUGUCAUUUGACACCCAAUUAUUUUGGACAUUCCAAAUAACAUAGCUGCUAAACCAUCGCAGUCUAGUGCUUUCUGGAUUGUCUUCUUGAAGUUGUUUUUUUAAAGUUCUGUGUUACAAUGAUAUAUUCAUACCAGCUGUGGCAUAAUAUUUUCAGGUGUAAACAGUGAUGUAAAAAUUGGGGUUUGGCUUUUGUUGCCCAAUUCCCCAUGGGACUCUGAAUCCCCUAAGUCCAUGAUCGGUCAGAGAAGAAUGGAUGGAGGCAGGAUCCAGUGGAAAGCAAGGCAGAUAUUUAUUUUUCUGUUGCAACAGAGUUCCCUCCCCUCCUUCCAAGGAGGGAGAGACCCUGAAGAAAAGUGUGCAGGACCCUUUAAAGACUUUGGACAUUGCCCAACCCCCUUAGCCAAAGACCACCCCAAAAUCAUCACACAUACAUCAUAGGAGGUGGUCUACAGAAGAAACCAUGUCUGCCAGGAUACCUGCUAAUGGUCUCUGAUUGCAUUACCUCAGCAGCCUGGCCAUUCUUUUGUGAUGGUUAAUACUUUGGUUCCUGAAUCCAGGUCACAGGCUCACCCUGUUCAUACACAAAUACACCCCUAAGACAGAAUUUGUAAGACAAUGGGAAGGCUUUUCCCAUUUGCCUCCCUUACGGCAAAGGAAUAUUUGAGGUCAUUGGGAGAGUCAAAAUGUCUUCAAGAUUGCUCUCCUGCACUAUUGGUUUAUAUAUUUUGAUAUGUGUGCAUUUAUGAAUAUUUAUUCUAUAUUUGAGACCUUAGAAUUCUUAUAACAGUCACAGUGCUGUACUUUUGUCCAGGGGAGCAGUUAAUUAUGCUCUCAGUCACUUGUAUUGCCUCACCAAAGCAGGUGAAACUAAUGGUAUAAAGUUCGCUCCUAAAAUUACAAAAAUGCAAACAUUUUUAUGUUAUCAGUACUGGCACGCAUUCAUGCUGCCAAAAAAUAUCCAUUUGAAGCCCCACCUCUCCCUUGUCCCCCCCCCUUUCUUCUUCUGUCCGCCAUAGCACUGGCAAUGGGGAGAAGGUUGUAGCCCAGUGACAUUUCCGCAGCUGUCAUGAAUGCUGCUGCUCCUGCUAUGAGGAGAGCAGGCAUAGUGGUGGGGUUGGUUUUGGAUUGAAAGAUUCUUCUCUGCUGUCGGUUUCCUACCCAUAUUUAGAUUGAUUUGACUGGAAUAAGCUGGUGUGGCAAAAUACUUUUUCACCAGUGGUUUUUUUCACCUUAGGCUACUCUCUCCUCCCAGUGUUGUUUGAUUCAGAAUUGUGAUCUUGUCUGCUCCCUCGCAUCUCUGGCAGCCAAUGAGCUUGCAAUGUUGUAUUCCUCUGGAGCAAAAUUAAUCUCUCAGCCGCCUCUCUCUCUGCUUGCACAUUGACUGGGGCUACCACCAUUGCUUGACCCAGCAUUGCAAAACGUGGUGGGGUGAUUAGAACAUGUUGUUUUAUUUUUUAAAAUCUUAAUUGCAUAGCUGCAAAAUUGUGAUGUUUAUUUUUUUGCCUCUUAAUGAAUGGGGAAUCUUCUGAGCGAUGCCAAGGAGCAGAAGAUGACUAAUUAAAGCUACAAUCUGGGAGCAAGCCUUAUUGAGCCGAAUGGGACUGACCUCUGAGUAAACUCUCUUAGACUCUUCCCCUUGUGGAUAGGCAAGUUAUGAAGAAUAUAGUUCUGUGUGGAACCACUACUUCAAGUCCCCUUGCAGCUGAUAAGAUACAGCAACACUAAGAGACUCUAGUAGGGAAGCCACCCAAGUCCACUAAACUAACUUACAACAUUACAGAGCCACAAAUGUCUGGCAGCUAACAACAACAACAACAACAACAUACCACCCUCUAUAGAUCUCCGGCAGGUUCACAACAUAAUAAUGCAAGAUAGACACAAAACACAUAAUUAAAACAAGAACAAAAACCAAUAACCCCCUCUCCCACCGUUUCCCACAACACAUUUGUGUUUUUUGUGUGUGUGUUUUUGGGGGUGUGUGUUUCACUACUGUCUUUUUUUUUUAAAUGAUAUUUAUUAAAGUUUCAAAGAAAAAAGUUACAUAAAUAAAAAGAAAGGGAAAAAAAAGACAAAAAUAAAAAUAAAAGAAAAAUACAAAAUACAGAAGAAAGGUAAAAAACACUUAAAAAAAACACAUCAAUCUUUCCAUGCCUUACAUUAAUUUCCUUGCUUCCCUGACCUCCUCGCACCUCCCUUUUUUGUAUUCCAAUUCAGUUAGUUAAUUCAGCAAUUUCUUUCCCUCUUUGUUUUUAACUUAAUCCUUUAACUUAAUAUAUUAUAACUUUGGAUUCUCACCUGUUAACAAUCCAUUUUUACAUACACCUUUAUAACACUGCUGCUUAAACCACUGAGCUUCAUUCUGACAUCAUUCUAACAUUCAUUAAUUUUGCAAUAUUUCUGUAGUCUUUAAAUUUCUUCCAAUCUUCUUCCACUGACUCUUCUCCCUGGUCUCGGAUUCUGCCAGUUGUUUCCCACAACACAUUUGAAAGGGUAUCGGAUGUAAUCAGCCAAAGGCCUUGUCCCUAAAGAUGCAUGAUGAAGGCAUUCCACAAUUGAGGAGCCACUGCAGAUAAGGCCUGUUCUCGUGUUGCCGCUCUCAGGAUCUCUUCCCAUAAUAUUCAGCAUUACCUCCUUUACUGCACUGCUUUUAAAUGUAGUAAUAUACCAUAGUUUCAUCCAAGCUGUCUGACCUUCUGAUUUCUUUUAUAGAUGAUUUUUACAUUUUAAAAGAUUCUGCAAUAACAAGAGCUAAAAACUUGACUUUUUUGGGGGGGGGAACCAUUAUUUGUACUAGAUUCUGCUCUGCAAGCUUGGUUCAGAGAUUCAUAGUCUGGUCAUACCAAUGUAGAGGUCCAGAACUCCACAUUCAGAACAUAAUUCAACUUAAAUAAUAACACAGUUAUGAAUCAUAGAAUCAUGGUUAGUUUCCAGACUAACCAUGACUAACCAUCAUCCUGGUUGCCCUUCUCUGCACACGUUCCAGCUUGUCAACAUCCUUCUUAAACUGUGGUGCCCAGAAUUGGGCACGUAUUCUAGGUGUGGUCUGACCAAGGCAGAAUAAAGGUAAAGGGACCCCUGACCAUUAGGUCCAGUUGCGGAUGACUCUGGGGUUGCAGCACUCAUCUCGCUUUAUUGGCCGAGGGAGCCGGCGUACAGCUUCCGGGUCAUGUGGCCAGCAUGACUAAGCCGCUUCUGGCAAACCACAGCAGUGCACGGAAACGCCGUUUACCUUCCCGCCGGAGCGGUACCUAUUUAUCUACUUGCACUUCGAUGUGCUUUCGAACUGCUAGGUUGGCAGGAGCAGGGACCGAGCAACGGGAGCUCACCCUGUUGCGGGGACUCGAACCGCUGACCUUCUGAUCGGCAAGUCCUAGGCUCUGUGGUUUAACCCGCAGCGCCACCCGCGUCCUAUUAUUUCCUUUGAUCUGGACACUAGACUUCUGUUGAUGCAGCAUAGAACAGCAUUGGCUUUUUUUGCUGCUGCAUCACCUAUUGGUUCAGUUCAGCUUGUGGUCCAGUAAGGCUCCUAGAUCCUUUUCACAUGUAUUGCUAGUAAGCCAGGUGUCCCUCCUCUUAUUUUUGUGCACCUGGUUCUUCCUGCCUAAGUGCAGAACCUUACAUUUGUCCCUACUGGAAUUCAUUUUGUUUGUUUGGAGCCAGUUCUCCAAUCUGUUAAAGUCAUCUUGAAUCCCAAUUUUGUCUUUUGCUUCAUUAACUAUCCCUCCCCGGCGUCUGGAAACUAAGCCUUAUGAGGAAUGUUUGAAGGAGCUGGGAAUGUUUAGCCUGGAAAAGAGGAGACUGAGAGGAGAUACAAUAGCCACCUUCAGAUAUCUCAAGGGCUGUCACAUGGAAGAGGAAGCAAGCUUCUUUUCUCCUGCUCUGGAGGGCAGGACUCAAACCAAUGACUUCAAAUUACAAGACAGGAGAUUCCACCUAAACACCAGAAAGAACUUUCUGACAGUAAGAGCUGUUUGACAGUGGAACAGACUCCCAUGAGAGGUGGUGGACUUUCCAUCCUUGGGGUUUUUAAGCAGAAAUUGGGUGGCCAUCUGUCAUGGAUGCUUGAGCUGAGAUUUCUGCAUUGCAGGGGGCUGGACUAGAUGACCCUCGGGAUCCCUUCCAACUCUACAAUUCUAUGAUCCUAUGAAACAUAUGUUUUUAUAGUGUUGUAUACUUACUAAGUUUUGGAAGAACGUGCUGGACUAUAUAAAUAUGAGUGUAUGGAGAAAGUUAAAAUUUGCAGAUGAGAAUAUUCUUUUGAAUUAUAUACCAAUUGUAUGGAAUCUGACAACAGGACAAUGAAAAUAGAUACUACACACUGAAAUUGUGUUUAAGAGACUGAUGCUGAUGAACUGGAAGAAUAAGGAUAUGAUCCCAUUUAAUCAACGGAUUAACAACAUGACAACACUCUCAACUUAUAAACGGAUCGCUUAUAAACGUAGCCUUUUUCUGGAUAAAUAUAUUGACAUUUGGAAUGAGUUUAUACUGAAUGUAGUCUGUUAUUAAUAACCAUGUAUGUAUUAAGAUGAUAACAUCACUAUAUAACAAAGUAUGGAAAUGUAACUGAUGUUACUAAUGGUGCUACACUGUCCUUUCUGCACUUUUCUUUUCCACACCCUUUUCCUUCUUUUUCUUUUAUCACUUUAUUUCUUUGUAAAUGAAAUUCUUCUAAUAAAAUAGUAAUUUAUAAAUAAACAGCCUGGGAAGGCUGUUGUGGCUUGAUAGAGAAAGAAAGAAAAUUGUUUUACCCAGAGUGACUGAGAAAUUCAAGAAAAUAGCAAAAUAGCUGGGUGGUGUAUGUGAUUUUUGGUAAUGCCCCCAUUCCAAACCCCCACCAGCACCAAUAACCUCCUUCCUUUUUUGAGAGUCCCCCAGUUCUAUAAGGAAGGAUGUAAAAAUAAUCCUGAAAGUGGGUAGUGUCUCUGCGUUUCUCUCUCCUUCUACCCCCAACAUCCUUCCCCCUCUUCUUCUUUACCUCUCUCCCUGCCCCCCCCCCCCAGCAACCCUCCUCUUCCUUCUUAACCCAGCUUUAUGGAGCCAGGGAUAAUGUUGCAGGAAAGGACAGUGUCUGCAUGUGUGUCCUGUGCUGUGUGUUUCUUGCUUUCCUUCUCUGCAGUAACAAAGCAUUUCUACUUCUCUCCUUAAUCUUGUUUUGCUGUCUUUGCCCAUGGGCAGACUGGUUUCAGGAAAGGCAGGCUGAGUGUGGACAGCAGAGUUAAGCCAUUGCUUGGGUUCCCGUUGGUUUGAAAGGGGCUUGUGCAGGAGAACUUCCUGCUUGGGUGUGCCUCACACGGUUAGGGCUAGUGUGUGUGUGUGUGUGUGUGAUCACAAUGAUAUCCCAUCUUUUCUACAGGGAGCUCAAGGUGGUGUAUGUGGUUCUCCCACCACUCCCCAUUCUAUCUGCACAACAACUCUGCAGAGUAGGUCAGGCUGAAAGGCAGUGACCGGCUGCCAAGGUCCUACCCAGUGAGCUUCAUAGCCGAGUGGGGGACGUGAAGCCCAGAAUUUGCCCUCGGCCCCCUGGCUGGUUUGAUCAUUAUUCCUUUACUUCAAUUUUUCUAACUUCAAAAUGGGACAACCUAUUGAUCAUAAAGCCACACAUUUAGACAGAGAUAGAGGCAUCUGUAAGACAUUUAAUUUAUUCUGGAGCCCAUACCUGAGUAAUAAUAAUAAUAAUAAUAAUAAUAAUAAUAAUUUAUUAUUUCUACCUACCCUGUUUUCAACAGCACAUCAAAAACAGAAUAAAACUUCAAACAUUAAAAACUUCCCUAAAGAGGGCUGCCUUCAGAUGUCUUCUAAAAGUUGGAUAGUUGUUUAUUUCCUUGACAUCUGAUGGGAGGGCGUUCCACAGGGCAGGUGCCACCACCGAGAAGGUCCUCUGCCUGGUAAUAUUAGCAGCAACCCAAAAGUUACAAAUGUUGGUCCUCUCCAGCAUCAUUUCAGGCCAUAAAAAACCCCAUGUAAGUGGCUUUCCCUGUAUCCCACAGGGAAGCCACAGAAAGAAUGUGGUUCAUCAAGGGGUCUGUGGACUCAAAAAGGUUGAAAACCACUGAUUUAGGGAUACAUGACUAAACAAGACACUACGUGGAGGUGAAAUACCCCUGCAUUAAAUUAUAAUGCUACUUUCAUGUUGUUUUUGACCAGAGCAGGGUUGCUUCAGACUUCCAGGAUAUAUUUACAUGCCUUUUGUAUUUUAGUGUUCUCCAUUGAAUUUGAGCUUGUACAACUGCUCAAACAUAAUGAAUAAAAUAAAAUGCAAACUCUUUCUUUCUUUCUUUUUGGUAUAAGGUGAUAAAGUCCUGAUGUUGGAUUUGUAGAAUGGUUCCAUACCUAUAUCUUUUUAUAAUGCCCUGAAUGAAAUUAAGGAAAUCUGCAGCAUGAUACAAUUUGCAGCUGAGUACCAGUGGCCUGCCUGCACAUAUUCUCACCCUAUGACCAGAGAGCCUAUGGUACACUGCAGGAUAUGUCUUCAGAGGCCCGUGUUGAACAUCUAAAGUAGAAUCAUAUAAUCUUAGAGUUGAAAGGGAUCCCGAGGGUCAUCUAGUCCAACCCCCUGCAAUGCAGGGAUCUCAGCUCAAGCAUCCAUGUCAGAUGGCCAUCCAACCUCUGCUUAGAAACCUCCAAGGAAGGAGAGUCCACCACCUCCCAAGGGAGACUGUUCCACCGUUGAACAGCUCUUACUGUCAGAAAGUUCUUCCUGAAGUUUACUUGGAAUCUCUUUUCUUGUAACUUGAAGCCAUUGGUUCAAGUCCUACCCUCCAAAGCAGAAGAAAACAAGAUUGCUUCCUCUUCCAUGUGACAGCCCUUAAGAUAUUUGAAGAUGGCUAUCAUAUGUUCUCUCAGGCUCCUCUUUUCCAGGCUAAACAUACCCAGCUCCUUCAAGCGCUCCUCACAGGGCUUAGUUUCCAGACCCUUCAUCAUCUUCGUUGCCCUCCUCUGCUCACCUUCCAGCUUGUUAACAUCCUUCUUAAAUUGUGGUGCCCAAAAGUGGACACAGUAUUCCAAGUGUGGUCUGACUAAAAAAUGAAAGGGCCUAGUCCUUUUCCCUGUGUAUAAUUGGCAUUAUCUUAAAAGUAAUUAACAAAAGUGGUGUGAAAGAUAGAGCAUGCCUGUAUUGCUACUGUUAACAGGUUUGUACAGAUGACUUUAGCAUCUGAAUUUUUCUAGGCCACUACAAAGAAAAAUAGAAUUCUUGCACAUGGAUGGGGAAAAUUCCACAUUAUCAUUUCAAUGGUUCUUUACAUAAAUACUGAAGACUCAGAAAAGCUGGAGGCUUGUUUUCCUCCCAGCCUCUGAGAAACACUAUUGUGGUUCUUGGAUUUUAGUUCUUUGCAAUAUUGGAUUUUUUUUAUACAUAUUUAUUCAUGCAGAACAGAAAGGCUGAGUUUCUCGCCUUGCCAUGGGGAGCUGAUGGAAACACUGUUAUACAUAAGAAUACACCUUCAUUUACAUCCUCGCUAUUUUUCAACAAUUGAAUUGUAUGCAGCUGGGUUAUUUUUAUUCCUUCUGUUUCUUAAGGUAUGGGAUGUAGGGGGAGGUUGAGGUUUCUUGAUUCUGUGUGUGCGUUUGUGUGCUUUUCAUUAGUAUGAAAACUCCCCUCCUGAAUUUUCACAAGUCAUAGAAAUACAGAGUUGGUGGCCAAUAUCUUUGAAAUGGGAGCUGAUUUGAGCCAUGUAGUGAAUUAACGGCUAUUACUUUUUAAUUAAGACAGUUAAGCUAACUGUGGAAGCCAUUCAUCUCCCCGUUUAAUCAUUCAUUCUGCCUGUGUGGAGGAGACCUGGGGUAUUAUACUUUGUAUGGCAUAAAGUGUCAAAGUUGUAUCCUGGUUUUAAAAUAAAAUGCAUAUUCAUGUAACUGAAAUAAUACUUUAAAUGCCUUUAGUUUUUAAUUAAUAAUCUUCUCAGGUCUCUUUCUAAAAUGUGGAUUGUUUUGAACCCAAUCUCUGUUUUUACUAUCUUGUAUAAUUUGUUAUUAAAACUCUGAAUAUUUCCAAAAGCUCAUUAGCUGAUUGCCUAGCUACAGCAAAGUAGCUCCAGCCCCUCUUGAUAGCCACCCGGAAAAUAAAGAAACUUCUACCCAGUACUAAAUACUCUUGUUUGUCUCUCUGUCUAUCUAAUGCCUUGGCUGAAUCUGACAUUUCUGCUAGCUUUCCUCUCUGGAACUGUCACCGAACUCACUAGGCUAUAUUGAUAGUCAGACAAGAAUGCAUCAUUGCAAAUAACAUCCCUAUGGGAAGGAAAGGUAGCCAGGGGCACCUGUGAACAGGACAGUGGAAACUGUUACUUGCAUGACAGUAGCAACCAAGAGUCUUGCCCUAAUGAUGUUUCUUAUGCUAGAUGCUGUGUAAGCUGAAUUUAGAAUGGGCAUGGACAAACUGUAACACAGAAGAUAAUUCUGCUGUACCAUUCCUCACACUAUUUUGGCAUCAUGCUUAAAGAGGCUAGGAUAGCUAGGAAGUAAGAUAGCUAUGAUUUACUAAGACCAACUCUAAUGUUUUUAAUUACAGUGCUAACAUUUUCAAUAACUCUCUACACAUCAGAAGCUAUUAGCAUGCAGUAAAUCUGUGCUCACUGAGCUACUUAUGGAAAUUGCAUAUUGGUUUAAUGAGUUUGUCGUUUUUGGGGGGGGAAAUCUGAAGAUUAGGAUUCUGGUCUUAAGUAUUCGCAUUAAGUAGUUUCAAACUACAUUGCUGAGAGAUCCCAGGGAAAGGAAGACCAAAUGCUCUAUCUGAAAAUAAAUGCAUUUCCACAUGGAACACUGGGUGCAUAUUAUGGGAUCAGUUUUUGAAAGCCUGUUAGCAUAUGUAGCAUAUGGGCGACUGUUUAUGUGAAUACAUACACAUUACCUUGUUUAUAGGCCACCCUAUAAUACUCCUCUGGACUGCUUACAAAAUUGGAACGCUAACUACUGGUAUUCAGGAGAUAGUUUAAGUUGCAAAAGAGAAGGCUUAAUUCUCUCCCAUAUGAUCCAAGGCACACAGUGUCUGCUUCUCUGCUACAAAAUGGCAUCCCAGAAUGAAGAUGAAAUAAAUACAUUUACCCAUCUCUAGGGCUUUGGUUCCACAGAGAUUGGCUUUUAAGCGAGUUAGUAAUAUGAGCCCAGAAGAGCUGUGCCUCUUGCAUAUCUUUAUGGUUUACCAUCUGUCUCAACUCACUGUGGAAGCAGCUGUUUGCAUUAUUUUUCUAGAAAAAUCUCAUAGUUGCCUCUGCCACCUCAACCCUCAAACAGUUACUUGCUUAUAUCCCCUUUCCUGGCUCAUUCUUUUAUGUUUUAGAAAGCAGAUAAAAUGUGGCGCUCCUUAGCAAACGCUGACUGGUGUGGGAAGUGAUGUAGAGAGCAGAGGUGGAGACAUCAUGAGGAUGUCUCACAUGAUACUAAGGGCCAAUUGCUUGCUUGCUUGCUUGCUUGCUUGCUUAUUUAUUUAUUUAAAAUUACCAAGCAGAGGGGAGCAUGUUCCUUGUAGGCAAGCCUGUGGGGGAUGGGGUGGAGGGAGCUGGGUACACUUGCCCCAGGCCUUGGAGGGCUAAGCUGCCCCCCCCGCCAAGGACCAGCUGCUUUUGUGUUUGAGUUUAUACCUUUAUUCUACAGAAACUCCCUCCCUGGGCCCCAGGCAAGCCAGCAUGGCCUGCUUAAAGGGAGGACUGCUGCUACUGGAGCCAAGCAGAGUCUUCAGGGCCAUCCAUGUUCUUGCUUUCUCAAGUUCUGUCUGAGGUGGUCUUGUCUGCCAAGUUGGAGUUGAUGUUAGUGUCUGCUUCUGACCUAUUUUUUUGGGCAUGCUAACACAUGGGGGCCCUUCAACAACUCUGCCCUUUUCAAGACUGAAGGAUGGUUUUAGAAGUUUCUUUGAGGUUGAAGGAGGAACUUCGGUGCUAGUUGACAAGGAAUGUGCAGCACUUCUUAGCUUUCCUUCAGUCUGGUUUUGACAAAGGGUUGAGUGCUGCUCUGAUUAAGCAUCAAUUUAGAGACCCUGUGCUGUCUUCUAAUGCAAUGGUAAAAAGCUUCAUGAAGGAGUUUGGAUGGUUUCUCCCAGAGUGUGUCAUCAUUUCCCUGCUUGGAACCUCAGUUGCAUUUUUUCAGCCUUGGCAGGUUCUCCCUUUGACCCCAUGGCUUCGUGCCACUGAAUAUCCUGAGCUUUAAAACUGUAUUUUGAUGGUCAUCACUUUGGUCUGGUGGCUUUCUGAGUUGGGGGCCCUGUCAUCUGUGUGUUCCACCAGGAUAAGGUGGUGUUAGGACCUGAUCCAUGUUUCAUGCCUAAAAUGAACUCUUGGUUUCAUUGCUCAGAAGGUGGUAUUGCCUCCUUUUUACCCCACCACACCUUGCUUGGUAUGCUCUGGGUUUCUAUUUGAAACACACAGCUGAGUUUAGAAAGCCAGAGGUUCUAUUUGCAGCUUUUGCUGAGGCUCCAAAAGGGUCUAAGGUUUCCUCAUCUUCCAUAGCCAGGUGGCAAUGUAUGGCCCUUGUCGAAGCAGAUUUGGCUACUGGAAAGGUUCCUCCUGUGGGAAUUACAGAGGAGUCUGCUACUUCAACAUCAUGUAAAGGGGUUUUUCCCCAUAGGAGAUAUCAUAUGGGCGAUAGCUACUCACACUUUCAAUAAGUACUUUCUGUCAUCACCUCAUGCACUUUCUGGACGUAGGUGCUAAAAUGGGAUGUAUUGCAGUCCUUAGGAAGCUCACCUGAGAUGUUGUGAUACUGCUCUGUUAUUUCCCUAUGAGCAACUGGCCUACCUGCCAGCAAGUCCCACUGACAUAUACAGUAGGUCAAGUCCAGUGUCCAACAGUCAGGAAACGCAGUCCAGGGUCAGACUUGAAACACAGUCCUAUAGAGGUCCAUCAACAUGGGCAGUUGAGCUGACACAGCCCCACAGCCCUGCUCCCCCUUUCUCUCUCUUGUCUUGAUUGUAGCACCUGGGCUUCACAAGUUAUGUGACCCUUACCUGUCCUGAGCAUAAUCCCGCUGAGGAACCACUCUCCUCCUUGCUGAGCUAAUGAGCCCCACCUGGCCAACCAGUGUCCUAGCUUGCCUCAGCCUAUCAGAGCAUACGUCCCUCUGCUUCCUGCGCCUCAGAGCCCAUGUUGUUCAUGGAGACGGGGGCCUCUCUGGCUCUGAUGAUGGGUCCUGCUCUUCUGCUCCUGCACACUGACCUCCAUCCCCUCACCGUCCUCUGUCAUCCUGUGUGUACCUUCCACAAGCCUAACCUAACCCGGUGGGUCCCAGUCACAGCUACACCCUUUGCCAGGAUCCCCUUCCUUUCCCCUGUUAUCCUGCUAGUUCAUGACAGUCCCAUUGACCAGCUGCUAAUAGAAAAUUGGCGAUGAUGAACAAAGUCAUUCUGAAGCUGCUUAAUGUCUUUUUCUAGUAUGUUCCAUGAGUACCUGCUUGUUUAUACAUAAUGGCACUUUACUGAAGUUUUCUAAAUGAAAUGGAGCUCAUCACUUCAGAAAGGACAGUGACUGAAAUGCGGGUGAGAGUGAGACCUCCUCAAGUUGGAUAAAGAGACUCAUCCAGUUAGCACAUGGAGAUGGUGAGGAAUCAGUAGGUUAAAAGAUAUCUGAAUGAUGGUCCUUAGCUUGAGGCUUGCUUGUGUUCAGAUAGCGAGACCAACAGCAAGCUCCUGGUCAUCGGUUCAUUGUUACAUAAGUUGCCGCGGUCUGUCUGUCUUGCAUAAGUACAGCAUCAGAGUGCAGAGGAUGUUGCUAGUUCAAGUGAGGGGAUUAUGGGACAGGUACAAAGGAGGAGGUAUUUGACUCUGUAUUGGAUGAAAGGAGAUUCCCCUCCUUUUGCCAUCCUCCUUUGAGUUUCAUAAAAUAGCUGAUCAAUAAUCUAAUCUGCAGGAGCUAGAGCAGCAGUCUCAUGACAGCCUCUCUUUUGAUGCUUUGCCAACUGCAACGGUUAGACUUUUUACAUUUAAUAGAUUCCUGCAGUUAGAGAACUAUCUACAGAGCCCACAUAGAGCUGGGAUUCCCUUAUUAAACAAGUAUUUGGCAAGUGGGAGGAGAGGGAAUGCUGCAGAGGUGUUCUGACAGCCACAAGCUGGAGACCCCACUGCCCUCUCCUACAGAUUCCUGUUCAGAUAAGCAGCAGCCACAGCAGCAGGGAGUUUGAGCACUCCCAAAGAGACUCCACUAAAUUCUUCCCUCUCCAGAUGGAGCUGGUCCUUAGCUGCUCUCAGCAGAAAACCAGAAUGUCCCAUUGAUGGAAUAAUCAACACAUCUGCACUGAUACAAUUUUCAAAACAUUUCUCAGGAAUCAAGGUUGCCCAAAGGCAACUGAAGUCAUUUGACCAGGUUCCAGAAUUUUAGAAAGGGUGGCAAGAUACAGCUAUAACACUUUUCUUCCCCAGCCUUCAGGUUUGUUUGUUUUUUUAAAAAAAAUCUGUGUGCAUAUACACUACAAAGUCAAUCUUGUUUAUCCAUCAUUUCCCGAUCCAACAGGAACUCUAGGGAACAAUAAUUAUUUGGAGGGCAGGGAAACCACAAUUCCCAGGAAUCUUUUAGGGAAGUUCAUCCUUUCAGUCCUUGCUGUUUCGUAUCUUUUACAUUGCAGACAAAAGCUUGAAGAGGUUGUUUCAUGGAAAUGUAUAUCCAGUUUUUUGACCCACCAUUCUAAUGCUGUUCGGAGAUUGAUCUGUAAUAUGAGACUUGAGCUGUACCCAUGCUAGAGCAUUCUACUGUCACUGAGACAUUGCUCUUCUACAGUUAAUUAAAAAUGGAAUUAAAAUGGAGGUUCCACUCAGCACAUAAUAGAUUACUAUAUUAUUUAGCAAUGGUGUUCUCUUGACCAAAAUUCUUAACAUAAGGGUCCUGCUGGAUCAGGACCAGAGAUCCAACCUUUAUAAAGGAAUUGAUCAUUUUGGUUGCCAUUUUUCAGCUGUACAAUAUCCUUUUUGAGGUGAGGCAACCUGCACAAUACACAGUAUUCCAGUUGUGGUCUCACUGUAGAUGGCAUAGUGGUGAUACAGUAUUGCUGGUUUUAUUUUCUGACCUUUCCCUAAUGUUGUAACAUGGAGUUUCCCCCUUUUUACUCAGCUGUGUUCUAUAAUGCCACAGCCAACAAGUAAUUAUCAAAUGUCCUAUUUAGAACUGCUCUGGGAAGACUUUUAAUGUUCAAGCAUGAGAGAGGAGGCUGAAGCUGCAAUCCUAUUCACAGCUUUCCUGGGAGUAAACCCACUGAUACUUCUGAUAUUAAUUGUUGUUAUUAUCAUUAUUAUUAUUAAAUAAUUUUUAUGAAUUUUCAAUCACUAAAGUUCAACAACAGCCACAUUUUAUCAGUGUCAAAUUAUAAUUCAUAUCCAAAUAUAUAUCAAUUAUAAAGCAAUUAUACAAUUUGUGAGACUUCCCAUGUGCUGGGUUUCAGGGUGCAAAGUUCUUAUUUCUUCCUGCUUCCGAAAUCUUGAUUAAUCCAAUUACAUGCAGUCCUGAUCUUAGUCCCUUAUCAACAGCUACAGAGUUCUUGACUUCCAUUCGUAUUAACACAUUUAAUAAAUUUUAUUUCCGCAGAAGGAGUUCUAUAUCCUGUAAAUUCCCUGUGUGAGAAGUUAAUUUUUCCAUUUGUUUCUUCAUCUUUCCUGUUCUGAUCAUGUCCUACACAGCAUCUCUACUUCUGCUUUUUUGCUCUUUUUCUUCCUAUGUUCCCAUGUAAGUUCAGCUGUGCACACACCAUCUUUGUUUGUUUGAGUAUAGAUAAGGAGUAAUCUGGUGUCCCCGCCAGAGCUCUGGGUGAUUCUCCAGUUUUUCCUUCUCCUCCAACUCUUAGAUCACUAAUGAUCUAGCAUCCUGCUAGAGCUAUGGCUGAUCUUCAAAGACCAUAGUCCAAAUUGCGAUAAGUGGGAGUUUUGUGCUUUAAAUCAUUUCAGUGUUCUCACACAGUUUUAUUUUCAUAUUCAUCCAUAAAUAUAAUCCCACUAUCUUUUUCUCCCCUUGCUUUUUAUCAGUUUGUUGGCAUUCAGGGGGAAGUUUGCCGAAUCACUCAUGUAGCAAACAUACCGUAUUUUUCUACAAAGGAAAUAUUCUUUCCAGUUUGAAAUGUUGCGACUCAGUAGCUGCUUCACAUGGCAGUUUAUAAUCUUGUCCCAUCCAUCCUGCACACGUCUGUAAAUUAUAGCCAAUUUCAUCCUAAUAAACAGAAGAGCCUCUGCAUCUGAAUGGCUGCGUUAUGGAGUUACCGAUAAGCGAAGUGCUUUGGCACCCAGCAUCUUCCUGCUUCCCGGAUUCCAUGCUGGAGCGAGAGCCAGGUAUCAAGACAAUCUGCGGGUGAAGCUCACUCCCCCCGGGGCCUGGGGGGAGCUUGCAAGGACAAUUACCCGCAAAUCAUCCUUGUUUAUUCUCUGCAAACAAUCUCCGCUAAUGUGGGAGCUGCACCCAUUAAGGCAGGAAGCACCGGAAGUCCAGUGAUAAUUCUGAUAAAUUUUCUAUCACAAUUAUGGCUACUAACUAUAUCAAACCUCUUUGGGAGAAAAAGUUUCUGAAGCACGGACAUAGGUCUAAACUUUUGGGCCAUAUCUCCUCACCCCUGGCGAGCCAAAUUUGACAGGUGGGCAGGGUCACCUAGUGUCAUAGUGAUGUCAGAUUGGCUGUGCUUUGAAUCCCCAAUUGUUUAAAAAGCACUGUACAGAGCCCCAGUACAGAGCCACACAGUGCUCUUUGAACCUCUGUUCCACUGAAUGGAAACUGCUUCCUCCCUCCCUAAGCAAAGCAUGCUCAGUUGAUGUGCAGGUUGGGAGUGCACUUUGCUGGAGUAAAGGAACAAUUUGAGGCUCCAUCUAAGCUAUUAAAUGUGCCUUCAAAGCUCUGCCCUUGCCCACUCCACACCUGGCAUCACACAUGAUAUCAGGUGUAGGGUUGGUGGGUGUGGCUUUCCCAAAAGACCCUUGUGGGCCAAAUGGGUUUCCCACCCCUGGGAAAGGGGUCAGCAGGGGUCAGCAACCUUUUUCAGUCGUGGGCCGGACCACCGUCCCUCAGACCAUGUGGUGGGCUGGACUAUAUUUUUUCUUGGGGGGGGGGGAAUGAACGAAUUCCUAUGCCCCACAAAUAACCCAAAGAUGCAUUUUAAAUAAAAGCACACAUUCUACUCAUGUAAAAACACGCUGAUUCCCGAACCAUCCGCGGGCUGGACUUAGAAGGCGAUUGGGCCGCAUCCGGCCCACUGGCCUUAAGUUACCUACCCCUGGUGUAAAUAGUAUAACACUCAGUGUUCCCUCUGUACUUUUCCUCUCUCCUCUAUUAAAUAAAAAGUAUUGUUUUCAAGUGGCAGAAGGCUUCUAAGUAAUAAAUAAUCAUAUGUUAAACAAAACCUAAGAUGCAUUUUAGAAAAACAGAGCAUCAAUUUAGGUAUGUAAAAAUAUAUAGAAUUCUGACUUAGCAGAAGGCUAUAAUUCUGUAAGUUGAGGCAAAAUAUAUCCAUUUGCAAAAGUCUAUAAACAUUACUUAAACAAUCUCUUUAAAAUGAAUUUCCUCUCAGAUUGUGAUUCAGACAAGAACACAGCUUGUGACCACGAAAGGGGUUGUUUCUAAUUAAAACAUUUAUAUCCUGUGUUUCCCAUUAGAUCUGAAGGCAGUGCAGAAAAUUCAGCCAACACACAUCACAAAUCUACAAAUUCUGGCUGGCCUUGGUAGUCAGCCAGAAUUUGUUGUGGUCACAACUGAUCCUUUUCUUCUUCCAACUUGGAGGAGGGAUGGGGUGAUGUCAUGCUGGGCUUUGGAAUAACUAAGAAUCAACAAGAAGGCUUCUGAUUCUGAAGCCCAGUGAUUCUCCACCUGUCUACCAAAAUUUAGGCUCCAAGUUUCCAACAGUAGCUUCUAAGUACUUAUAAGCCCAAGUCACCUCUAGGUUAGAUACUGCAACACAUUCUACGUGGGGCUACCCCUGUGAAAUCGAGGCCAGGCUGGGGGCCCCAGUGGCAGGCAGGACAGGAUUGGGGUCCCUGUGUGGGGGUGCCUGAUUUGCACCACCUCAAAAUUGUGCACUCAGAGCCACACAUUCCUGUCCCCCCCAAUGCGUCUGCAACAGAAGUUAGGCCAGGGGUCAGCAAACAUUUUCAGCAGGGGGCUGGUCCACUGUCCCUCAGACCUUGUGGGGGGCCGGACUGCAUUUUGAAAAAGAAAAAUGAACGAAUUCCUAUGCCCCACAAAUAACCCAGAGAUGCAUUUUAAAUAAAAGGACACAUUCUACUCAUGUAAAAACAUGCUGAUUCCUGGACCAUCCGCAGGCCGGAUUGAGAAGGCGAUUGGGCCAGAUCUGGCCCCCGGGCCUUAGGUUGCCUACCCAUGAGUUAGGCUAUCCCUGUCCAGAUAGGGGCAGCAGCUGGGCUACCAGACAAAGCUGAUGGAAGGCACUCUGGGCCACUGAGGCCACCUGUUAAUAAAAGCCAAUAAAUAUGCAGAUAGAAAUAGUAACUGUUAGUAAGUGUAAAGGAGUCUGGUUCGCAGAAUUUAGCCAACCUCCUGGAAUGGUUGUCAGACAGGAGUUCAAAGGGUUAUUUUGAACAUUGUUUCAAUCUUCAUUGAAGCUUCGUUACUCAGGAAAUCAUAAUUUUUUGUUCGGAUGCAUUCUUACAUUCACAUUUAUUGCAGUCUUACUAAGCAAUGCUGGCACAUUUCUAUUUUGCCAUCUAUGGCCUGGGGAGAAAUUCAGGGUACUGCACUGUCAAAUCCAGUGGUUUUGUGUAUGUGUGUGUGUGCGCACACACACACUCACUCAUUCCUUUCUGAAACAGUUUUUUUCUUCUGCUACCACGCUUUGAAGGCAGGUGCCACUCUUAACUCUUCAUUACCAUGAUGGGGAACCACCAUGACAUAUGAAUCUCACAUUUUAAAACAUGCACUCAGCAGAUGUCAUUUAAUGAAUAUUGUCUGUCCACUGUAAUUACUGCAGCUUGACAGGCUGUAAGAUAGUUUUUCCUCAGUGAAGAUCCUGUAAUUGGGAGCACAGAAUUUUCAGACAUGCACAGUGAAUAUUAUUCCUGCUGAGGAUCCAUGCUUUGUUGAUGAGUCUUUAUUUUAGUUGAUAUGUAUAUAGGAUAGAGAUGACCCAUCAGGAUCUUAGCAGUAGAAAUUACUCUGCUGGAAAUCUCUUUAUGCCGGUAUUCAUGAUUCAAUUGGAGGUGCUAUUCCUUCGCCUCAAAGGUAAUUCCCCUGGCUGUGCUUCCAGUGAAGUGAUGUAAAAGAAAUUGCCCACCUGUAUGGCAUUGGCCAUUUGUACAUCUAAAUUCUACUUCAACAAACAUUUAUUUAACCCGCUGUUUUCUAAGUUGGUUUCUAAGGAAUCCUGUUGUUUCUUGGAAACUUGACAGGGCUCCUCAGUGAGAAGAUUGGUAGUGCCAGGCAGACAAACUUCUCCGAAACACAGGUUGCCCACCGCCACUUACUGAAUUUUAUCUGCACAACUGCAGCAGAAGCUUGGACAUGUUCUUGGUUCCACUUUCAGGAAAUACCUUAAUUUAUUAUUUUAUUGUAUUAAAUUGUGUGAGCUGCCCUGAGAGUUUUUAAACUGAAGGGCAACAUAAAAGCAAUCUAAAUAUUUAUUAAUGUAUUAAAUUUCUGUCCUGCAUUUCCUUUCAAAAGAGCCUAGGGCAGCAAACAGUAAAACAACACAGUUAAAGUACACAAGGAAGUGUUUUAACACAUCAUUUUACCAUGGGUAUUGUGUCUUUUUGUACUCUGGGGGGAGACUAGUACAUAUCUGAGCACAAUUCAAAGCCCUAAGUGCCUUUGACCCCGUACAGCUGAAGGAGCGUCUCCUCCCCCAUUGUUCAGCCUGGACACUGAGGUCCAGCUCCGAGGGCCUUCUGGUGGUUCCCUCAUUGCGAGAAGCCAAGUUACAGGGAAGCAGGCAGAGGGCCUUCUCUGUGGUGGUGCUCACAGAUGUCAAGGAGAUAAGUAACUAUAAAACCUUUAGGAGACAUUUGAAGGCAGCCCUGUAUAGGGAAGUUUUUUAUAUGUUUAAUGUUUUAUUAUGUUUUUUAUAUAGACUCAUAGAUUUUUAAAGUUGGAAGGGACCCUGAGGAUCAACUAGUCCAACACAUUCCUAAUGGAACAAUAAAACAGUAAGAAUUUAUCAUAAAACUGAACGCUACCUUAAAAUGCCUGUUGGAACAUGAAAGUAUUUGUCAUGAGGCUGAAGUUCAGCAAGGGGGAUGCCAGUCUAAUCUCAGUUGGUAUGGAGAUAUCCAGGCAUGGGCCUGCUACAUUGAUUGCAUGCAACUCACCGUUUGCCUGGGGAUUGCAUUCUGGGUCAUUGCGCAUAUCAGUGGUUGUGCAUAAGCCUGCCCCCUGCCCCGUUCCAGGGCUGAAAGUAUGUUGGCAGUCACACGUCAAUUGGACAACUGCAAAAUGGUUGCCACCUGUAGUUACAAGCUGCGCAUCUAAGCCAUGAGGAAUUACCAACAGAGACUCCCCCCUCCCCCGCCCAUGUGUAAAAGUGUGCACAAAGUGCAUAAAAGAAAGCUCCUCUGAAGUAUUUGUCACCCCUUCUGCACCAUGGCAUGUAAAAAUCAGUGUCCUCAGAAAGAUAUGAAAAGUGCAAGGUAGAUCUGGCAAAACCUUAGGAAAUUAUCUCUCAUAUACCAACUCUGUCUCUGGAUUUCAAGCCACAUCAACAGAAUCUGGCUAUUUCAUUUAAUUUGCUGUCAAUCAGUGUCCUCAGUGUCACUAAGGCUUCCUCUUUUAUAUUCAUUAUUUCUCUUGGCAUUGCCCAGAGCUCAACUGUAUCUUAGCCAGCUAUCAUCACAGGGUGAUUAAAUCAUUUUAUGAGAUGAGAUCUUGCUUCCUAGUCAUAAUAGUGAAAGAAAGAAAAAACAUUCCUGUAGUAUAUUUACUUACGGAUAUUUACCUGCUACAACUUCAUGUUUUUCUGAACAAAAAUAAACAGGUUUAAACUUUUAGUUUGCUGUAUGAAGUGACAAAUUGUUUGGUUUAAAUAUGCCUCCUGCAGUUCAGUAUAUACUCAGUCCUAUACUUUCCUCAGCAGGAAGGAGUGGGUGCUCAGUCUCAAUAGCACCCAUAAUGAUUUCAGUGUUACAAAAUGAGGGACGAGACAGAAGCUGUAUGCCAGCUUGAACUGAAUGUGUCACUUCAUAGCUGCUGAACAUGUCAGUUUAUGGCUGGUUCUAUCACUGCACAGGCCUAUCAAGAUUUUUAUUAUUUUUCUCUUUGGUAGAAUAUUAGUUUACAUCUCCAGGAUGGUCCUGUGUAAUUUAGGUCAAAAGGCCACAUUUUAUCCAUGUUGAUAAGAUUGCAUUUCUUAGGUCAGAAUGUUCAGUGUUAAUUUAAUUAAGAAGGUCCUCUUCUGUGUCUCCAUCGCCACUUGGUAUACUCGACAUUGAGCUCUAACCUGUGUUCAGUCUGAUUCGGAGAGUUUUUUGCCACCGAUGCUCUAGCCUUCUCAACAAUUGUUCCAUCUCCCUCAGUUCCAGGAAAACCGUGGGGCCUUCCAGGCUCCUUGCAAUUGGAGAGGGCACUUUAGAGCCCGACAGUAAAUAGCCCUGGUUAACUCCGCAUUCCAGCGAGCCACCAGGGAAUCAGCUGAAAGGCCAUCAACAUGGGAUAAUACACCCUUCCCCCCGCAAGUCAUUAGGAUCAUUUAAGUGGCAGAGGUGGACUUCGAUUUCGUCCCACCUCCCUAUGGAGAGAAAGGGCCGCAAAGAAGUCUAGUUGCACCAGGAAGGGAUCUGACCAUGACACUUCUUAAUGCCAGAUCUCCUGUGUCCACAGAGGUGAACACCAGAUCUAAGGCAUGUCCACAGCUGUGAGUAGGGCCAGAUUUAUUCAGGGACAGCUCCAUGGAGACCAUGCUUUCCACAAAGUCCCAAGCAGCCCCUUGUAAGGUUGUGUUGGCAUGGUUGUUAAAAUCCCCCAGGACCACCAGACUAGUUGUCUCCAGAAGAACAUCCGCCAUGACCUGAAGCAGCUCAGGCAGGGAAUCCUCGGUCCUGUACUGCCCCUAUUGCCCAACUUCCAGAACAUGUACUCAAAAAACUGGGUCUUCCUAAUAGGAUACCUGGUGAAAACUAAGGACUUCCUAAAAAUCACUGCAACUCCCCCUUCCCACACACAUGACCUGGGUUGCUCUGCGUAAGAGAAACCUGGGGAACAAGCAGCAGCAAGAACAGGCCUACCUGCUGUGUCCAACCAAGUCUCUGUUACACAUGCUGGGUCAAUUCCUCCAUCCAUUAUCAAAUCAUGGAAUAAUAAUAAUAAUAAUAAUAAUAAUUUAUUAUUUAUACCCCACCCAUCUGGCUGGGUUUCCCCAGCCACUCUGGGCGGCUUCCAACAGAAUAUUAAAAUACAAUAACCUAUUAAACAUUAAAAGCUUUCCUAAACAGGGCUGCCUUCAGAUGUCUUCUAAAAGUCUGGUAGUAGUUUUUCUCUUUGACAUCUGGUGGGAGGGCAUUCCACAGGGUGGGUGCCACCACCAAGAAGGCCCUCUGCCUGGUUCCCUGUAACCUCACUUCUCAUAGUGAGGGAACUGCCAGAAGGCCCUCGGUGCUGGACCUCAGUGUCCGGGCUGGAUGAUGGGGGUGGAGAUGCUCCUUCAGGUAUACAGGACUGAUGCUGUUUAGGGCUUUAAAGGUCAGCACCAACACUUUGAAUUGUGCUUGGAAACGUACUGGAGGGCAGCGGUCUUAUGUAUCAUUGGCCUGGCGUUGCACAGAGCCACCUUGAGGUCUUGUGGGACACUCUUGUUGAUACUUGUAUCCUGGUCAGGACCUGACCCAGAGGCAGGGAUAGUCUUCAUACAAUGACUUGACUUGCCUCCUUGGCAACUCCUCCUCCUUCCUGUGAUCACUGAGAUUGCGUGUCCCAAAGUGGAACCUGCCUCAGCCAUUCUGUUGGAUGGGGCCCACUCUUGGGCUGCCCUGUCCCACUCCCACUAAAACAAAUUAACUUAUAAAACCAAAAAAUACAAAUACGAAUUAACAUUUAAGAACAGUUAAAAACAACUCCACUCCACCCUUAAAUAAAGCAAUACUACAGUCACCUGAGUUAAAACCCCAUCCCCAUUUUUUAAAAAACAAUAAUUUUAGCACAAGGUGGCUGGGCCACCCCCUUGUUCCACCCCCAAAAUGCCACCCCUAAAGGGACGAGCCCCACCCCCAGGGCAGGCAGGCUUUAUAGAGCUGUCCCAGCAACUGGUGUCUAGAGAAAAUUCCUAGAGCUAACAAGUUGCAGAAAAUUGAAAUUGUGACUUAGCAGAGGGUUUUCUUCCUGGGUGGGUGGGUGGGGAAGUAACAUUUUGGGUAUGGUGAUAUGUUUUGGAUGAAAUCUGAUUCCCAAACAUUCACUGCUUUGUCCUUUUACAAUUCCCACACCAGCAUUUUAGAUCAUCUCUCUAAGUAAAUAUAAUUGCAAUACAUUUUCUUCCUCUCCUUUGUGUCUCUCACAUAGUGUCAGCUGAGAAUAGUAUAUGUUUAAUUGACUGUAAACAUAGCUUUGAGCUGGUUUCUAGCUCAGAUGUACUUGCUUUACAGUGGUGGUAAAAUGAUCUCUGAGCAUAAGGUAAGAAUGUAUCAUAAUUAAAUAUGUACAUGAUUUAGAAUCCCCCAGGAGGGCGAGGGUUAAAUGUGCAUUUCCUUCUGCAGCACUAUAGUUAAUAACGAUAGAGAUUUGUACAUUAUCGUUUUCCUAUGGAAGCCACUUCCAUAUUGCAUGUUGCAUCAGGAACCAUAAUGGUAGGAUGAAUUAUGUGGUUACUUCCUUCAUUAGCACUGACAGCCUCUCCUGGGGUGCUGGUGAUAUGUUUAGAUAUUGUUAUACACCAUACCAAUCUUUAAGCAGUACAAGAUUCCUGUCACUUAUCCAGGGUUCAUGUUUCCUUUGGAAAUGAGGAGCAGCAGAGACUAUGUCUUUAUGAUGUAUAUGCUUUAUUUACACAAAUAUGCAGCUUGAGCCUAUGAUGGAGGGCCUCACAGCAUUACACUCCCAGAGGUUCUUGCUCCUCCCAUGACCACAGUCUUGGAUGUCAGCCAUGCCCCUCUGUUCCUCUUAUUUGUUUGCUGCGUUUAACAAACUGACACCUUUUUCUCUCCAACUUGCUGACGCUUACAGCCUGCAACUAUUUUUCCUUAAGCUUACACCAUCCUCAAUUGCAGUCCUAAAUUCAACUCUGCUUUGUCUCUGCUAACUCACCCCAAGCUUAGGGCAGGACUCCACCCAUCUGCUUCUUGGCACAGAGUCUCUGCUUUGCUGAUUGGCCCAUCUCCCUAACUUUGUUUUCUAUUAGUGGCCUAUCUCUAUCUCUCAAGCAAUCUCCUGACCCAGGUGGCUGAGCCCAGCUAUUAAGAGUCUGACUUUCAGUAUAACUCUCCAAGCAUUGAUUAAAUUCUUACUAAAUCCAGGAAUUAUGGAUGUCUUGUGCCCACAAACUCUGGUGCCACAAACUCCUAACAAUAUCGACCUGUAUGAAAGUGGACUGAGUGGGCAUAUCUUCGGUGCCAAAAUAAUUAUGUAUGAUUGGGUAAAAGAGUGCAAUUAUGUGUAUAUAUUCCUAUUGGUUGCAAAAGGAUGUUGAAUGAUAGUCUAGUCUGCACAAAUAUAUUAUAGGAGAUGGUCCAGAACUAGAACUACAGCAAGGCACUACAAGUGGUUUUUGGGGGUACCUAAUUUUGCUAAGUUAAGUUCUUCAGGGCUCUGUCAAAUAGCUUGGCAACAUUUAAAAAUAAUGCCACUUUCUUCUGCUCCUUCACAUGGCUUCUCUUUCAGCAGCUGUUCUGAUGUUAAUAACAGAGAGAAAGUUGGAUUCUCCUGCUUGUUCUAGCCUAGCUGCCUGCUGCUUUGCGUCCUGUUUUGAGAGCAGGGAGGGGGGUGGAUUAUGCCUUUGCCAUGUUCCAAAUAAUCAGGAUGGUGUGGAAUUGUUUCCCUUGCUGCUGCCAUCAGAGAAGAGUCCCAGUCUCAGAGCAGUUCUUUCGCUCUGCUUAGAAGUGUGCUGCCUCUUCUUGGCCUUACACCAGUGGCUGAAAAGAAGCUACAGGGUCAGGAUACACAAAGCAGAUGCAGGUUGGGCAGGCUCAGUGAGAGGAGGGGGAGGCACAACUGCAGACAAGCGGUUUCAAAUAUUGCUGUGCUAGUUGGCAGAGCCAUCCCUACCACAGCUGUUGACUACCUGCUGCCCCCAACCUAGCUGCCACUCACCUGCCUGUCCUGUUGCUGCCUCGCUUGGCUCAUCCCCUUCUCCACCAGUCUCUGGGUUUAUAGGAGGAGGAGGUGCAAUAGUAGGUCGUGAGUGGCUGGUGAGGCCUGCAUUAAGGAUAAGGAACAUGUGGGUGGUUGAGAAUAAUUAUUACUGGACCUCUGGGUCUGUACAGCCAUGACACUACUCUACAGGCAUCUGUUUGGCCACUGUGGGAAUAGGAGUUUGGACUAGAUGGGCCUUUGGUCUGACCCAGCAGGACUUUUUGUGUGUGUGUCUUAUGACCAAGAAAAGAGGCAUCAAUAUGUCAGGCAUCUGGGCAGGAGGAGAGUUUGUUUAUAUCUGGCCUGGCUGGGCAUGGGUUUGUGUGUGCAUAAUUCUGGCUGGCAUGCAAAAAUGUGGGAAUGUGUUCAUGGCUGGCUGGCUAGUUCAAAAUUAUGGGAGAACAGUUUUGUUUUAAAUCCUCAUACAUGCACACAACAAAUGUUCUUGAAGUGUAUUUUUUUGCAGUAUAUUUUUGCAGUAUAUUUUAAAUGUGAAUCUAACAGCAGGCUCAACCUUGCUGUUAAUCUUGCCCUGCAACUGCUGAAAUCUUAAAUCCUGCCCCCACUGUGUUCAAGACCAUAGUUGAUUGUUCCUCUGAAUUAUCUGUGAUGUGAGGCUUAUUUUUAGUAACUGCCUAAUAAACCUCCACAUAAAAUUUCAAUUUGAUCCUUGGGUGUUAUAACACUUUAGGCUUGAACAAUUGUGAGUACUGAAUGAGGCAAUGGUAGUUAUUACUGGCUGAAUGCAGAGUGAUUACAAAGGUGUAGUCUGGUGUAAGUGAUGCAAGGAUAAUAGUCGCAUCCACUCUGACAGUUCCUGUUUAUUAAGGAAGACCAGUGCUCAGAUUAUUGGGGGGUGGGGGAGGUGUCUCCCUUAACUAUUAUGUUUGGAAGGCUGCAAAGAAGACAUGAUUUGGCUGACUUUGGUGGGAGCCAUUAAAAGGCCUACAUAAUUCGAAUGCUGAGGUCAACACAUUUUUCUGGAACUUGGGCGAAACUUGGCUUUCUUUCACUUGGGUCAAAGACUCCGUUCGCCACCCCCCCCCAGGUUUACACACACACACACACGCACACGUUUUCUUGGGUUGGAACAAUCAUUUUUGUGGCAACGCAUCUUUGCAGGUAAAUAAUGUCACAAUUGCCACUCUUGUUUCCUGGGAGAUUUGUCCUUCAUGCUUCUCUGCUUAUGGCAUGUACUGACUUCCAGGCUGUGGUGAAAAAGGAAUCCAGCCCAACAUCCGGAACUAUUCCCAUUCCCCGCAUUUCUGAAAGUAACAACGUCUUAUAAAAAUAAGUUUUUGGCAGUAGUGAAACUGAUACGGAUACUGGGAACAAGGGGUUUGAUAAAAUGGCACUAGAAGAAACAAGUUUAAUAAUUCCUAGCGCACUAAGCAGAGCAGAUAAGCACUUGGUGAGAAAAUGUUUUUUAAUUCCACUGUCUCACAAAUUAUAUUUGGAGUUUUCAUUCCUGCCCUAGACUUAAUCUAUUUCCCUUGGAUGUGUUUUUGUGUUCCUUCCAAAGGGUAGAAAGUUGUAGGGUCUUAGUUUCAUUUUGGAUGAGGGAGAACUUUUAAAUUAAUUUAUUAAAUUUCCAUCUCACCCUUCUUCUCCUGAGAGCCUAUAGUGGCAAAUAACAAAGCAACAAAAAUACAAUUCCAACAAAACAAAAACAUUUGAAACCUUAAAAACAUAGAAAACAUGAAUAAAUAUUGGAAGGUCUGUCAGAGGAUGACACAUAAUUUGAAGGAUUGUUCUAUUUCAAGAUGGGAAACUUUUGGCUCAGAAACUUGAGGCCUGACUACGUUCCCAGUUUGACCCACAAGUUGUUUUGAAUUGAAGCUGGCGAUGAAAAGAAUCUUCCAUUGUAGGUGUGGCUUGAGCUGCCCCUACCAAUUAUUAUUUGUUUUGUUUUGGUCCACCUGGUGUCAUCGUGAUUGACAUGGAGGAGGCCCACCCCUUUGUCAAAGUGGCUGAUGGAGUGGGGUGUGGGGCAGGGACCACAGUGCACAGUUUGCUGCCUGGAUCGUUUUCCCCACCCCUGCUCUGUUUGAAAGUCUGCCUAGUCCAUUUCUGGCUAAGAGAUAAAAGAACCAUCAGUAGGGAAAGCAAGAGCAUGGAAGGUGCCCACCGGCCGUUAGUAUGGAGGCAGAAGACUUAGUAGGCAAUCAGGUAACCUAGUCACAGAAGUACUGUAUUUCUGUUUAAAUUGCAAUAAUUAUUUCUAAAUUUGCAUCUACAUAUCAAUUAAUAUAGCCAACAUUUAUGCAAAUCUGUAUCCUUGUUUUUCCUCUGAUGCGUUUCUGAUGCAUCUCUUCUUUGUCUCAGUUGUCACCAUCUCUCUUCCUCUCCCUCUCUCUCUCUCUCUCUCUCUCUCUGUGUGUGUGUGUGUGUAUGUGUGACUUACUUUGUGUACACAUAGACAGGGUUGCAAUGAAAAGUACUUUAACUACUCACAUACUGAAAACAUCUCAUUUCUCUUUGCACUAAGAUGUUGAUUACCUUAGUUGGACAAAGCACAAAAGAUUUCCUGAUAAAGGAAACACAAAUGGGAUAGGGUGGUUUACAUAAAGACAUCAGGAACUAUAGGUAGAACCAACCGUAAGGUUUGUAUUCCAUUAAAUUUGAGUCAUUUAGCAAAACAAGGUGGAACAGUUGGAAUGAUGCUUUGAAAACACUGAGAUAUCAGCUUGGUGGUAUAUAUGAUGCUUUAAUAAAUAUCUUUGAUGACACAAGUCUAAAAGGUUUAUCUGGAAAUACUUCCUGAAUUGAAGCUAAGCCCUUGCCGAUGCAAUUUGUAAGUUCAAGUUUGUGGUGUCCUUUGUUACAUGGCACAACAUCCCUUUUGAAGUCAGCCUUACAAGCAAAAGAGCUGAUUUAAAUUCAGCCAUAAGACAAUUGCAAGUGACCAAGAAUUACCUUGUGGGUUGAAGGUGUGAUGAGGCUUUUCAACAAGUUUUGAUAGAGGCUACUGAGACUGCAAAGGAGCUAGAAAUAAUACCAAACUUUGAGACCGAAUAAGUUAGAAAAAAGGAGAAAGAAAUGACAGUUUGAAUUUGAGGCAAGAAGAGGCACCACAAGAUCCAAAGCAGAAAUUUAAAGUAGGUCCUUACUAGACUGUCUUAGACAUGGCCAUACAGUUUGCUGAAGAGAGAUUCUCACAGCUACAACAAUAUAAUUCCCUAUUUGGCUUCCUGAAUGAUAUAAACAGUAUCAACAAAAAGCUACUGAAGAUGUAUCUAAGGCCUGUGAGAAUUUGGAAAAAAUCAUUGAUGCACAAUGGAAACAAACAUUGGUGCUGAAGAUCUGUGCUGUGAACUUACAGCAAUAGCUUGAAGACUUUGAAAUCUAGGGCAUCACAAGGAGUUCUUCUCUUUAUACUACAACUAAAACUCCUGGAUAAUGUGUCUAACGUUUCUAUUGCUCUAAGAAUCCUUCUCACUUCUCAGUGGCAAGCAGUGAACACAGUUUCUCAAAGUUAUAAAAACUUACAUACGCCCAGCCAUGUUGCUGAAGAGCCUAGUUGGCUUAGCACCUAUAUCAAUAGAACAUUCCCAAGCAUUGACCUGAAGGAAUUGGUGCCAAAAUUUGCAAAGGAAAAGGCACUCAAAGUGAGAUUUUGGUGUGCCUGAAACUGAAACUUUUAGGAGGCUUAAAUUUUAACAUUGCAAUUCACAAGAUUAUUCCACAUUAUUUUUGUGCUAUAUAGUAUUGUCUUUUGUGUAAGAUUGCUGUAUUGCUUAUUCUUCAAAUUUAAAAUAAAUUUAGCAGCUUCAAGUUUUGUGCUUUUCUUUUCAUUACAUGACAUCUGUUUUUGCAAACUGAGUUAGCAAUUUUUUGGGGGGGUGUGCGCAAGUAGUUUGCCUUGCCAAGCUAGGAAUACCCUGCAUGGAAAGGAACAUCCAAUUAAUUAGGUAAUCUGGAUCUUCCCUGAGCAAGGAAAAGAUACUUAUUGGGCUCACCUUUGUAGUGGAAGGGACCUGACACUUGCAAGUUCAAAAUAGGCAAAUGCAUAUGAGUCAAGCCAGAUAGAACAAAGACCUCUCUGGUAUGCAAGCCUAGCUUUGAAAUGCAGAUACAAGUUUUCUGGCCACAUUCAAUUUGAAGCUUCUUUAAUAAGCUUCAGUGGCAUGACAUGUACAACUAAUACAUUUACCGGUAUAUAGCCAACACAUUGUAACUUAAUUGUGUGAGUAGGCUAUUAUUUACCUGAGUGGUUUGCUUGGUAUACGAGUAUCAUGUUAAGACAUUCUUGAUUGAUACUUCAAUUGUAUUAAUGAAUGGAUGUUCAUAAUCUAAUUCACAUUAAUUUAAUUUAUAAUAUACAGCUUGGGUUUGCUUUGCCAAAUCUCAUUGGAUUUUAUUUUUUGGUGCUAGAUAUUUUGUUUUAGCAAGCACAUUACUGAUUUUAGGGUUAUAAAAUAUUUGCACUAGUUGUACUCUUGUACUCGAAAUAAAUGAGAAUGAACGUUUAGUUCCUCUUUGUAACUGAAAAGCUCACAUACCCCUUGUGCCAUUAUGUAGCCCCAAUAAAAGUUAUUGUCUUUAUCAGUUUGUCUCUCUAAAUUCUAGUGCCUGUUUAGGAAUUCAGCACAGUUGUUAUUAUUUUUUAAAAAGAUUCUUCUGAAACAGUCCAAUUUCCAGUAUGAGUAGUGGGAGAUGACAUGGAAUAAAUGUGGAUAAUAUUUUGGAAAUGUAUGGCAUGAGAUGUGAGAGUUUUCAUAAUGUCCCAGCCCCCUUUCAGUGCGGCAUAUUCAGGAGAGAGGAGGCUUGGGAAGACAGCUGCAUAGAGGGAGACAGCAAAUAGACAAGGCUUUAAUCCAACUCCCUUACCAGAGGGGUAGAGUGCUCUCUGCUUGUCUAACAAGUGGCUGAUUAAUUAUGACAAGUACAGGAUUGUUCUUUUGGUGAAUGCACAUGCUCCCAAAAAAAUUCCAGUGGUCUUUCACCCUUGGCUCCUGUUGUUUUCAGUCAUUUUUUCAGGUUUGUGCAAGCAGAACCAUGGGAGAUGAAUGUAAUGUGACCCAUAAACUUUGUCACAUCCUCAUUAAUUUGGCGAUGUAUUCCAUUGUAGCCUACGGGAGCAGUCAGAUUUUUAACAAGGAAAUGAGGGUGCCGUCACUUAACGGCUUCAUUUUGACAGCUACGAAGGCUGACACGUAAAAGGUGCAGUGUCAGGUUGUACAUUUCCCCCACUUUAAACUGAUGUGUAUGUAUUGGGGUGGUGGUGGUGGUGGUGGGGAUUUUCACAAUCAUAUAAAUCUGGCCAUGCAAUGUUAGGACUCUGUAAGAUUAAGAGAAGGCAAUGACCCCAAGGCAAGGUAUGUUUCGUCCUAUAUUUCUCAUUGCUUAGUUCCCAGCUUUUAUAGAAUCUGUCUGCAACGUCUACAGGAAGGUAAUAAAUGUACAGAGUCAUAUAGACUCAUAUUGUAUCAUACUCCCUUUAUUAGGGCCACAAAAAAAUCACAAAGCCAUAAGCUAGUUUUCAAAUUUCAAACGAUGCCUUAUGAGGAACGGCUAAGGGAGCUGGGCAUGUUUAGCCUGGAGAAGAGGACGUUAAGGGGUGAUAUGAUAGCCAUGUUCAAAUAUAUAAAAGGACGUCACAUAGAGGAGGGAGAAAGGUUGUUUUCUGCUGCUCCAGAGAAGCGGACACGGAGCAAUGGAUCCAAACUACAAGAAAGAAGAUUCCACCUAAACAUUAGGAAGAACUUCCUGACAGUAAGAGCUGUUUGACAGUGGAAUUUGCUGCCAAGGAGUGUGGUGGAGUCUCCUUCUUUGGAGGUCUUUAAGCAGAGGCUUGACAACCAUAUGUCAGGAGUGCUCUGAUGGUGUUUCCUGCUUGGCAGGGGGUUGGACUCGAUGGCCCUUGUGGUCUCUUCCAACUCUAGGAUUCUAUGAUUCUAUGAUUCUAUAGCACUGUUCCUCAGACUCAAUGGGGGGGAGGGGCAGAAGUACGUUGCUGAAAGGGGGCAUGUUAGAAACCUCUGGCUGCCAUAUGUCAAUCUUAAGAUGGUAAUUCAAGAUGCUCUUGGCAAAUUCUCAUAGGUUAGUCAAUGCCCAGUGCAAAAAUAUCACAGCUUAUUUGAAACCUUAUUGGGUCAAAGAAGCAAUGGGCCCAAAGUAGCCUAGUUACUCUCUAGCGUUGUCAUUAGCAGUGUUUGGAAGUGCACAACUGUUUCUUCUUUCAGCUGGUUUGGGGAUGGAGUUCGUGAACGAUGUUGCUUUGUGUGCCAAGUUGAUAGGGCCUGGGACACACAGCUGUGAAUCUUUCUUUGCAAAAAGGGGGUGCAAGGGGACCAGAAUAAACAACCAGACAACAACCUGGGGUAUUGCUUUUGCAAGGGAAUAUAACAAAAAAUAACAGGACCAAAAUGGAAGGUUCCAAACUUUCUUUCCUAAAGCUGAAAUUACACAGUUUAGGAGUUUUCUCUUUCUUGUGAAGAGAAGUUCUGGAAAGGAGGAAUAUAAAUUGGAGUGAAGGAAUUACCUUGCUAGCACACUUGCCCUAACCCACACACUCGUCAAGGAGGGGAAGAAACACAGCAAGAACAGUGACGCCACCGGAGGACAGGCGGAGGGAGGGAGGGAGGCUUGAGCCAAGCGAGCCCAGCCCAGGGUAAAGCCCCCCAGCCGGGAGGGAAGGUACCCCGAGAGAGAGGGAGGCAGGUGGGCAAUGGGACACCUUACCUGUGCUCUCAUGCAGCAGCGGUGGAGAAGGAGGCUGCGGUGGCUUGGCAUGGACAAUUUGGGCGCAAGGGGCAGAUAUUGGGGGUGGGGCAAAAGGAUCUGGACUCCUUAAAGUUGGUGCCUCUGCACAGGAAGAGGACCCUGGCCAGAGAGUUCCAUAAAAAUGGAAAAAAUAUUUGAGGUGGAAGAACGAAGUCAUGUGUUGCCUUUUGAAAUCUCUGCUGUGAAAUAUUCUCCAAAUAUUGUAGUCCUUUUUGUGAAUUGGUUGUUCUCCGAAUUGACACUGAGAGCAGGUUUUAAUAGUCAGAUGUCUUAGCAAGCAAAAGUUAUUUCCCAACUAAUCCAGAAAUCCAAUUGUCUAGUGAAAACAGCAUUCUUCUCUGCCAAGACCCAGGUUUGAACUGUCUCCAUAUUGUUCUCUCCACACGCACAGGAACAACACAUAGAUCUAGUUCCUUCCAUAUGCAUGGGAACUUUUCUUAAAGUAGCAAAAACUCCAGAUUGCCUGCAUCACAGGCCCAGCUUUUUUUCUGCCUUCCUAUAAGCAAAAACCCAUUCACAGCCAGGCAGGCCCACAAAUGUAGCUCUUCUCUUCUGGUUGCUAUGCCAUCACCAAGGCCUGCUCUAUUUCUUUUCAAAGUUGAAACAUUCUGCUCUGCAAAGAUGGCAACGUUUUCAAUCAAACUAAGUUAAAAACACAACGUUCUUAAUAAAAGGUUUGGGGAAAAAUUAAGUGGUUUGAUACAUUAUAUAUAAAUAAGCAUAAAUAUAUGUGAAAACAUUAAUUUACUGGGUUGCCAAAUACAAAUUCCUCUGCUUAUUUGGGUUGCCAAUGUACUAAAACAUUCUUAAAGAUACAAAAUGUAUUUUAAUUAGGACACCAGGGCUCCAUUUGCAGCAGAUACCAGUCUCACAUUUUUCUGCAAGCUGGGUGCCAGUUUCUCUGCAAAGCACAUUUUGCAGAGUUUGGGUCUUCAGGAUCUCCUGGUGUAAAACAAUCUGUCAGAAUACUUUACUUGGAUUUCUGAAAGCCAGGUAACAUUCACCAGCAAUCUUGUCCCACAAUUUUCUUUUGGAAAGGAGUAAAUUGCCUGGUGUGGGAGGGCUAUUUUUCUCAAGAUAAGAUCGGAGCAGAGAUGUUAGGCAGCCACCCCCACCCCCACCCCCGUUACUUUUGGGUAUUGAAAAACUUUUCAGAUAUUUAUGCAGCGUGUAAAAUUAGCAUGGCUUCUUUUUAUUCUUGUUUACUAGAUGUAAGUCCAGUAAAGGUUCUAAACCCGAUCUUCAUCUGCUUAGGGCGCAAUGGACAAUUUUCCAGUUCAACAUUUCCCCUAAAACUUACAUCCCUGCCAAAGAUACCUCACUUCGUUGCAGACUUUGCUUCCACCAGCCACACAUUUCUCUUUCCAUUCUUCCUUUUUUGUUCAACACUGAGGUUAAAAUUUAAAAGCUAGCUCACUCUUGGUUAGUCCUAAGGAAGGCAUCAUGAUGGUGUUCCUGUCUGGGUCUUCCCCAUGGACCAACAGGGGCGCCUGAAGUUUUUAUCUUCGGUAAUGGAACACAUCAGAAGAUCUGUCCUGGGUGGGGCUCAAAACUCGCCUUGCUGUUGCUCACACAGCAUUUGAAAGUAGUUUCCUUGUUCAGCCAGUAGGAGGCAGGCUGUCACAAGAAUCCAUAACGUUUGACUCACCCCUGGGAAAACAUUCACUGUUCAAGAAUUUUUCAUCUCUUUGGAACUUAAGAUGCAUUUUAAAAAUCUAUCCUCCGCCUCGCUAUUCUUUUACCACAUGUGAGGUGCCCAAAAGAUACCACAGUUUCAGAAGGACAAUUUUACACUUUUUAUAUGUUUUUAAUGUUUUCCAUUGUUUUCAAAUAUUUAAAAUAUGGUUUUAUUAUGUAUUGUAUUAUUAUAUUUGAGUUUGCCACCCUGGGCUCCUUUGAGAGAAAGGGUGGGUUACAAAUUUGAUAAAUAAAUCUUUUCAAAUCAGGAGCUCUAUUUUAAUGCUUGGAAAACUUGUCUCUCCCCUCAAAUUUGGGGUCCUCUAAUCCUGUUGUUGAGGAGGGGAGAAAUGAAAUUAAAGUUUGCCUGUUGUGAAGUUUUUCUGUUUCUCUUUGCAGUGAAUAGACUGCCAUGCAAUUGUGGAGUGAAAGAGACAAUGAUCUAUAUACAAACAGAGCAGAGGAGUCUGCCCACAUAUUAAGGGAGCCUGGUGCUCAUUUCUCCAGGGAAGUGUGGACCUGAGAGCUGGUUAUUGAGGCUGCACUCCUCUGCAAACGUUCCUGGGAGUAUUGCCCAUGGAUAUUAACUUUAUUUUCAUAUGGCUAUGACUUGAGAGGAAUGACUCUGAAUCUGGACAUUGUGAGACUUAGUUCCCAUCUUUAAAAUGCCAGUGACUUCAGGCUUUGAAUGUCAUGUUUAAAUCAAUUAAACAAUUAGUGAGUAAUUGAUUAAAAAACCCUUAAAAGCUACCCCUGACUACUCAGGUGGCGUGCACGCACACACACAAAAGUUUGAUUACUUUUAAUUCAAGUACAUAUAAAAACUGCAGGUGGAAAGUAUCACUGUAGCAGAGGCAUUGCCUCCCUUGUGCAAAAGAAAAAGGGAAUUUAGGGUGAUACUUGCUGCAAUAUAGGCAUGCAUAAUUUGGUGAUGAUUCUGUAUAAUAAUAUGAAAAUGAAAAUUUACUCAAUCGAUUAAUUGAGCAACUGAGAUUUCUGUAAUUAGGUAGCAUUCCUGCUUUAUAAGAUUCACCCCAAAGGGUAUCUCUUGAGAGAGAAACAAUGCCCUCUAGUUAAAAAAGGUUCCAAAGAGAACUAUCAGUCCAACCAAACAGAACCAGUGUCCCUACUGUGAGAAACGGAUCCCUUUCGCAGAAAGUUCUGCUUAUUAUUCUUCAGGUGCUAAAAUUUUAUUUAUUUAUUUAUUUAUUUAUUUAUUUAAUCUGAGUUGCCUUUCUGUCAUACAGCAUGGUGACAUACAAUUAAAACACAGAAAUAUAUAGUUUAGAAUCUGCAAUAUUUUGUUGUCAUCCAUCUGCAUUGAGAGAAUGGAUGCACCUCAGGGAGUGAAGUCAAACCACUGUGUCAGCAGCACUGAAGCGACACCCCCCCCCCCGAGAGCACAAGCCUGGGCUGUGUGGAUGGAGGUCCUGGGCUGCCCAGACGACAAGAACCCCCCCCCCCCCGGCCUUGCUGUUCUUGUCUGAAGGAAAGCAGAGCAAGACAUUUGGCAGCAGCUUGGCUGGAAGGAGACAUACAAGGCACCAUCCAACUGCCUUAGGGACUCCACUCUGGAUUUUGUAGGGUUUAAUGCUUAGCCUUCUCUUCUCCCCAAGAUCUCCCACAAGGCAGCAGAGGUUUAGAAUUUUCCUUCUCCUAAAUGGACUACCUUCCCAGGUUGACAAGCCCCAUCUGCCCUUCACUCCCCUCUACAGCAGAAACCGCCUUCUUGACUCUUGGGCCCACUAUUGGUCUCGUCUGCUCAAUCUGCUGGAGCCUGUCUUCACAUGCAGGGGACGUUCACAGAAGGAACCCUCACCUGGUUUAGCCAGCCAGUCGAGGUCGUUCCCAGGGUGUGGCAGCUGCCACAUGCUGACAGCUUCUAGGAGCUACAGGUGAGAGCAGAGUGCAGGGUGGACCAAAGGUGGACAAACUACCCCGGAAGGAGCACGACAUGUCCCCCACCAGGGGUACUACCCCUCCCCUAACACCCCAUAUAUCCCAAUCUUCAAUGAAUUCUAUACAGUGAAACUCACAGAGACAGUAAAAUAAAAUAAAACCGCUGCAAUUAAUUAAUUAAGAAAUGUUAUAAUGCUAAAACAUGAGCUGUGAAAGAAGCUUUUGUAAUUUUAAAAAAGUUGUAUUCUGACACUUAAAAUGCCUGAAACUGUCAAGAGGCCACACAAAGUCCCCUGAAUAGAUAAUAUAUUAAUGGGUAGAGGCCCCAGCUGAAAAGGCUCUGCCUGUGUAUCAGCAGAUCCUUCAGCAAAAGAAUGGCUGUGUAAGGGGUUUUCCUUCAGGUUGCAGGCAUUAGGGAGGUAUGCGUGAAGAAGGCACUUUCUAAGGCAUGGGUGGGAAACUCCAACUCCCAUCAGCCCCAGCCUGUUCAGGGUUAUAAAGGUUAUAAUCAGCACCUCAAAUUGGGCAAAUUUCAAAUAAUAUUUCUGAAGAAAGUCUUUGGUUCAUCCAUACCUGUCACUUCAGCUGAGCUUAUUGUAUAUAUUGCUUGUAGAUACAUCACUUUUGAUUCCUCUAGGGCAAAAAUUGAUUCAUCUCCCAAAUGUCAUAUUGAUGAGGAGGAUGAACUGCUUGUUUCUUGUAUGUCUGAGAACAGCAGGAGGCAAGACAGGUCUCCUCUGCGCUUCCUUCGGUUUCUUUUGUUUGAACAGGGAUGCCCCUAGGGACCAGGUUCCAACUGCGCUAAUGAAAUUGGUAAUUAAAGAUAUUUCAGAACAAUUAGCUAAACUGCUUUCUAGUCGUACUGCUCUGUCUGUUCAAGGUUCAAUAUUUGACCAAUUAGAGCAUCUCCAUUCUUUUUUAAAAAUUAACUAUUUCCUUCCAUGUGCUUACUACUUUAUUUUGAAAGAUGCUGAUACCAUUUUUAGUUUUUUAAAAAAUGAAAUCUUCCCAUAACAAACAGUCAUAAAAAAAAAAUCAGAGGCGUCUUCAGUCUUACAAGUUUACUAUCAACAAAUUGUUGUAUUACACAAUUAAGACUAAUAAAUUAAGAACUGUCACACAUUACAGAGCUGCAUCAUGCCAAAAUGAAUACUGAGCUACUGGGGAGUCAAAGCUCUCCAUCUUCUACAAUGGUAUAUCCAAGGAAUAGGAACCAUAUUUCUGUAAACCUGUCCUUCUUUGGUUUCACCUCUUGCUCUCUUACCCUAUUAUGUUAAUCUUGCAGUAGUGAUUAUACUCAUACAUUAUCCAUAAAUUGAUUUCACAUACCUUUCCAGCUUCUGAUCACACAAAGAUACUAAUUUCAUGAGUUGCUGUUUAGAGGUCCUCUAAUAUUGAUCCAGUCAUUAAUGCUGAUAUUUGGGUAUCACUAACCUUUCUUUCUUUCUUUCAAGCUUCAGCUUAAUGGUUUGGUGAUGUUUUCAAGUCACACAGUCACUUUCGGAAUCAUAUCAGUUCCUCAGCAAGUAGGCAUUGGUGUUUUAUGAAAUCCUUUUGCUAAUCUAAAGCAUUAUUGUAUGUGGACUGGAAGAAUUUGGAGCCAGCUUCUAUGAUGAGAACUUCACAUUUCCUUGCUUGAAUACUCAGGAAUGUGCAGCUAUAACUCUUUUAUUAUGAUAUAAAGUGUUUCCAAUGUCUUUUUUUUAUCCCCCCCCCCAGCGUUGGAUAUGCCUUAAAGCAGAGCUUUCCAAACUAUGUGUCGCGACACGUUAGUAUGUUGGCUGCAGCACUUAGGUGUAUCACAUGACUGCUCCCUGCACUCCAGUUUGCUAGUAAAACUGAAUUACUGUGUCACAAAAUGAUGAAUGUCUAAAAAGUAUGUCACCAACAUGAAAUAUUUGGAAUGCUCUGCCUUAAAGCUUGUUCAGAGGAAGUCUUCCUCUGAACACUGUGUAUAAGAACUCAUAUGACAUUCCUUUCCUUAGACAUCCCUUAAAUUCCAAGCCUGGGUACUUUCCAAAGGUGAUACCAUGUUUUUUCUUUGUCAUUAAGUUGCUUUUGUGAGCUGCACAAACAACCCAAACUAGCAUGGGAUUUCAGUUUGUUGGUCACAUUGAGAAUUGCAUGCUACCAUGAGGAAAGCUUUUCUUUACAGUCAGGUUAUUUUAGUAACCUAGUAAAUGUGCAAUGACAGAAAGUACUUGAACCUAAAGACACUUUAGAGUAUUUCUGUAAUUCAGAGUUCUUUUGCCACCAGGCUUCAUAUUUUGAGCAUAAGGCACAAAACUGAGCAAGGUGGGCAGUAUCCAUUAAGGGAUACCUGCAGUCUCCUGAAUGCCACAUUUCAAGAUCAUCAAAAAUACUGUGUAACUAUAACAUAAAUAUCAAGAAAAACAAAAAGGAAAGUACUCCAACCUGCAGAUAUUUAAACUAUAGUCUCAUGCAUUAUAUAACCAAAUGAUCAUUGACUGUGUCAGAGGGGGCCUCCCCCAGACACUGUCUCAUCAGGAGCUCUGUUCCGUAGGAUGGACUUUUAGUGUGGUGGCACCCAGCCUUUGGAAAUCCCUCCCGGACAUACCAGACAAGCAGUGUCUCUGUUGUCUUUUUCAACAAGCUGUCCUAAGUGGAGUUUUUUAUCCCAGGCUGUAUCUGUAUUGGAUUAGAAAUUGUUUUUAUAUACAAAAUUGUUUUAUACAUGUUUUCGCUGUUGAUGCUUUUAUUGCUAAGGAGCUUUGAGAUGUUAAUAAAUGGCUAUAAAGAAAUAAUAUAUAAUAUGUAGGCCGCAGUUGUGAGCAGAAAGGUGGUAUAUAAAUAUAGCCAAUAAAUAAUUAAAUUAAGACUGGGCCAUUUUCAGAAUCAGAAAAUCAGCUUUCAGUGUAGAAAAGGAAAGUCUCAUAAGAGAAGAUAAGCAUAUUUUUGAUGAGACUACUCAUUGCCUGUUCAUAGCAUAAUUUUAGACCUAUUAUGCUUCUAUGGAGCGUUGGGGAAGGGAUAGGACCUCUGCUGGGGGAAACACAUUGUGCUGCUUCUGGGUUAGUUUGACAUCUUUGCCCCCCGCCCCUGCACUCAGCUCUCACCUGUGGCUCCUAGAAGCUGUCAGCAUGUGACAGUGGUCACACUCUAGGAAAUGGCUUCAAGUGUCCAACUAAAGCAGGUGAGGAUGGCCAGUGGGUCUCAAACUAGGGCUGCCAUGUUUCAAAAAGUGAAAAUUUGGACACAAAGGUUGUUGAGUUUUGGAGCUGCUAUGGGUUGCCAUAUGGGUUUCCCCAGACCUUUUAGCCAAUUUUCAAAAAUUCUGCCCGGAUGCUAUUUCCAGCUGAUGAGUACCGGAUGUAUGGCAGCCUUCUCUCAAACCCUUGGUGAGUUAGGGACUUCCCCAGCAUGUGAAGACAGGCUCUGGCAGAUAGAGUGGACGAGAACAAUAGUAAGUCCAACAGUCAAGAAGGCAGGGCCAGAUAGGGCUUGUCAACCUGGUAAGGUAACUCCUCUGAUUCUAAACCUCUGCUGCCUUGCGGGAUAUUUUUGGGAGAAGAAAAGGGAAAGGAAUAAACGCUACACAAAUCCAGAGUGGAAUCCCUAGGACAGUUGAAUGGCAACCUGUACUCCUCCUUCCAUCAACUCCUGCAGCCAAGCUGGUGCCAGAUGUAUUGCUCUGCUUUCCUUUGAAUCACAAGAGGAGGGUCUUAUUGUCGGGGCAGCCCAGGACCUCCAUAUGCACUGCACAGGCUUGCACCCCAGAGAGGUCAUUUCAGUGCCGCUAAAUGUUUGAUUUCACCCCUGGAGGUACAUUCCAUUGUCUCUUGAGACAAUGCCAACAACAAUGAUUCAUUUUUCUAAGAGUAAAUAGUCCUGGUUGACCCAUUACUGCAGUAUUUGUUCUGGCUGCUUUUGUCAGACUUGGAACUGGACUCAUUACUGUAUUACAUCUGGAUGUUAGGAAAGCUUUAUUGAUAAAAUCACUCUAGUAUGGAAGGAAAGAAAAGUGCCGACCAGAGAAGAAUGGCAGACUAAACUGGUGGAGUACGCAGAGAUGGCGGAAUUGACGGGGAAGAUCAGAAACCAGGAAGAUCAAGUAUUUUUUAAAGAUUGGAGUAAAUUUUUAAUUUAUUUAAAAGACCACUGUAAUCACUUAAAAUCAUUGGCAGGGAUGUAAUGACACUUGUAGUGUGGAAUUAAGUGUGGCAACUAUAGAUAUUUAAAAGAUGGAUGAAGGGAAAAGAUGCAGAAAAAUUUAUCUUAAAUAUGGAACCCGUGGAGGGAGGGAAGGAGGUCCAAAGGUUUAACAGAACCUUUUAUUUUAAUGUUUGAAAUGGUUAAAGUUAAAAUGUAUAACAUUUUCUAAAACCAAUAAAAAAUGUUAUACAUAUAUAAAGAUAAAAUCACUCCAGCAUCCCAAUAUGGGCCUACAGGCUACAAACAGGUGAGGAAUGGCAGAGUAUAGCAAGACAUGGCUAGGUAUAGCUAAGAUGUUGACCCAACAUUCAACAUGCCCCCUGUAACCUUCUUUUGAAGAGUGAUGUGGCCACCUCUGUUUGUGCAAUUUACACCCUGAGCUUCAGGACUGGGCAAGCAAGGGACUCCCCAUCCCCAGAGGCUGCCUCUGUGAGGUGGGCCACCACAUCCUUGGUGAUGGGGCAGAGCCAGAGCUGGUUCAACAUUACACUUUCCCCCCUGCACCAUCCCAGGACGGGGGGGGGGGGCUCUUGCUAGAGGCAGCUCCACAGUGAGUGACUCAGGAUUGGGCCAUCCAGGGACAUGGGGGGCUGAGGGAUCACAGCCUGCUAGGUCCUUCCCUGGGAUCCAGAUCUCCUCCUCCCAGCCUGCUGGACCCCUCCUCUGGGUCAGAUUCUCAUGCCACAACCUGCUAUGAUCCUCCCAGGGUCAUCCCCUCCCCCCUCCCCAAUUUCUUCCCAUUUAUCCUUGGCACCUGACCACCCCCUACAGCAUCUCAACAGAACACAUGAUAUCAUUUCAUAGAGCUGGUAACGUGAUAUGUGGGGGUAUCUUUCCUAUGUGGUCUCUCACAGAACCUUUGAGUAAUAUGCCCCCACCUCUCGGUUGGACAGGUGACGCACAUUGCCUACAGCUUGCAGGUCUUACCUGCACAGACACUAUAAAGGGUGUAGUCAGACAGGAGGUUUUUGUGUGUGAAUUCUCCUGGUUUUCUUGUUAGUGGUUUCAAUAAUGCUUUCACACCAUGCAUUGUUUUCCAUUGCAACGUCCAGCAAAAAUUGCCUUUCAGUCCCAGCAACAGGAGUGGCUGCACAAUUAUGUAACUGCAUCCUGUUUUCAUCCCUCCCUCAGCUGCAUGGCUGCUCCCUGCUCCCCUACUGCCCAUCCGGCACAUGGGCACAGGUUUCCGCAGUUGAGUAAACGGCACUUGUAGUGCCAUCCUAACUAAAGGCUUGUCCACACUUCCACUUGUCCCAUGUCUAGAAUGCAUAAGUUAAAGUUGGAAGUUGGAGUUGGAAGGGACCCUGAGGAUCAUCUAGUCGAACCCCCUGCAAUGCAGGAAUAUGCUGCUGCCCUGUACAGGGAUCGAACCUGCAACCUUGGCAUUAUCAGCACCAUGCUCUAACCAGCUGAGCUACCCAGUGCCUUUGAUGUGGGCUUGUGGUGGUCUCUAAAUAACUGAGGUGUGAAGCGUGGCUAUGCACUAGCAUGGGAUUGCCUUGCUCAGCUGCUGCAGGGGCGGCAGGAUCUUCUGAGCUGCAGAAGUUUUCAAAAUGCAAGCUGCUUUGUGCAGCCACAAUCUGGCUGUACAAUCUGUGUGACUGUACAGAUGAUCACUCAAGGAACUGCGGUUACAGGGAAGCAACCCGUUUUUCUGAUUAAAAAAAUUGCAAAAAUCAUGCUGAAAUGCAGAGCAAGCACGUAUCCUAUGUUCACAUUUGAAAGUGAACAUUCAGGUUUUGACUUGAAAUAUCAACCUUCUUCUUUUCAACCAUUGUUUCUAAAUGACAAAGGAACAGCCAAGUGUGGCAAAAGAAAAAAUAAAAAGCUAUGGUUUAAGCGGCUGGUUGACCUGGGAAGCAUAAUUGGACCAGAUAGGUAGUCCUUAAGGCAGGUUUAACUGGACAGGAAAAUGAAGAUCUCCAUCCAUAACCCAGUGUGGGAAAGAACGGAGACAAGAUGACUAAUGGUUCAUAAAAGCAGCAAACUUAUUGACUAAUAGAAUUCUUAGUCAUGAAGUCCCCAUGUUCCAUAUGUACCAAAAUCAAAGCAAUUACUGAUUUAAGUGAAGCUGAAAUCUAUAGAGCAGAAAAUGCUUGUUUUAGCAUAAGAUUGGACGAAGGUGAAUGACCUGUAAAACCUCUGGUAAUGAAAGCUCUUCACAGCUUGCAGUGUUUCACCGAAUGGUAAUUGCUUCAGUCUGUGAUAUAGAUCUAGCUGUGUUAAUGAUGCACUGUUCCUUUUCACAGGACUUAUUUAAGCUUCACAUUUUUCACAGAUUUGAGAGAAACAAGGCAUUGUAGAAAUUAACACAUUAACAUUGACAUUUUAUCACUUUGCAAAUUUAAAAUAUUAUUGAAAAUUUGGAACUUGAAAAAAAAAACCUCCACUUAGGACCCAUUUCAUUUUGGGAUGCCAUUCACCUAUGUAAGUUCACAGCUAGGUGAUAUCUUUAGGUUAGGCUUAGUGGAGCCAGAAAGUAGGAAUCUCUCUGGUAAUUCAUUUUUCUUAUGCUCACAGAAAAGAAACACAUUAUAUCAAGGAUCGCAUUGCAGGGUCAGCCCCAAAACUUUGCUGCCUGAGGCACAUAAGAUGGCAACCCCCAUUCCACAUAUAGACACCACCAGACUGGCAGGUCUGGAGACAGAACAGUGUUCUGUAAUGCACCCAAGCUUAGGGGCAGACACUGCUCCCUCCACCAACACCUUGCCCCCCCCGCCCAGCAUCUGCCACCUGAGGCACUACCUCACUCAAGCUCAGGGGUCAGCAACCUUUUGCAGCUGUGGGCCAGUCCACUGUCCCUCAGACCUUGUGGGGGGCCGGACUAUAUGGGGGGGAAUGAACAAAUUCCUAUGCCCCACAAAUAACCCAGAGAUCAAUUUUAAAUGAAAGCACACAUUCUACUCAUGUAAAAACACACUGAUUCCCGGACCAUCCAUGGGCCGGAUUGAGAAGGCGAUUGGCCACAUCCGGCCCCUGGGCCUUAGGUUGCCUACCCCUGAUCUAGCUAGUGGUAGAGCCAGCCCUGUUGAGUUGCAAAUGAAAUACUAACAUCUGUCUGCUUCACUGAAUUAAUCACAGGAAAGAGGCUCCUUGUGCGCAUUCCCCUCUCCCCACCUUUUCCAAUAUGGAUUUGAUGGGAUCUUAAAUUGUGCGGCUUUCAUUCAGAUUCCAGGAAAGAUCCAUUCUGCUAAUCACCUUGAACUCAAGGGUUGUGGAAGAGGUUUGAGUCAACCUCUUCACAGAUAAACAAACAGUCGUAGGCAAAGGGCUAACAAAGGAGCUGCCUUGAAGGGGCAUUAAAUUUCAGGGGUGGGGUUGGCAGAGAAGUCUGUUCUGGCAGCUUCUGAAAUGCUUUUGGAGAAGUCUAAUAACUAGUCCUCCAGCGACAGUGCUCAAUUUCCCCCCAACACGUGUAAUUUUCUCUGAAUGACAUGGCAGCGCGCUGUCCCAAGGGGAACCAGAGUUAAUUUCUUUCUUUGACCCACCCGGCCGAUCUGGCCUGACCUCUGGCCCAGCUGGACAGGAAGGUCAGGAAGAAAGACUAGAAAAGACUGGGAGUAAAUGAUAAAGGGCUUUUGCCACUUAGAGUUUGAACAAGACGGAAAUGGCAUUUCCAGUUAACUUAAUCAUAGGAGGAUAUCUGACCGAAUAGAAGCAACAGGAUUCAAUUACUGUAUCUGGUAACACGGCCCCCAGGGAUAAGUGUUUUAGUCUUCUCAUGCAGUUCAACUUUAUACUCAAAAUGCUGCAGUCCUAUUAAUAAUCAGGUAUGAUGCUCCAGGUGAACGAUUGGGCAAGAAGUGGACCCGCUUACCUUGGAAUGGGUUCACAGAAGGAACUUUUGAUCUCUUUCUCUUUUGGCUCUGGAAACAAGGAAAGAAGGCUUGAUGUUAAUAAAUGUAUUAAAUCUGCCUGUCUACAAGAAAAUAUAAAAAAUCAGAUCAAGGCAAGACGUUUUAAUUAGGAUGGACACAAAUAGUCAUGCUCCUGUUGUAGAAAUCACAUAUUUCUUGUUGUGAAUUAAAGUGAUCUGAAGAAGGAACUGGUUUGAGAAUACAGUAUCAGAUUUGUGGAAAGCAACUGAUCGUUCCAACUUUGCACAGUUAUGAAAAUUGGAUUAAAGAGAAUUGGACUAUUUGCUAAAUAUGUAUAUAAUGAAGAAGCAUGAGCUGGCCCUAAUUUGGGAAAUAUUGCCUGUAAUUUAACGAAGACAUAAGGUGCUCUUGCCAAUGGAGUCACUCCGGAGGGGGAAGCUGGAGGGCAAGGGAAAAGGAACACCUUUCUGUCCUGUUCUUAUUACUUUAUGAGACUUUUCUAAACUAGUUUGCAUUUAUCACAAGAUUACUCUUCCAUGUACCUCAUACCUAAAAUAUUUUUACAUCGCAAUGUCAUUCUCUUCAAAUGUAAAUCCCACUUAAUUCAAUGGGACUUACCACGUAAACUUAAUACAUAACAUAGAAUCAAUUUAAACAUAGUUAUCUUUAACAUAUACAGUGGUACCUCAGGUUACAAACGCUUUGGGUUACAAACGCUUUGGGUUACAAACUCUGCUAACCUGAAAGUAGUACCUCGGGUUGAGAACUUUGCCCCGAGAUGAGAACGGAAAUUGCGUAGCGGCGGUGCGGCGGCAGCAGCAGGAGGCCCCAUUAGCGAAAGCGUGCCUCAGGUUAAGAACAGUUUCGGGUUAAGAACGGACCUCCAGAACAAAUUAAGUUCGUAACCUGAGGUACCACUCUUUCUGUGUACUCUUGAACUUGAGUUUUAGUCAAGAGCUGACGGUAGUUUUUAAGCGAGUUGAAAGUGGUUUGAGAGCAGUUCUCCCCCAUGAUGUUGUAUUAGCGCAUAUCACUUCAGGGGGUGAAACUUUAUCUUUGCAUUUUUCUUCAGUGAGGGGUCUUAAGAUAUGUUUUUAGGUGUGAGGAAUUCAAAUUUGCUAUUAAUUUUUGUAAUUGGAAAACAUUUAGCUUGGUAAAUCUACAGUUGAUUAAAAAGCACAUAAAUUGCUCUUGAAAAACCAAGUUCCAUAUUUUUUGCUCUAUAAUAAUAAUAAUAAUAAUAUAUUACUUAUACCCCGCCCAUCUGGCUGGGCUUCCCCAGCCACUCUGGGCGGCUUCCAAAAGAAUAUUAAAAUACUGUGAUACAUCAAACAUUAAAAGCUUCCCUAAACAGGGCUGCCUUCAGAUGCCUAUAAGACUCACUUUUUCCCUCCUAAAAAGUAAGGGGAAAUGUGUGUGCAUCUUAUGGAGCGAAUGCAGGCUGUGCAGCUAUCACAGAAGCCAGAACAGCAAGAGGGAUUGCUGCUUUCACUGUGCAGCGAUCCCUCUUGCUGUUCUGGCUUCUGAGAUUCAGAAUAUUUUUUUUCUUGUUUUCCUCCUCCCAAAACUAGGUGCGUCUUGUGGUCUGGUGCGUCUUAUAGAGCAAAAAAUACGGUGAUUUUAAUUUUACUUUCUGAAAAUGUCAGGUAAUGCUAUCAAAAUUGUUAGUUUCCCUGCAUAAAACACGUCCCACUCAGCAUACAAUGUUACCUUGUAAUCAUAAAACAACAUCAGAAAGUAAGACAUCAAUUAAUAAGGAAUUUAAGCAAUAAGUUUCAUCAAGUGUGGCUUUGAUUCAUUUUUGGACCUCAGCUGAUGACUUGCUUCUUGGCCUCUGUAGCCCUCGCAUUUCUCAUGGGAAUAAACCCUGCCUGCUGCCUCUGUGACAUGUUUCACACAACAUUCUAUAGACUGAACAUGUUGACUAUGGAAUUUGCAAAGGCUUGGGAAUGAACUUCUUCAUCUUUACUUCUGCUGUAUUAAGUUUACAUGUCAAAGGAGGUUCAUAUACCCCAUCAGACCAGUCCAUCAGCUCCAACAGGGAUGAAGCCUUGGGGUUGAUGGAAAGUAUGUCUUCCUCAGUAAUACAGAAAGCUCUCUCAGUGUGCCAUCAUCUCCACUCCUCAUCAACAAUCUUUUGGACACCAGCUCUCCUUUCCUCACUGUCAUCUGAGCACAAGAGUGUCUGGAUUAUCAUUUCAUGGAAUGUAUGCCAUGCUGAAUGCUGGUUGGCUGGCAAAACAGCAUCCACUGCAGCCUUCUUUUGCAGCCUAAGUUGCCACAGCUGAAACAAGAUGUGGCGUGGGCUUUCCACCCAAUAGUAUUUGAUGUUGAACCAGCAGGGGUAGUACAUGCAAACAAUGUAUUCUACUACCAGUCGUAAGUUGUUGAGGGUUUUGCCUUUAAGGCCAUGUUUUGAAACCCAUAUGUGACAAAGCCUCUUUGAUGCUAUUAGCCACCUAGAAUGACUCACUGGACCAAGAGGGGCCAAAUUCAUGGGAAGUUUUCUUGUCCUUAUGUCCUGUAUGAUCUGAUAUCCUUACUCUUGAUUAGUAGGCAGAUCCUUCAUGAUGUUGUCCUGUAGUGAAGUAAGAGGCUUUCCAGUUGAGAGUUUGGUGAAUGAAGGAUCAAUUUCAAGUUCUAUAGCAAUUUCAAGUUUCUCACAUCUUGCCAAUGUUACCUGCCCACUUGAUCUGUGAUCACCUGCUAUGAUCAAGUGGUGCUGUCACUGGUUUGAGGGCACAAACCAACCAGGUGCAUGGUACCAUCCUCCCAGCCCAUGUUAAUACUUGAAAAAUCACCUCUAAUGGCCUGCAGGCUCCUGUCAAUGCCCUUCUUCCUCAUGAGAUCUAUAAGAUUAUUCGCAAUAACUUCAGCUGGUUUUUCUCUCUUUGAGACUUUCUCCAGAGUGAAGUGGUAGAUAUAUCUUCCACCAGGCUCACUGCACACACACUUGCAAUUGAGGAUAUGAGAAGGCUUGUCAAGUUCUGAAGUUUUGAUUUCUGUGCUAUUUUACACACAUUUUUUCACAAAAAUGUUAAUAAGUUAAAAAUUAUGGGAAAUUCCACAAAAACGUAAAAAAGGAAAUAAUUUUAUAUAAUUAUUUACCAAGUUGAACUAAAUUAUAUUAAUUUAACCAAAAUAUCUUUUGACUUCCCAAGUCAUGUUACAACUUUUUAGCACCCUUCACUUCUGGAAUUUGAAAGUUGACAGCCUAAUGUUGUUUCUUCCGAUCAAACAGAUUUUCAGGAUUUUGAAACAAUAAGGAAGUCUAUAGGGUUUAUUAUUAUUAUUAUUAUACAGUAGGUGAAUGUGAAGGAAACUAAUUUAGCCUUUUAGGUUUGGGUACAUUCCUGUGGGGCAUCACAGCAAGUGUUCUUUUAAAUACUUCACAAGCUAAUGAGGUACGAAUGCACAGUGUUUCUGUAGAUGUGUGCAGCAAAUCCACUGUCCUGUUUUCAGGAAUGAACCGCUGUCCUGAUUGCUCCUCUUUCUCAUUUGUCUCUGGCUAACAAACAUUAAAGAUUGAUCUGUUGCGUGUGCCUCAAAGUGGUAUUCCACUGCAUGCUUGGAAACAGCCAGGCAAGGGCUGUCAGUGUUGUCAGUCUGGGAAAACAAACCCCAGCAGCAAGGAGGGCACAAGCUGGUCCUGUUCAGCUCUGGAGUGGGACAUGUGGAUUCCUCAGGGAGGUGAAGCUCUGCUGAUAAAGGAAGAUGGCCCUUUGCCCCUCUUUCCACAAACAAAAUAGGAAAUAAACUGUUCUAAUUUAAAGAAACUCUUAUUGCCACUCUGCCAAGUGUUGCCUCUCCCAGUUCCACCGACAGCACCUGACUGAGCCACAUUUCAGCAGCUAAUGAGUGUGAGUUUAAAAAAACCUUAAAGCCUUUUCCUGCAAGCUGGUGACUGACACAAAUGGAGUUCAUAUUUAAUCAUCUGUUAACUCGUUGUCUAUUAUAGCUCUUUAAUAGCACCAUAGAUAUUCUUAAUGAAGCAUGAUUUAAGGUAUUUACAGCUCUAGGACCGACAGACAUCACUCACAGUGUGCAGGUAAUGAGGCAUAAAACAGCUCUUGGAAACUGUAAGAAAAGGAGGGGGGAGAGAAAGAGAGAUCUGGCAAGAAGGUAGAAGCUGAAUUGUUCCAAGGUUUGUUUUAAAAUGUUUAGGCAUUUAAAGUCAUUUCAGCUUUUUAGAGGUGUCUGGUAGCACAGGGUUCAGCAAUUACAGCUGCUGUGCAGCUCUCAUCAUAGUGAAGGAGUUCAUGGUGUUAAUACCCAUCUUUAAGAUUAUUAUUUUUUCAAAAAGCAAAGUAAUGGUUCCUCAUUGCUAUAGCUGCUUAAAACGUGCCAUUCGGAGAGUGUGUGUGAGAGAGAGAAAGAGAGAGAGAGAGACUCCCAUUUUUUCACAGUUGUUUGAAUGCCAAAGUCUUCCUGUGAACUUUGUUGGGUUGUAUAUAGUGAUCUCAGAAUCAAGGACUGGACAUGUUAUUAAUUUUGGGAAAUAAGGGAAAAGGAGACCUCAAAAGUAUACGGAAGUUGGUUCUUAAGGUCCAACGUGCUUUAAAUCAUAAAGCAAACGAAGCUAUCAAAUAGUCUGCAGUCUUGAUUGGAUUGAUUCAGUUGCCCUUGAAAAGGAGUGUUACAACUAAUACAAAUUAGUUCUUCAUAAAUUAUUUUUCUGUGAACCUCUGAGUCCUCUUUUCUUCCUUUCUGUGCUGGUGCCUUCCUUCAAUUAAUUUAGGGACCCGAAAUUAUAAGUUUCCCUUAAAUUGUAAGGAACAAGGGUGUGGAAUGUCUUAGUGGGCUUUCAUCCAGGAUCAUAUCAGGAAGAAAUAGGUGAGAUAUUAAUUAUAUUUGCAGGAUAGGAUAGGCUGGCAUAGGCAGCGAGCUUCUUCAGUCUCAUUGCCGCCCUUGUAGAACUCAGCAGCGAGCGGGACAGAGACAAAACUAGAACUAGUUGGCUUUGCUUGUCAUCUCUGUUGGGCUCUUUGCCUCCCACCCAACAAGGCUUGGUGGACACCGGCCUCCCUCCCCAGAAGAUGCUCUCUAUAGCCAAGACUUUGCACCCUCAGUCUGUCAUGUAAAACUUAUAGAUCAGUUAUAGGCAUUGUUAGCAUGAUAUGUAAAAGAUAGAAUCUUGUGAAAUUAAUUUCAUCUUUGGUCUAGAAAUUUAGGUUUGCCCUGAGAUAAGCUGGUGCAUCAGGUUUCAGAAUUGUAAGGUAAUUAGGUAAGGCCAGCCUAUUUGGGCAACAGUAUAUGGACAUUAUUCUCACAGUAAAUUCACCAGGAGGACCCACAAAAUCUGUGAGAGGUGCUUUUUUGUCUCUAUUAAUAUGCCCAAGCAUAGGGUUCUGUUUUUUUACUUAGUUUUUAGACAGUGUUAUUGAAUGUUAUUUUUGUACUUUUAUUUUUUAACGAAAAAUGCUUGAGUUUUAUAUUAUAUUUUGUGAUAUAAAAUUAUUGUAAAUAAAUAAUAUGAGAGAAGGUGCUCAGGAAAGGGAAGGAUCCAGCCUGUUCAGGCCUUUAGUGGUAAAAACUUGCACCUUGCCUUUGUCCGGGAAGAACUGUAGCCCAGUGGUGGAUCAGCUGCUUUGCAUGCAGAAGGCUCCAGGUUCAAUUUCUGGCAGGGAUCCCUACCAGAAACCAUGGAGAUUAGAAAGUACUGAGCGAGGUGAACCAAGGACCUGACUCUGUAUAAGACAGCUUCCUGUUUUCCUGUGUUGCAAACAGAUACUAUAAGAUUGAAGUUAUGUGAUCUCUGUUACAUACCCCAGGAAAUAAAUGAACAAGUCAGCUCUACACUAGUUGAAGCAUCAAGGGUGUCCCAUGUAAAGCAUAUUGCAGUAAUCCAAGCAUGAGGUAUCAAGGGGAAAAAAACAAAUGCAAAAUAAUGGAGGAGAGGAGAGGUCACAAGUGGCUUACCAGGUGAACCAACACAGUCAUACUUCUGGUUAAAGUUGCUUCAGGUUGAGCGUUUUUGGGUUGCACUCUAGGUUUCGCUGCUCCCGCAUGCACAGACGCUCAAAAUGACGUCACGUGCAUGUGCAGAAGCGGUGAAUCGUGACCUGCGCGGACGCGCAAACACAGGUUGCGUUUGCUUCAGGAUGCGAAUGGGGCUCCGGAACAGAUCCUGUUCGCAUCCAGAGGUACCACUGUAUUUGAAAACAGUUCUGAUCUGCACAAAAGGUAGCUGUUUUGGCCCAUAAGAAAAAAAAUCCUAAAUUCAAAAAAUGUUUCCAAAUUAUAUUUCAAGUUCUCCAAAACUAUUCAUUAGGCUAGAGUCAAGCAGGAAAGGGGGGUAAAAUGUUGACUGGUGGUAAAACUAUGAGGAGUCUUAAGAUACAAUGGUACCUCGGGUUACAUAUGCUUCAGGUUACAUACCCUUCAGGUUACAGACUCCGCUAACCCAGAAAUAGUACCUCGGGUUAAGAACUUUGCUUCAGGAUGAGAACAGAAAUCGUGCUCCAGUGGCACAGCAGCAGCAGGAGGCCCUAUUAGCUAAAGUGGUGCUUCAGAUUAAGAACAGUUUCAGGUUAAGAACGGACCUCCGGAACAAAUUAAGUACUUAACCCGAGGUACCACUGUAGAAUGUAGCUCAAAUGCAGUCUCUAUGCAGGCUUCAAGUUCCUCAAAGUCUUUUUGGCCAAUGGCCGAUUCGCCAUUUCCAGAAACACAAAAAACAGUAUGGUAGUUACGCAGGUCUGUCUUUGUCAUUGAGCAAAAAAUACACAGUUUCCUUUGUAGGCUGAGAAACUAAGGAGCAAAGGCACAAAUUAAUUUUUAGUGGUGCUAGGUAAUUUAAAAAGUCAGCAUAUGCCCAUCUCUCCCACCCCACUUUGUUUAGCAUCUGGUCUGAUGAACGUUGCUGCCUUUACUUUAUGUGUGCCGUGGAGACCUCUGAAUUUAGCCAUUUAACAGUGAGAUCCUAAGCUUGAGGAAGUGGAUCUUACAUGAUCUGAAGGUGGGAAGGAAUGUUCCCUCCAACCUCCAGGUAAAGUUAUGUGGCUGGCAAGUUACCCAUUGUGAAUGACCCUCCUCACAAUUGUAAAUAUAUACCAGUAAAAGAUGAAUUGCAGGGCAGGAAGGCCAUAGCUAUGCAGAGCUAUUCCUUAGCUUCUGGUCAGAGAAUAGUAAGUGUUAGCUCCUGCUGCUUCUUUUUUUUGGUAAAUGUCCCCCAGUGAGAUCUUAACAAAAUCUCAGAAUUAUGAAAAUAUUUUGUGAUGGAGGUGCCAUUUUGCAUGAAAAUAUUUCCCAGAAAAUGUCAAAUGUCACCAAUCUGCCUGUCUCCCUGUGUGAUAGUAAUUGGCUUGGAAGGGCCAGCUCUGUCGAAGGCUCUGCUCGCCUCCUGCCUCCUCCUUGGUAAGAUAUUAAAAUGUAUUGAGUCUCCUUCAUUAAUGCAGGUGACUUCCUUGUCUCUGAAUAGGCACAUCUCUGUCUCGAUCCAGGCUGAGAAACAUAUUGUGAGUGGCAUGGCUUUAAACAUGAUUUUGAUAAUUAAACUUUCGAAAGAAAUUUAUUGACAGCAUUAUUCAGAUAUAAAAGCAGUUCUGGUUACAUGCUAAAAGGGAGAGAAUGUAAUUUCUCCUGGUCUAGCCAAAGCAACUUUUAUGAAGGUGAAGAAAUCCCCAAACUUCCAUUACAGGCAGAGUAUUUUUGUUUUGUUUUGUUUCAUUUAAUGUCUCUUUUUGCUGCCAUGUACUUGAUUUAGGCUUUCUCCAGCAGUUUUAUUUUAGUGGAAGUUUAAGUCUGCUACCCAAUUAUACCUCAUAUGUGAUAGAGAUGACUGAGUAUGUUGAGGGGAAACAGGGGAUGAGAAAUUAUAGUGUUGUCCCUUACAGACUUAUUUUUAUAUCUAUAACCUAUAUUUGUAAUUGCUUUUUAUCUCCAGAAAAAUGAAAAGUAUAAAUUUGCCCUCGUCACGGUAUAUUGCAGCACUGUAUAAGGCAGCACUGAGGCAAGGCUUCUCAUUUUCCAUCCCUGCUUGUUUCAGUUUUAAUUAUGAUGCUUCCCUUCCAUUGCUCUCAAUGGAAAAAAGCUUAGGGGGCGGAUUCUGAUUUUGCUUACAUCUGGCAAACACAGCUAUCUUCAUUAUGGAAACUUGAAUUUAACCUGGUAUAUCUGUAAACAAAAAAAUGGUUUGUGUGUCUUAAACUGUUUAAUUCUCUUUAGAAAUGGCACUUCCCUUCGAAGCUGUUCCAUUGCAUGUUCGAUCCACCUUUACCCAUUGCAUGUUAAAACUUGCACCUUAUUUUAUUUCAUAUGAGGGAUCAACAUUUCAGACACGCCUCAAGAGGCUUCUAAAACAUCUGUGCAUAGAAAAGGCUAUGAGCAUGUAUAAAAAACUCUGAUGAAAUAAUGCAGGAGGCAGGAUCUAUCUUCUGAUCAGGGGUAGCCCACUGGCAGCUCACAAACUACAUCCAGAUUCAGCCCCAAGUAAGUUUUGUCUGGUCCUUAAUCAUCAGGAUUAAGGAAUGUAAGAAGGCAUCAAUUCCUGUUCUGACCCAUGUUCACUGCAUGCUGCAUGUUUCUGAUCCAGUGCAGUUUGACUUCUGACAAAAACUACAUUAUUUGUCCCUCUGUCUGCUGUGACAGAAUUUUGUGUAAUUAUUUUACAUAUUUAUGCCACACCAUUCAUUGCAAUGCAAAGGAAAUAAAAUGCCAAUAGGUGGAAAGGUAACUAAUUAUGUAUCAUUUGCUGAUUGAAGACAACAGUGAAUACUAACAGUAUUCACUGGAUUGAUUUAAAUUCUGGACAUGGGAUAAAUAAACAAACAUCAAUUAUUUCUGUUUCCAACAGAAUUCUUAACAUCCCUAAUCAGGAUAUGGUAAAUAGUUUGCCCAUAGUUUCAGUCCUAAGGAACAGUACUUCUAAAGAAAAGAUGUUGUGUCUUCUGUGUGCGCCACAGAAUACACAAAUCAGGAAACUGAUGAUGGCAGAUGCUUUUAGGCAUUGAUAUCACACAGUUGAAGUUUCUGGUUAUGUGGAUUUCAUUCUCAGAACAUGUACUACCAAUACUCUGUGGUUUAUAAGGGGCACAACUAAGUUCCUGAGAAAACUGCAAUCUAACGACAAUCUCCAAGAAAUACCAUCAUAGCUACUAUAGACGUUGGGGACCUUUGCACCAACAUCCUCCAGAAAGGUGGAUUACAAGCCAUCAGGAAGAAUAUAAUCCUUCACUAAAGAGUUUAGUGAGAGAGUCAAGAUGUUAAGGUGGAGACUGAGGAUAUGUUAAGGUGGAAGCAGAAUUAUUAAUAAGACCAAGAAUAUGCAGCAUGACGAAUACAUUGUUGGACAUUCCGUUGACUGUUGGCAUCAUUCAGCAAUUGUUUGAUGAGCAAAUAAAAGUGAUUAGAGCUGAGAUUGAUGAAAUAGUGAAUGAAAGCAGACCAGAGAAGGAUGAAAUGGAAAACAAGGACACAUAGACUUUGGAGAACAAUAUGAAUGCCAGGACAGGAGGGUGAGAGUUGGAGGCAACAGUUGAUGAAAUGGAUAAAUCCUUCACACAGGUGUUUAGAGGAAUGAAACAGCCAAAUGGAAGAAUUGUGAUGUUGGAGGAGUUGAAUUAAACCAUGGAUGGAAAGAUGAAGAGACAUUCUGAUUUGGCAGAAAUAGUUGAGAGAGAAAGUCUACUACUUGAAUUUAGAGAGAAAAGCAUAUAUAGAGAGAGAUAGAUGGCUUUUCUCUCUAAAUGAUGAGUAUAUGUACCUACAACUGUGAUAUAUAAUGAUGAAUAUGUGUACCUGCAACUCAGAAUAACACUUCGUUCAUAUGAUGAACAAAGGCUUAUGCCAUAAUAAACCUAUUAUGUUUUUAAGGUGCCACAUGACUUUCUGUUGUUAUCUUUGUAAACUUGUAAACUUGGUAAUAUUUACAUAUUGUGUGCACAUAAUUUAUGUAAUGUAGUGCCUGAGCAUGCGUGCUUUAUUACUGUGAAGCCCUUAUUUCAAAAUGGCAACAACUUUAUUAUAGCGACUCAUAAAGGAGUUGAUGUAGCACACUACAUUUUUGGCUCCUGGAUAAGUAUCUGAAUAAGUGUGUGCCACCCUGCCCUGAAGUUGGCCUUCUCUCCCCUGGAUGCUUGCCCUGAUCAUUCGGUAGGACUGUAUGACUAUGUGCACAAUUAAUCCCCUAAAAAUGUAAUGGUCAUGGCUUUGUAAAUUUUAAAAUAACACAUUCUUAAAUGGCAUCUCUUUUUACUGUGUCCAUGAACUCUGCCUAGGAAAAUGCUUUUAACAAAUUGGCUACAAUGAUGCUGAAUAAAUCAUUUAUUAUUAGAACAAUAUACUGCACAAAUAUUUGGCUGGUUUAGCACUGCUGGACCCUGGAGAGAAGAGGCCGAAUGUGUAUAAUAUAAAUACUAUGUAGCAAACAGAUCUGCGGUGCCACAGAUAGCACUGGAAUUGAGACUGUUCCAGAGCUAAUGGAAGCUUCCUUGAGCUGCACAGAGCAGUGGACUAGUGUUUACUGGCUAGAUAAGAGGGGUUGUAGGCUGCUGGUUUUCUUUUACCUUCCCGUUAGAAAAGUCAUUAACUCUGUAAUCUUAAGGCUGGCCUGAGGGAAAAGUGAAGGUUGGCAAACCACCAACUCCAACACCCUACCAGCCUCUCGCAAGCAAGGCAGGAGCCAGGACGGAGAAGUGUAAGAAUUUACAUUUUUCUUCCGCAAAAUUUGAAAUCAGAUUACUGUUUAAGAGUACUUAUGCAACGCCCUCCUCUUAUGUGUGCAGCAUUUUAGCACUGUGGAACUCCCUCCAGUAAGAUGUCAAGGAAAUAUACAACUAUCCGACUUUUAGAAGACAUCUGAAGGCAGCCCUGUUUUGGGAAGAUUUUUAUGUUUGAAGUUUUAUUCUGUUUUUAAUGUUCUGUUGAAAGCCGCCCAGAGUGGCUGGGGAAACCCAGCCAGUUGGGCGGGUAGAAAUAAUAAAUUAUUUGUUGUUGUUGUUGUUGUUGUUAUUACUGUUCAUAUGCAACCCUUUACACAGAAGAUCUAAGAAACUUGGCGUGUAAGCAGACUUUUGAUGGCAAUUUAGUUACUAUUCCUAGAGUAUUAUAGAAUUUUGAACAUAAACAUGACACAGCAUAAGAAGAUCUCUUCUAGAUCAGGCCAAAGGCCCAUCUAGUUUAGCAUCCAGUUCUCAGGGUGGCCAAAAACAGGACUUGAGUGCAAAAGCUCUCCCCUUGCUGGUGUGAUUCCCAGCAGCUGCUAUUCAGAGGCAUCUCAUCACUGACCCUGGAGGUAGAACAUCACCAUUUUGCUAGCUAAACCUUUGAUAGUCUUAUCCUCCAACUUAUUUAAUCCUUUUUGAAAACCAUCCUAGUUAGUUGCCAUCACUUCAUAUGUGGGGAGUGAAUUCCAUUGUUUAACUAAGAAGUACUUCCUUUUGUCUAUCUCCAAUCUUCCAACAUUCAACUUACCCUGUUUCCACUGUCUCCACACCAUACAUAAUCUUAAACACCCCCAUCAUAUCCCUGUUGCCUUUUUUUUCUCCACUGAAAAGCCUCAGAUAUUGUAUCCUCCCUCUCAUAGGGGAGUUGGCCUCAGAACAUUGAUCAGUUUCCAGUUACUCUUUUCUGAAACUUUUCUAGCUUUGGUUUUUAUUUAAAUGUCACUCCACAAGCUGCUUCUAUUGGUGUCUCUGGUAUUCAUGCUCAUCUGACACAUCAUAAAAUCAUGCUCAACCAAUACAACGAAGUUCUCUGUACUUUCUUCUCAUACCUCAGGGUGGGUAACCUCUGACCCAUGGGCCAACUUUGGCCCCUGCACACCUCCAAAACUAGGAUCAUGAGGCUGCUUCUCCUAAACCAUAUGCACCUGCCCCACACUUGACAUGGUAGAGAUGCAGCUCUGUUGGGGGACUUCAUCCCUACAGAAAACAUGGGCUGAAAUCACGGCUCAGCUAGUGAUGGGCAGCGACUUCAGCCCUGCUGAAUUUGUGGCACAAUGGAGUUCCAGGAAACAUCUCUGCCAGCCCUGUGCUUGGUGUUUUGCUUAUUUUAGAGCUGGCAAAGCCCCUUACACUGCCCAUCCCAAGUGCCUGACAGUCAUCUGUCGUCAACAGAUGGGUGGCACAACCUAAAAUGGGCCUAUCGGCUGCAGAAGUACAAGUGGCAUCCCAAAAACAAAUUCUCACACCACUAGCAGGAAUGAAAAUUCACAACAGGUUUUUUCAUGCUUUGUGAAGAAGAGUGAUUGAAUGGACGCCAUACCACACAUCCAGUUUGUUGCGCAAUAAACACAUUUCUUUCUUUUUUGUUGCCUCCAACCCUGAAAUCUUACCCUAAGAUUGGUCUUUUGUUGCAGGGGUGUUUCAUCUCCACGGCACUGAAAGUGAAAUUUUUGUAGCUGGGAAAAUGAGAUGCUUCCCCCAGAGAGCUCAUUCUUUCUGCAGGGCCUGCAAGACAGAGCUGUUCCACCAGGCCUUUGGCCAGGGCACAGCCUGACUCCCUCCCUUGGCAAUCUUCACGGAGUUCUGGCCCAAUGGUUGCCAGUGGCUUGAAUUAAUUAAUUUUAUAAUGAAUGAUUUUAGAGUGUUGUUUGUGCUGUACUUUUGUACUGUUUUAUUGUUGUUAGCCGCCCUGAGCCCGGCUUCGGCUGGGGAGGGCGGGAUAUAAAUAAAAUUUAUUAUUAUUAUUAUUAUUAUUAUUAUUAUUAUUAUGCAGGUGUUCCUGCUACCUACUCUGUAUAGGCUAUUUGUGCGGCAGUUAGUGUAAGGUGAUGCAACUUUUUUGCCCCUCCCAUGCCUGCACCAUUUUGUGAACCUUUAGUGUGUGUUUUGAAAUCACAACUUCUCUAGCCACCCUAACCGCUGUUGCUGCCUUUCUCCUCACAAGCACAUGUCCUGCCACGAGUGCUGUGACAGCAAGGCUGUCAUUGAACAAACAUGUAAGAAUAUUGUAAAAAGGAUAGAAAAUAUUUUUCUGAUUGUGCAGAAAUUGAAGCUUAACCUAUAAUGCAUUUUUAAGUUGCAGCAGACGUGUUCUCACAAGUGAUUUCUAUAUCUAAAAAUGUAACAUGGGAAGGUUUCUACCUCUGAGAUAAGCAUGGUUAUGUUGAACUGUUCUCUAAUCUUAGCUUAGAUGUUGCUUUCAGAAGUUAGUGAACACAUAAAUCCUUCCUGUGUAACAUUUUUAGAAGUUAAUGCCUGUUAUAGCAUGGUAAGGUAAAGGACCCCGGACAGUUAAGUCCAGUCAAAGGUGACUAUGGGAUGCGGCGCUCAUCUCUCUUUUCAGGCCAAGGGAGCUGGCAUUUGUCCACAGCUUUCUGGGUCAUGUGGCCAGAAGGACUAAACUGCUUCUGGUGCAAUGGAACACUGUGAUGAAAGCCAGACCAGCAAAGCUUUUUCCUGGGCUGCUGUUACGCAGAGAUGGAUAUGGGGCUGACUUUUCUUUUCUUUUCAAAUUCAUCUAGUCCAGCCCCCACUCCCUUUUAGUCUGUACUUUAGGGCAGGCAGUAAUUUCUUGGGAACCAGUGUCGAUCCAGCCUGGACCCUGACACAUUUAUUUGGUAUUGUUCAGUUGCUGCGGAUAUGUGCUAGGCUGAUUAGAUAGCGCAUGUAUGGCAGUUCCCUAGUGCACUUGUUACCUAGGAAACCAUGAGCUCUACAUGUGUGUCACUUAACACCCUAUUUGCUUUCAUUUGGAUAAGUCUUUAAUUUCUGCACUGCCCCAUCUCCUCUGGAUCUAUUCAAGUCGCCUGUCUUCAUACACUAAUCCCUCUCCUUCUGCCCUGCUUGCCUCUCUGGCUGUGGUUCUCAAAAAAGUCCCUGCCUGCUCGGAGCAAGUUUCCAAACCUGUGGGUAAUCUGAACAGCUCGUGCCUUUAACAAUAAUAACUCAAAUUAUAUACACGGCUUCUCCCAUCCAGAAGCAAUUAGUAGCUCAAAUGUGAUGCUUAACACUUCCAUCAUCAAAGCACUCUACAGACGUUAACUAAUUAAUCCUUCAAAUAUUGCAAUGAAGCACAGUAAGGUGGCUAUUUCUCCUUUGUAGAUGGGGGAAUUAAGGCACACAGAAUAUCAAGGCUGGACAGUGGCUGGCUCUGCUUCACUAUGCAAAGGAUGCAACAUCCAAAAUAUCUGUCAUUCAAGUAGAAAUAAGAGGUCAACUACCCACUCCUAAGAGUUUCAUUUUCAAAUGGAGUCUCUACCCUGGUUCUUAUCUGAUUAAUCUUAGACUUUCCCUGGUCCCCCAGUGACUCAGGUAGAAUAUUUUGUGAACUGCACAUUAAGAUGCUGGUUUUUAGCUGUGCUGAAGCUUCUUUGCAACACACUUGCCCCUCAUUAUCUAUGUUUAGCUGAAUAUUCAGAAAGCUUCCCCCCUCAUCACCAAUUUUUAUUCUGUAAAACAGGUAUUUUGUGAUGUCCACAACAGUUUCUUUGAUUUCCAAAUGUGUCUCCAGACGAAGAAGGUUGUAGAACUCAGAUAGAACUGAUUGCAGCUGAUUAAAAUAUUAGAUUGCAAGAAAAAAACUUAUUAUGGGGGGGUGCUCCAGUUUGUUCCAGUGCCAUUUGCUGGAAGCAAAGAAAGAAAGAAAGGUUGGUUUUUGGGGAGCUGUCAGACCAUUGCUUCCUAUAGCUCAAGACAGGGGUGCUGAGGGGUCUUGCCCCCCCAAAAACCCAGGAAGGGUCUGGGCUCUCUCAAUAUCCUGUGGCGACAUGUGCACGCAGUGUGAGCACACCACAGAAUGCGCUCACGACACUCGUGCAAGCUGUGCAGGGGCAAGCCGGUGUGCGUGGCUCAAGAGCUAUGCCUCCUAAUUAAACCUGUCACUGCCUUCCACAACAGGCCACUGAGGGAUGUUUGGGUUCACCUAUUCCAACUGUAAGCUGAAUGCUGAGCGUAUGUUAUAUAUAAUUGUUUUACCUGCCCUUCACCAGCAGCUGUGAGGGUGGGUUACUACAAUUUAGAAUUCAGAAUUCAAAACAGUUAAAACAGAUUAUAGUCCCAAAAAAUGUGGUGGGGGCACUGAAAACACACAUUUCAGAAGUAAAGGCCAGUGUAGAGAAGUUUCUUCUGCAGACUAGUGCAGUAGUGUACAGGUGACAGCACUGGAGGCCUGGAAGAGCAGAUCCUGUAAAACAAAAGAGUUCUGCAAGCAGUGGUAGAUGGUCCAGAUACAAAUGUGAAGACAGUACUGUUAGAUCCUGUCUGCAGCACUGUCUGGUCAGCAAGACCAAUUAAAGAUUCCCUUCCCUUUAGCAAUACCUGCUCACCUGCUCACCUAGGGUUCUGGGUGGACACUCUUUGGUGCAUGGUGUGGCCAUGGAGGGCUGCCAUCUUCUGACGUGGCCAGGGGAGGGGAUGGUCACCUGGUGCCACCCAACUCUGACUGCAUUGGGCUCCCAGGUAAGGACAGGCAGUGCCUGCAAGCCAAUCAGUCUCCAGCCCACUCCAUGCCUAUUUAAACGGGCAGCCAGGUGCAGGCCACCCUCUUGGCUGAUCGUCAUGGGAUUUUCAACCGACCUAGUCCUUAGGGGUCCACCCAGUGGGGGAGCAGGUGUGUUGCCUAUGGACCUUGCUAUAGUUUACACCAUAGCUUUCCAAACUUUUCAUAUUAGUAACCGCUUUCCAGCCCUGAAAGGAGUGUGGGGAGUGUUCGUGCAACACACCUACACACUGCAGCCGACACACUAACGUGUCAUGACACACAAUUUGGAAAGCUCUGGUUUACAUGGUCACCAUAUUCGGGGACAGGGAGGAAUUUUCUCCUGCAAGCAAACUGGCCGGCUUGCAGGUUUUUGCCUACCUCAUCACAACAUUGGGAGAUAAGGCAUUGGGCUGGAUCCUUAGUCGCAGGAGUAUCCUGUUAGCAGGGUCCAGGAGGGGUGACUCUGUCUGGGAGUCCAUGGCGGAGGGGGAACAGUGGGCCAAUACACCUCCCCCAAAGGCGACUCCCCAGCACCAGGUUCCUAUCAGGUAGCAGGAUACAUGCCCAGUGCCUUAGCCAAAUCUACUCUUUCCUGUAAUCAAUAACGUUGUGGCUUAAUUCAACCUAAAACCAAUUUCCUGUGUCCAUUCUUGUGGCCCUCCCUGCACCUGCAGUGGGCAUCAUGUCCAUGUGCUGGCAAGGAUAUAAUUCUGUCUUACAAGCUACAAGUGUUAUCUAGUCUGAAAUUUAUUUGUCCCACUCCCCCUAUGGCAUUAAAAAAAUAAAAAUAAAAAUCGAAUGAAGGCAUGGAAUAUAUAAUUUGCCAUCAUAUAAAUGACAAAUUUGAUACACAAAUGGAGAUGAAGCACCCUAGCAUUGUCGCAAGGUUACCAACUUUCUCUUCUUCCUGUUUAAGGGUCUCCUCUGACCACCCCAAAGCUGUGUGUACUGUUGCCUUUGUAGACCGCAAUCUGUACUGAAAUCCAAGCCUGCUGUUAACUUCACUUGCGCUCUAUUCUUGUGUUUGCUAUUAUUUUUUAACACUUUUUUGUGCAUAAAAGCACUAUCCUCUCCCUAGAGCCUGCCUGCAGUGAAGACAUGGUCUGUACAACUGCAAUUAUUUAGAAGAACAGAUGGAGUGAGGAGCAGAAAGUCUGUUAAUAGUAAUAGAAAUGCUACAUGUUAACCUGGACAGCACACGAUGACAGUCCCAUGACUACACGUUCUGUUCCCACCAGCUGGGCACCAACGCAGAAGUGAGAGAUUCACAACAAUAGCAAAACCAAGAACCCACCUAAAGUUAGAAAUCAAAUUCCUUCACACUUUUCAGUGUAGGUUUCCCCCCACCCCCAGUAAUCUCCUGCCUCAUGGUCAUUUCAAAAUAUUUUCAUAUUUAAGGUGUGGUGUUAUAAAUUUCAGCAUGGUUGGCAGGAUAGAAAUUAGGCAUGAAUGUGUGAGAAGGAAGUACAGGCCAAUAAAGGGAGCACAAACAUGGUAAACCAAGAAUUUUAUAUCCCCCCCCCCCAUCACAAUAAUUAACUCUUAAGAUUGUGCUGACAUAAUAUAUAUAAUCGCUGAGCAGCAGAUUUGCUUGGGCUUUUUUUCUUUUGGGUGCUUUUUUUGUAAGAUGUGAAUGAAUCAGAGGUUGCUCUUAAUGGAAUCUAAAAGACAGGAAGGGACAUGACACAGUGGCAGAACAUCUGCUUUGCAUACAGAAGGUUCAGCCCCCAUAUCCAAGCAUGGUUGAGAGAGACCCCAGUCAGAAACUUUCCCGCUCCUGUAAACUAGUGAUCCACGCUCUCUCCAGGCCCACAUUUAACCCCCAGCCCUGAGUUUCUAAGAUAAAAAAACACCAGUCAUUGAGUUAGCUUAGAAUUCACACAUUUGAAACUGGAUGCCCUCCUUGCAAACCAGUUUAAGCAUAAAAUGAUUUUUAGUUUCAUGUGUUAAAUCUUUAGAUUAGAUUGUUAAAGUUUCAGAGACAGAUGUGAUAUCACUGCCUAAUGACAGACCAGUUGGAUAUUAUGCAAGAACAAAGCUAAGUCCGUGAAGCUUAUGCCGUCAUAAACUGGUUAGUUUUUAAGACUCUUAGUAGUUUUUUGCUGCAAAAGGCUGUUGGCUAAUCCUCUAGAUUUUGUUAUGAAAUUAUUCUCCUCAUCUUUUACAAUCAGUCACUGUGUGUGACCAGUGAGAAGCUUAGGAACUAGUCUGUUGUGAAAACAGAUUCAGAGAGCAUUGAGGCUGCCCCCUCCCCCCGAGGAUCUAGGCCAGAGGUCCCCAAACUUAUUUGGCCUACCGCCCCAUUUUAUUGGGGGGGAAACCUCAGUGCCCCCCUGGAAAUCUACCUUCUUUUAAGCCAACAAAUUAAGCUUGCUGGCUCAGUCUGAUCCGCCCCAGGACUGGGGCUGGUGCUGAAGCCAUUGGCCAAGUAGGCGUCUGCUGUGAUCCACUUCCUGGGCCUGAGUGAAGCCCCAAAGGGAUCAUCCAAGCCCGGGAAAACCCCUCGCCUCAAGCAUGUCUGCCAGAUCCAGGGGAGGCGUUGUCGCCAUCCCACAAUGGUGCCCGACCUUUCGGUUAGCAUCAUUACACCAGAUGAAACACGUACAAACAGGUUUUUUUCUUUCUUUCUCUGCUUUUUGUAGUGAAGAGCAGGCUGAAAUACUUUAAAUACAUAAUAUCCAUAUUUUUUACAGGAGAAGAAGUAUGUUCUCAUCAUGGUAGAUCCAGAUGCCCCUAGCAGAGCGAAGCCAGAAUACCGUUUCUGGAGACAUUGGGUUGUCGUUGGAAUCAGAGUGAGUAGCAUGUGUGUUUAUGUUAUUACAUUAUUCAUGAGGAUGCAUCAGUAGCUUUGGAAACACUGCCGAGUUCAGAUAUACCUGGCUCUUUCCUCCAUCAUUGUUUUCUCACCUUACUCAGUGGUUAACAGUGAUUAAAUGAAUAGUAGUUAAUUAAUUAGCAACUAUUUUGGAGGAGAGGUCUGUCUACAGACAGAUGGCCCUGUAAAGACAUCAUGGCCAGCACUACACACUCAUACCUCGGGUUGCAGACGCCGCUUCAGGUUGCGUUUUUUCAGGUUAUGGACUGCCGAAACCCAGAAGUACUGGAAUGGGUUACUUCUGGGUUUUGGCAGUCGCACAUGCACAGAAGUGCUAAAUCAUGCUUUGCGCAUGCGCAGAAGUGCCGAAUUGCAACCCGUGCACGCGCAGAUGUGGGUUGCGAAUACUGCGGGUUGCGAAUGUGCAUCCCACACGGAUCACGUUCGCAACCCGAGCGUCCACUGUACCAGUGAGUGUCGGUGGGACUGGGGCCACUAUGGGUCUCAUGGGCGGGAUGAAGGGGAGAUGGUGAUAUGUAAAAUCACUCUUCUUCAGCUUUUGCUCAGUCCAGCCAAGGAGAUUCUUUAAAGUUUUCAUGAACCAUCUCAGGAAGUGCAUGGUCCUCUUGCUCCAAAGGCAUGGGAACAUCCCUUAUCUGUGCCCUGUGAUCUAGACCAGGGACUACAAACUACCUUUGACUUGUUGUCUGGGACUUGUAUGAAAAUAGAAAAACACUUUAGAUUUGUGUGUAUACCUAUCUGAUAUGGUUCUUCAUGGUUGAGUCUCAAGCCAAUGUGACAGGGCGGUUGUAGCUUUGGUGGGGCAUGUAUACACAUCAACUUAGAUUUGGUAAGGUUACAGUGAACGCAGAUAUCUUGCCAGUAUAUGGCCAGUAUGCUUUCUGUGGUUUUGGUCUAACUGUGUUAAUUCAGGUAUGUCAAGUUUCAGGAAUUUGCCCUCUAUUCAUGCAGAAAAACUAUUUCAGGUGAGAUUUGUUUUGAUUAAAAAUAAUAAUAAUUAAAAAGGCUAAUUAAUCUGUCAGGACCAGGUGCUUUGUGGAGCAUAUUUUUAAUCCCAUCUUGGAUUACUGCUAGGGUAAAAGAUCUAAUGAUUUCAAGGUUUUUUUCUAGGAAUGUUGUGUCCAGUGGUUCAGAUUAAUAAAGUUUUGUAUAAUUUUUUUUUCAAUCCUCCAGAAUUUUUUUUGUCUUUGGAUUUUUUUACCUUUUUGCAUUUUAACACAAUAUAUAACUCAUUUUGUUUGAUUUAUGCAUACUUGUUUGCUAGGCAGAAUAUUCAUUAUAAUAUCGCUUUAUCUUCUGAAGUGAAUUAAGUAUCUGCAGGACUUCUAGAGAUCUUAGUUCUGCUCUUUUUCUUAAGUCUUCUGUACACUCUUUGUGUGCAUUUAUGUUCAGUUUUAAGAUCUUGUAUUUCCUGAAUUAGAUUGGCAUUUACCUUCUAUUUCUCUUUUUAAAUUCUCCUUUCUUUUCACUUAUAAGUAUGCUAUGCAUCACACCUUUAUUUUUAUUUUUUUAAAUAAUAUUUAUUAAAGUUUCACAGAAAAAGAAUCACAUUAUU